Podarcis lilfordi (Lilford's wall lizard) is the source of this 94200-nucleotide messenger RNA. NCBI's taxonomy places the organism in Eukaryota, Metazoa, Chordata, Lepidosauria, Squamata, Lacertidae. The record is from the annotation of a GenBank genome assembly.
CAUUAAGGCGGUGCCUCGGUGGAAGGAGUGAGGCAGGAGGAGCUUCUCUUUCAGUGGCCGGGAGAGAGGGCAUUGCAGAGGCAAGCAUGGCUCUGUUCCCUUCUGCCUGCUUCUGCCUGCUUCUCCUCUUGGGGUCUGGCUCCGGGCAUCCCACCUGUCAGUUCUUGGACAACUUGAUGUUCACCUGCCAGGAUAGCAAGGUGACCCAAGUGCCGCAGGACAUCCCCAGGAACGCCACGGAACUGUGAGUAAAUUGGGCAACCAAAAGAACUCUACAGCAGACUUUUGCUUUGGUCUCUGGAGAUUAUCUCCUCCUUUGAUAAAUUGGGUUCACUCUUUCCGGAGGAUUUUCAGAGGGAGGGAUCGCUGGUUCUUCUGGGACCACGGCAACCCUCCUCAAAGGAGGUUUGCAAGCGUUGGAGAGAGAUAAGUUGCCUGCGCAAAAAAGUUUCAGUCGGAGUUUCCCACAGCAGUGGGGGUUUCCAAAGUAAUUUAUGAUAUUAAGCACUUGGCGUUUUCUCCAAAAUGAAAAACAAAAAACCUUGCUUGAACACAGCUGAAACUGAACAAAGCAAAAGUCCGUCUGCUGAAAAGCAGCACAACUUAUCCGGGGAAAAUAUGGCAACCUUUUCAACCAGAGCAUUGUAGCAACUAGCUCCUAUCUUCUCUGCUGAGACGUUUUUUCCUUUGCAAAGAAGUUGGUGGUUUGCAUCAUGAUCACACAGUACUUUGCGGAGUUUCCUAAAAGUGAAGGGGGGAGGGGGCGCGUGAGGGGGAGUCCUAGAUAAGGAUGGUUUUCUUUUAAAUUUUGAAAAAGUGGGGAAAGCAAAUGGUCCUUAUGGGAUGAAAUGGAACAAGAAGCUCUAAUGAGAAUAAAUGAAGACAGCUCACUGUUGGAUUUCUCAAUUACAAGGCAGUUUCUUGAAGUUCCCAUUUAUUUCUCGGGGACUGACACAGGCAGUGUUCUUUAUCAGAUGUUUCGGCAGCUCUGUAACACAGAGAUUACCACCAAUACUUAACGGUGUCCUUGCUGGAAUAAAAUUGUGGGGUUUCUUCUUGCUGAAGCACAAAUGGCAGAUUCUCACCCUAUGCACCAAAGAUACAUAGCAAGGAUUUGGUCCAGCAAGGGGCUCUACAAUUGUCCCUGUAUCCAUGAAGGUUUGAGAGGAGGUGACGCCAAGAACAGGGAACCUGUGGUCCUCCAAGAUAUUCCUGGACUACAGCUCCCAUCAUCCCUGAACUUUGCCCAUGCUGGCUGAGGCCAAUGUGAGCUGGAGUCUGAGAUCUGGAAGGUCACAGUUUCCCCAUUUGUGCCUUAGUAGACCACAUCACUUAAGCAUCAUUGCAAAGCAUUGUUGCACAUGUCAAGCUGGUUAAAUGAGGAGGGGUUGUCAGGGUCUUUCUAAGGGAAAGAGCAAAGAGCAUGUGCAGAUUCUUCCUCAGGCAUAAGAUCUCAGCAAAAUUUGUUUUCAGCAGCAAACCUCAAUGCUGUUAUGCACAACAAAGGUAUAAUUUACGGAAUUUCUAUGUGGCCACACGAUGCAUUUAAAGCACUCUUAUGCCACUUUAACAGUCAUAGCUUCUCUCCUGGGAAGUGUGGUUUGUUAAGGGUGCUGAGAGUCCUCUAUUCUCCUCCCAGAGUCCCCUGGGGUGAAGGAACAGCUGUUAAACUACUUUGGGAAUUGGCCUUUGUGUUGGUUUUGAAAGAAAGAGAGAACAUAGCAGACAUGGAUCAGAUGAAAUCUGACAAAAUUAUUUCUCCUGUAUAAGUUAUUUCUCCAUUGCAAGUAAGGGCAGAGACAAUAGUUCAUUUUCCGGAGAUCAGACAGCGAUAUUAACUUUCUUGAAGGUGUUUCAUAUUAUUGGGAAAGUGUACCUGUUGGGGGGGCAAAGGGGAAGGGAGCACAGAGAACCUGCACAGGUACCAGAGGCUCCCAGCUGCAGGCAGUCACCUGCCCCAAGAUGGAAGGUGAUGGAAAUGUUGAUGGUGGACGGGUGUGCUUGUCCCUGCUGUUCUCCUCACUUGUUUACUUUCCCCUUUUUGGAAUGCCUGAAGAGAACUUGCAUUUCUUGGUAGACAUGUUUCUGGGCUGUACCACUUUAGACUGCAGGAGGGGCAGGACACAUCUUAACAUCUCAAUCCCCUCCCCCUCCCAAAUGACCUCAUGUAGAAAACUAGCAUAUCAGGGAAAGGCUAGACAAAUUUUCUAUGUGGAAGGAAUGCCUGUAAGCAGCAGCAACACUUCACUGAGAGAACUUGGCAAAAAAAAAAAAAAAAAAAAACCUCAGGAAGUUACGUCACUGUGCAUUCCAAGGCCUAUCACACAGGGGAGAGAUUUCUGUACAUAAUGCGUAGCCCUCAUAGCAUGUUGAAUGGCACCAAAAUGCUCUUUUCAAUGGACAUACUCUUCCUAGGAAUGGUACUGGCCCAGUUCACACAUAACACUAAGCCGUUGUUUAUUAAAUCGCGGUUUACUAAACCAUGGCUUCAUGCUAUGUGUGAACGUUGCCCAAUGGCUUAAUUAUGGUUUGUUAACUGCCAGCAUACCAUGAUCUGAAGUCAUGGUUUGUUGUUGGCUUACGAACCUUUGCUUGUUUAUCUGUAGCUUGGCAUCACAUGUGAACCCAGUGCCUCUCCUUAACCAUGUUUCGUUUGACCACAAAAUUUCACACCACAUUCUCAUAUUUUCUAUUGCACAAAGGACCCACAAAUUCACUUCACAUUUUGUCUUAGGCAUGAUCUGGUUAGACUCUAGCCUCUAACCGUUAGAGGCUAAGCCAGUAGCCAGCAUGGAGCCCUGCAGAUGUUGUUGGACUACAUAUCCCAUGACCAUAGGCAGAGGAGCAUUGGAGUCCAGCAACUCCAUACUGGCUUUCUCCCAUCGAGACUUAAGCAGAAUCACCACCCAUCUUUGAAGAGAUUUCAGUUGUAAUUAUCUUCUAAAACUCUUUAGAUUCUUCACCUAAAGAAGAACCUCCAGAGUUGCUUCCAAUUGUGUUUUAGGCUAAAUUUCAAUGGCAACUCCCCCCCCCCCCUCUUUUGGUAACAUUUGUUCUUCUCAUCUGUUCCUCUCAUCUGUUCCUCUCUGAAACUAAUCACUCAACAAUCCAAAAUUGGAAGAAAGGCAGAUGGAAGCAGGAAAGAGAUAAAAAAGCGGCCAUUAAUCAACCCCCUAAUAGGCGAAGUGUUCCUGUGCCAAAAUAUUGAGCAAAAAACUUUUGUUCAGCUUUUAUAAUUGUUGGGACAAUGCCUUCUUCUGAAAGACGGAGAACUUGCCAUUAUCAGAAGUGGUUUGCCAGCUGGGGUCGACCCACUUCAAAAGCUUCCCAGCAGGCAUGUCACCUGUUGCUUACCUGGAGAGAGGUGGCAGAGAAGUUCGUGCAGCGAAAAUCUCCUAGUGGAGCCAGUUUGGUUCCAUUAAAUUUGCACCACUUUAAACGCCCCCCCCCCGCCGCCCCUUUGCCCCUGCCCCUCUCCUUCCUGUUAGGAAGCUAGCAUUGUGGCUUUACCUCACCCGUCGAGACAUUUCUGGUUAUUAUGUUCUUCUAACAGUUUCAUCCCACCAUUUCUCCAGGGGACUCAGUCUGCUGAAAGUAGUCCUUCCCAACUCCACAUUAUUUUCAUAACAAUCCUGUGAGAAAGGUUAACCCGACAGCUGGUGACUGGUCCAAUGUCACUCAGCUAGAUUUCAGGCACAAUGGGGAUUUGAGCCCUGGUCUUCCCAGUCCUAGGGAUGUGGGUGGCGCUAUGGGUUAAACCACAGAGCCUAGGACUUGCCGAUCAGAAGGUUGGCGGUUUGAAUCCCUGCGACGGGAUGAGCUCCCGUUGCUCGGUCCCUGCUCCUGCCAAUCUAGCAGUUCGAAAGCACACCAGUGCAAGUAGAUAAAUAGGUACCACUCCAGCACGAAGGUAAACGGCGUUUCCAUGCGCUGCUCUGGUUCGCCAGAAGCGGCUUAGUCAUGCUGGCCACAUGACCUGGAAGCUGUACGCCGGCUCCCUCGGCCAGUAAAGCGAGAUGAGCGCCGCAACCCCAGAGUCGUCCGCAACUGGACCUAAUGGUCAGGGGUCCCUUUACCUUUACCUUUUACUUCCCAGUCCUAGUUAGACACUUUAACCACCUCACCAUGCCGAACAUUGUGAAAUGUCAUGCUGGUGAUUGCUAGGUGGGUGCUUCAGAAAUUCUAAAAGGUAAAGGUAAAGGUACUACUUACCAAUAAAAAAAAAAUUAAAUACAACAAAUUUAGACAGAGCUGGUUGAAAGCACCUGUUCAGCCAGAAAGCUUACUAAGUGACUGUAGGCCAUUCACACUUAUUCUAGCCAACCUUGAAGGGUUGUUGUGAAGUUAGAAUGGAAAAGGGGCUGCAAAGAUCAUAGCUUCUUGAGAGGAGCGAUGGGAGAAAAAUCCAAAUAAAUAACUUAAGAAUUGCCGAUCAGGUGUCCCAUCCAUGUACUAACCAGGACAGACCCUGCUUAGCUUCCAAGAAGAAUACAUGUAAUUUCCUACAUGUACACAAGUGAUCUCCAUGCAGGAAAUUGAAUUAAGCAAAAUUUAACCCCUCAUUCCCCUCAUCCUCCAUGAGAUCAUCAUAAGGCUAUGUGUAUCUUCCAUGAUCCAUGAAGCAAGUUGUUUCCUCCCACCCACCCAUCACCCUUGUCCCUGCACAUGCCAUGCCAUUCCUUUUCUUUGACUGGCAAUGAUUGAAGAAAACGUUAUGCAAGUUUUACAUGGGUAAGUCUGGCUCGGUCCAUGGUAUCUUUAUUGAAGUUAGAAGCAGAGAGAGAGAUAUUUUUCAGCCAGAGCUCACCGGAGCUCAGCUCCAGCACCUCUCAGGUGGGCACCAUUGCGUGGACAGGCGGAGUCCCCCAGAUCCCGGGCGCCCCCCCCGUCAUGUGGACUAAUGACUCAAAACAACAUGCUAUGGGAUUAAAUUGGCCACAACUUUAUUAAAUUUUGAAUGUGGGUAGACCUUGGCUCAGGCAUUGGGCGUUCUCCCUCCCCAGUCCCCAGCCAGGAACCUAGGGAGCAUCAGGGUUAUCCAGUGGGGGGGGGGAUGGGCCGGCUCUGGAGAACAUAUGUUAAAGCAGAGAUAGCCGCCCCCGUUACGCCGCCACCGCAGGGGAGAGCAAUUACGACCUCUCGGCGUACGGUCAAAGGCUCCCUUCAGAAACCCCUUUAACGGGGAACCCUGGUAUUGCCGCCGCAAAGAGGAAGAUGGACUAAAGGAUUCUGCCCAAGGCCUGAUACCGCCAAAGUUGUGACGUUUUGCUACGGGAAAGGCAAAACCUGCCAAUGCAGGGGAAUUCCUUUCUGGCCCUUUAACAGUGACCUUGACGUAGCAGCGCCCGCAUACCUGUGAAGAAAAGUUAACCUGCAAAAUAAGACAUUAACUGAGGGUGGGUAGGGUGGGAGAAGCUCUGGAGCCAAGUGAGGAUUCCCAGGUAAGAUCCUCCCUCUAUUGUGUGGGCAGGUAGUCCCUCCCCUACCUGGCCUGGUCUCCUUGGCAAUGCUUCCCCCAGACGGGAUUGGACAACUGACUGAGGUAGGCGGAGACCUCCAGGUAUCCCACCUGAGAAAAAGGCGAAGCCAAGCCUAUGCUGAUGGAGCCGCUCCAGAUCCAGGGGCUGUGCGCGCCCACGCAAAGGGCGCCCCCGUUUUAUGCGGGGAGCGGUCAUUGUCAUUCUCAAAGAACAAGGGGGAAGUUCAUGGUGAACCUCUUCUUCUAGAAAAACAGCACUGGUUAGAAGAGAUCCCAGUUGAGGUUAAAUGAGUUCCUUGCCCUCCUUCAUCUGAAAUAAUCUUAUGAAUUUCACAAGCUAUCAAGGUUGCAGCAUAAAGAUUCCAGCAGCUAUUGAGUCUAGACAGAAAAGCUGAGACGCCUAAACAAAAAGUUUGAAUGGAUUGUCUCCGGCGUUAAUUGUUUUGCUUGCCAAGUUUUAUCUCGGGGUAACUGUCCUCAAAAAUCUGAUGUCUUGUUGAUGGUACAUCCUUUUCUUUCACAAACCCCCAAACUUUAUUCUCAUCAAGAGUAAAGGAGGUGGGUUACAUAAACCAUAAUUACAUCCUUAAAGCGAGUUGUGUACUGAAAGAUUGAAAUUAACCAUUUUUUACAAGCAGCUUUGUUCAAUUGUUUCUGCCUCCAGUUCUUUCAGACAUAAAAUACAGACGUGGAUAAGUUUUGUUUAACUGAAUUCCGCACAAGUCUGAUUCACCAAUGCAUACCUACUUACCAACCAAGGCCUCACUAAAAUAUUCCAAAUAUUUGCCGAAAAGUCUGUAAAUCAAGCAUGCGGAGUUGAACACUUGAAACUGGAAGUUUCUGGGUGGCAUGAGUUUUGGAUUGCCUUCAGAAGACUUUGUUUGCAAGCCACAGAACUUAAUACAGAUAUAUUCAAGAAUUGUUUAGCGAAUAUUUUGGAGAACGCAAUUUUGCUAUCUGUGAAUUCUGGCCACGAUUGUGGGUCCAGAUUUAAUCAGUGUUUAAUAUUGUUUUGAUACUGUUGAAGAAAGCAAUGAGAUUGAACAAAAGAAGCUGCUCUGCCGCGUCAGAUCAUUGGUCCAAGUAGCUCAGUAUGUAUUGUCAUAGAAUCAUAGAAUCAUAGAGUUGGAAGAGACCACAAGGGCCAUCGAGUCCAACCCCCUGCCAAGCAGGAAACACCAUCAGAGCACUCCUGACAUAUGGUUGUCAAGCCUCUGCUUAAAGACCUCCAAAGAAGGAGACUCCACCACACUCCUUGGCAGCAAAUUCCACUGUCGAACAGCUCUUACUGUCAGGAAGUUCUUCCUAAUGUUUAGGUGGAAUCUUCUUUCUUGUAGUUUGUCUCCAAUGACUGACAGCAUCUCUCUGGGGUUACAUGCAGGGAAUCCCUGGAGAUCUGGGGAUUAAAUCUGAGACAUUCACCAUGCCAGGUAGAUGCCGCAGGUUAAAAGAGGUUAAAAGAGGAGGUCAGCUCCUCUUUUAAAGAAUUAAAGAAUUCUGGGAGCUGUAGUUUGUUAAGGGUGCUGAUAGUUGCCAAGACACCCCAUUCCCUCUCACACAGAGCUGAAAUUUCCAGAGUUCCCUAGGAAGCAGGAUUGACUGUUAACUCACUCUGGGAAUUGUAGCUCUCUGAGGCUGAAAAAUCUCGGCCAAAACAGUUGACCCUGAUCUUAUUUCCACCCUAUCUUUCAAACUGAAUAACCCUGACUAUGGUUUACAAAGCACAAAGCACAGCUCUUCACUGUUUUCUCCAAUCACCACUAGAGAGGUGAAAUAUACUCGGAGUCGAGAGUGGAUUUCAUGCUCUUUAUUCAGCUCAUAGUGGUGAGGAGGAAUGGCGGUUCCCCCAGAAUGUCAGCUUUAUAUACAUUAUUUACACAAUGGGCCCCACGUGAUUGGCUAAUUCCGGGAUUCACCUGUAGGCCAAUCAGGUUGCGGAUUCACUUCCACCUGGAGCUGGAUUGGGUGGCUCCUGUGGACCAAUCAGACUGCUGUAUUCUGAAUCCUAUUGUUCUAGGACCAAUCAGACUGCUCAAUUUUGGAUCCUAUUCAACUCAGUACAUAACAAGAGGGGAGGAGCUGAAUGUCAGGUGGUCCCAGGCAGGCCAUUGGACAGUGCUUUUCUGUCUUGCUUCUCUCCCUCUAAUGAAGCCAGCCGGAAUGGCAAUGGAUGAAUGAGCAGAAAAGCCAAAUGGCUCUUAGUCCCAGCCUGGCUGGGGGACAUUCUGUAUCUCCAUUGUGGCUGGCAAUAGCACACAAUGGGGUGGGCCGGAGGCACUUACCUGACCUCCUGGCAGGUAAUUGGCUGCUUUCUUACUGAGAGUGGGAGGGGCAAGGCGGCCGGGGUGUCAGCUCAGUGCAAACACACCAAUGGAGGCAAUCUGAUUCUCCUGCUGGUCCAUGCAUGGACACCAUGCUGUCCUCCCAUCUUCCUCUCCAGCAACUCACCUGCCAAGGGGUCAGGUAAGCUUCUCCACUCCAUCAGGCCAUUCACUAAAGGUGUCUCCUUGUUUUCUUUUUAGCUCUGCCCUUUACUGCUACUGGCUACAUAGUUUUCAUGGAUGCGUUUGUAUGUUUGUUUUUUCAUUUUUUUAAAAAUGCAGACAUUUUUGUGUUAACAAAGAAGAAAAUAGUUUAAACUGGUGAGUAAAUAAAGGAGAGCAAGGGGGGGGCUUAGAAAUCAUUGUGAAUAUUCCAGAGGCUGCUAUAGUUAGCGCCAUUUAUGUACAGUUUAUGGUUAUACAUAAUUUGCACAAUUACAAUGUAACUUUCUCAGCUCAAUUUUGCCUUAAAUUACCUCCAAAACAGCUUGUCAUACAUUUUGUUUCAUUGCGCCAAUAAAAAACAAAUAAACUUCUACCACAGGUUUAACAAGUCUUUUAGCUUAUCGAAAGUUCCUUCCCAUACCUCCCUCCCCCCCCCUUUCAGUAUAGCAUGUUAUUUUAUGCAUCGGGAUCUUGUGCCAAAUUGCCCGCUCACUUUCUUUUAAAGCUAGGAUUUGUGGUUUUCCCCAGUAGUUAGCAACGGGAAUCCUUGCCGAUCGUCAACUGCGUUAUUGAGGGCUGCUGUUUUAUGGAGUAUUGUAAAUUACCCUGGAAAUGUUUAAUUAAGGGGCAGUGUAGAACUCUGAUAAAUCAGUCAGUCCCUCUUUUCAAGAGUAGCCAGCUAGGAUGAUUCUGGAAAGAUAUAUCAAGCGAUGUAUCAUCUUUCCUUGCUGCUUAUGUGGCCCCUCAGCCCCCCCCCCAGUCCCCAGAUAUUCAGUCAGUGCCACAAAGCCUCUGUGCUUGGUACUUUCAAGGCCAACGGCCAUUGGACCUCUCAUCCAUGAGUUCCCUUUUAAACCCGUUGUCAGGAGCCGGGGCCAAGAGUAGGCCAGCAAUUAAAAAAACACUAGUGUCAUUGAAGUUAACUCUUUAUUCAAAGAAUCCCAAACAGUGCAGGCCUAUUUUGGUGACCUUAGUGAGUUCUUUUUGGGUGUGAGGAGGGUUGUUGAAGCACAUAGCUUCUGACUUUGUAAAAUUUACCUGUAGGCCCGACACCAUUGCAAAUGUGUUGAGUUCUCUGAUUAGGGAGGUUGGUGUGCUUAUGGGGUCUGGUGUUGUGUCCAUUAGGUUGUCUGCAAAGAGCCCUAAUUUAUAGGUUCUGCCUUUUAUUUCCACUCCCUUGAUGUCUGUGGCUGCUCGGAUUCGGAUUGCUAAGGGUUCCAGAGCCAGGAUAAAUAAGAAGGGAGACAGUGGGCAUCCUUGUUUCGUGCCUCUUUGGAUAGCUAUAGUAUUAGAAUCCAUAUUGUUAGCUCUGCAUUUUGCUGAGGCUUGGGAGUAUAUUUGCUUGAGGAUUUGUAGGAAGUUGGGGCCAAAUUUCAUGUUAGUUAGUACUGCUAAUAUGUAUUUCCACUCUAAGCAAUCAAAGGCUUUGAGGAUAUCUAGGGACAUAAUUGUCAAUGGGAGUUUAGUUGCCUUUCUGUGUUCGAUCAGGUUCAGUAGUUUCCUGAUGGGGUCUGUUAUAUUGCGGCCAGGGACAAAGCCAGUCUGGUCUGGGGCUAUUAACACAGUGCAGGCCUAUUGAUCACAGCAACUCUCCCCAGUAGGUCUUGCCCCAAUGAAGCAGUUGCGAGAACUGAGGGUCCUUACCUUCCCAUAGCUUUCUAAGGCUCCUCCCCUGAUUCCUUUCCCAGCAGCCUAAGACUCUGUUGUCUUUUCUCUCUUUGCUCUGCCCUCUUCAUUUCUCUGCCUAUUCUGGGAGACCAGGCAGGAGGGGAGCUGGUUGCAGCAGGAGGGGGUAACCCCCUGGCUUCUUCAGCAGCCUGCUUCAUCUCUGUCUCCUGCCCCACUUCCUCUCCUGCCUCCGAUUCUCGAGAUCUCUGUGCCCCAGCCUCUCCCUGCUCGCUAACCUCGAUUACUUUUUCAGCUUCUGACACCUCCUCCCUCCUCUGCUCUCUCUUCUCCCUCUGACCACUCAUCAUCAUCCAGUUGCCUGGCUCUGAGUCUUCUUUCUUUGGGGGUUCCCCAGCUGGUGCCUCCCACCCCUCUUCAGCAUCCAGCCGGUCCAUGACAGCCAUUGGCCAUCACCCCACCUUGCAGCAGGGAGUACCAUAAGUUGAUGGUCUGUUUCCUUUGUCCUGAAUUUCUCUGCUGUUGUCCUCCUCCUGUUGUUGUUUUGUUUUUCAAAGCAAUUCUCAAUAGGGACACUUGAGGAUUUCAGUGGGUCCGUGUGUGUUUUUUAAGCGCUGACAUCGUUUUGGCAAAUCCUAAGCAGUGGUUAGGUCUUGCUUUAAGACAGGUGUGGGCAGCCUUCCAGAUGUUACUGGAUUACAACUCCCAUUAUCCCUGACCAUUCAUUGGCCAUGCUAUCUGGAGCUAAUAGGAAUUGAGAGUUCAACAUCUGGAGAGCUGUAGUUUCUGCUGCCCCUCUUUUAGGAUAGAAUGCAUACCCCCAAAAUGAGACUUUCUGUAUGUUCAGCUGUAGCUCAGUUGUUGAACAUCUGCUUUGCAUGCACAAGGUCCUUGCCACCUCCAGGUAAGGCUGUGAGAAAGCCUUGUCUGAAAUCCUGGAAAGCCAUAACAAUAUGUGGAUAUUGCUGUUCCAGAAAGACCAAUGGCCUGGCUCAGCAAAAGACAGCUUCCUCUUCUCCUGUGUGGUUCCUUUGAAUGAGAUGGAGCAGAUUUAUGAAUGAGUGCGUGCAAAUCUGCCACAAGCCAGAAACAGCUCAACCCAUCCUUCCCUAGUUAUAAAGAAUAGACGCCCUCCUGCUCAGUAUGAAAGCAUUAACUGGGGUAAAGCUGAACAACAACAACAACAUCGGUUGGUUUUGCAAAAGCAGAAACUUAUCAGUAAUCUCAAACACAGAGAUUCUGGAGUUCAUGUCUCCAAUGGGUAAGGGAACAAGGACUCGAUGUACUUCAUGGAAGGUGAUUGAAACGAAAGCUCCAAAAAUGUGGCAAAAAAGGGGAACAAACAGUUGUGGAAAACACAAAUAGAAAACGCCUCUGCAAGCAGAAUUCUCCGCUUUCAGCAUUGUUUUCUUUGAAGCCAUUAUCACACACUUAGUGGGAAAUGAGUGGAGAAGCCCUCUUUAGGCACUGUACUUAUUUUUCCUUUUAUUUAUUAAAUUUGCAUACCACCCUUCGUCCGAAGAUCACAGGGCGGUUCAUAACAUAAAAACACAGAAUGAAAGCUCAAAAUACACGCUAAAACAAAAGCCAAAAUAACCAGUGGACACCCCACACACAGAGACACAUUUAAAAGGCCAUAGGAUGUGAACCAGCUAAAUGCCUGGUUGAAGAGAAAUGUUUUCACCCGGUGCCUAAAGAUAUGUAAUGAAGGCACCUUCAGCAGGUAUAGCCAGUGUGCUGCUCUGUUGUGGGACUCCCAACACCCAUCAGUCCCAGUCAGCAUGGCUAAUAGUCAGGAGUGAUGGAAGUUGUAGUACAGCAACAUCUGGAGGAUGCCAUGUUGGGCAUCCCUAAACUUGACCAUAAAGGAAAUGUCGGGACAGUGAGGACUAGCGCAUUAGCUACAGUGGUACCUCGCAAGACGAAUGCCUCGCAAAACGAAAAACUCGCAAGACGAAAGAGUUUUUCGUUUUUUGAGUUGCUUCGCAAGACGAAUUUCCCUAUGGGCUUGCUUCGCAAGACGAAAACGUCUUGCGAGUUUGUUUCCUUUUUCUUAAAACCGCUAAUACCAUUAAAACCGUGCUUCGCAAGACGAAAAAUUCGCAAGACGAAAAAACUCGCAGAACGAAUUAAUUUCAUCUUGCGAGGCACCACUGUACAUCCCAGUCACUGUUCCCAUUGCCCUCCAGGUCAAAGAGGAUCCACAGACCUGUCAUAACCACACCUUACAUUUAUAACAGUGCUAUACCACUUUAACAGCCGUGGCUUCCAUCAAAGCAUCAUGGGAACUAGAUUGUUAAGGUUUUUGAGAGUUGCUAGGAGACCUCUUCACAGAGCUAGAGUUGCAGAGUUCUCUGCAAAGAGGCAUGGAUUGUUAAAACCACUCCGGCCAUUUUGGCUCUGAGGGGAAUAGAAAUGAAACGACGACGUAGCAUAAGAAGAGCUUGCGGGAUCAGGCCCAAGGCCCAUCUGGCCCAGCAUCCUGUUCUCACCGCGGCCAACCAGAUGCUUGUAGGAACCCCACAAGCAGCAUUCGAGGGCAAGAGCCCUCCUCCCUCCUGUGGCUCUCAGAAAUGCUAUUCAGAAGCAGCACUGCCUCCAACCACAGAGGCAGAGCAUCAUCUUAUUCUCCCUGAAUUUGGUUCAAUCUUCUUUUAAUAAUAAUAAUAAUAAUAAUAAUUUAUUAUUUAUACCCUGCCCAUCUGGCUGGGUUUCCCCAGCCACUCUGGGAGGCUUCCAACAAAGAUUAAAAAUACAUUAAAAUGUCACACAUUAAAAACUUCCCUGAACAAGGCUGCCUUCAGAUGUCUUCUAAAUGUCAGGUAAUUGUUUAUCUCUUAGACAUCUGAUGGGAGGGCAUUCCACAGGGCGGGUGCCACUACCAAGAAGGCCCUCUGCCUGGUUCCCUGUAGCUUUGCUUCCCGCAGUGAGGGAACUGCCAGAAGGCAGAACGAUGGGGGUGGAGACGCACCUUCAGGUAUACAGGACGGAGGCUGUUUAGGGCUAUUAAAGGUCAGCACCAACACUUUGAAUUGUGCUCGGAAACGUACUGGGAGCCAAUGUAGGUCUUUCAAGACCGGUGUUAUUGUGGUCUCGGCGGCUGCCGUCUAGCUGCCGCAUUCUGGAUUAGUUGUAGUUUCCGGGUCACCUUCAAAGGUAACCCCAUGUAGAGCGCAUGGGAGUCCAAAUGGGAGAUAACCAGAGCAUGCACCACUCUGGCAAGACAGUCUGCGGGCAGGUAGAGUCUUUGCCUGCUUAUCAGAUGGAGCUGGUAGACAGCUGCCCUAGAUACAGAAUUGACCUGCACCUCCAUGGACAGCUGUGAGUCCAAAAUGACUCCCAGGCUGCGCACCUGGUCCUUCAGGGGCACAGUUGCCCCAUUCAGGACCAGGGAGUCCUCCACACCAGCCCGCCCCCUGUCCCCCUAAAACAGUACUUUAAAGCCAUCCAAACUGGUUUGCAGCCAUCACUGUCUCCUGUGGGUGUGAGUUCCACAGUUUAAUUUCAUGCACUGCAUAAAGAAGUGCUUUCUUUUAACUGUCUGGAAGCUUCAAACAUUCGCCAUCAACAUAAUAAAAAAAGCACUCAUAUUGGUGCUACUUUUUGGUCACAUGAGAGAAUUACACGAAAUGCCAUUUUUUCCUCAGUGAAUAAGGUUACAAUCAGACAUUAUUAUUUUUACUGUUAUUUAUUGAAUUUACAUACUGCCCUAUACCAGUGGGUCUCAAGGUGGUUCACAGAAUAAAAUCAAUUCACAGAAUAAAAGCAUUAUAUGGCUUAGGGCCCUCAUAUUUACGGGACCGCCUCUCCUGGUAUGCCCCGCAGAGGACCUUAAGGUCCAUGAAUAACCAUAGUUUAGAGGUCCCAGGCCCUAAGGAAGUCAGAUUAUCCCCCUCCAGGGCCAGGGCCUUCUCAGUGAUGGCUCCGACCUGGUGGGAUGCUCUGUCCCAUGAGACUAGGGCCCUUCAGGAUUUAACCUCCUUCUGUCAGGCCUGUGAGACAGAGCUAUUCCACCUGUUUUUCAAUUUGAAUUUAGCCUGAUCUUUUAUUCCCCUUCCUUUCCUUCCCUCCCCUUUCCCUUUUUGUGAAGAUUACCCGCUCUGGGUUACCACAGCUAAUUCUCCCCUGGUCUCCAUGCUGGCUCAAAUAGGACUAAUUUAGCCAGCUAGCCCUGGUGAUCAUCUAAUGUUUAUUGGAUGGAUUCCCCCCCCCCAAUUGAUUUUUGAUUUUUGAAUUUAUUGUUAUUCACGUUUUAUAUUGUAUUUUAUGCUGUUUUUUGUUGCAUCAAUUAAGUGUACUAAAUUUGUUGUUAGCCACCCUGAGCCCGGGCAGGGUAUAGAUAAAAAUUCAUUAUUAUUAUUAUCAUAGACAAAUAGGAGUCAUCCAUGGAGGCUGAUUGUGCUUGCAGGCUUCCCAUAGGCACCUGUUUAGCCACUACAAGAACACAACGUUGGACUAGAUUGUCCUUUGCUCUGAUCCAGGAUGUCUCUUCUUGGCUUCUUACGCCACCACUGCAGUUAUCCAAAAUUGAUUUCCUCUCCCCCCCAAAGAAAGAAAAAGAAAAAUAUCUCUUUUCUAAUUUUACCUGAAGCACCUGCAACUUCUCGUUUUUCUACUUUCUGUCUCUGUGUUUACUUUUCUCCCAUUAGAUUGUGCCAAAUACUUAAAGGAAAAGCAUUUCACAGUUGUGUUAGAGUCAGUAAAUUUAAAGACAGCUGAGAUAGUGCUUUUUUCCCUUCUUCUUUUUUUGCAUUUCCGCAUUUCAAUUACAGAUAAAUGUUAGAUCAGUUAUAGUCCCCCGGGGGCUACUCGUAGCACACUAAUUUGAAACUUGUAACGGUGAACGGUGGAGAUGUGUCUGCAUUGGUUCUGCAACUGAUUCUCUCGCCCCCUUGCUGGCAAACUCUGUUUGUGUGUUUGCAUGUGCUGAUAUAUUUCUUCUAGAGUACAGUCCUGCGAGGAAAGGGGGAGCUGGAAUUACACGAUGUUUUUUGCAUUGGGGGGGGUUGCAUUUGAAGGGCAUGUAAGUUCUGUUGCACAAACAGAAAUCCUUGCGCACACAAAUAAGUGCUGAGUGUAUAGAAUCAUAGAAUUGUACAAUUGUAGAGUUGGAAGGGAAGAGGAGGAGGAGGAGGAGGAGGAGGAGGAGGAGGAGGAGGAGGAAUUUGGAUUUGAUAUCCCGCUUUAUCACUACCUGAAGAAGUCUCAAAGCAGCUAACAUUCUCCUUUCCCUUCCUCCCCCACAACAAACACUCUGUGAGGUGAGUGGGGCUGAGAGACUUCAAAGAAGUGUGACUAGCCCAAGGUCACCCAGCAGCUGCAUGUGGAGGAGCGGAGACGCGAACCCGGUUCACCAGAUUACGAGUCCAUCGUCCCUGGUGGUCAGGGGGCUCGAACCACCAACCUUCUGGUUAGCAGCCAGAUGCACUGACCCAAUCCAUCACAGUGCUCUGAUUCUUCUUACCUGUGGACUUAUUGUAAUGCAAACCAGCAAGCAAGGAACCUCGGGUUGGGAGAGCAGCUCAGCAGAGAGAAGGUCCUGCCUAACCUCUUCCUUUCUUCCCUUUUGUCUGCUCAGAAAUCUCUCCCUCAUCCACACACCACUGUUUUCCCAUAUCUUCCCUCCCAUGCAGAAAAAUAGCAUACCCGCUUGGCAGCCCCCCACCCCCCACUCAAAUGCCAAGCUUCCCCCUUAUGCAAUGUUAAGAUUUAAAGAUCACCAGCGGAAACAUAACAAUUGCAAAACCACAGAUAAUGAUGUAUAGUUUGCCCCCUGUUAAUUAUAGGAGGUUGUCAAAUUUGGAAUUAGAUCUCUCUUCUUUCUUUGUAAAAGGUCAUGAAUUCUUGGUGCUGGGGGAGGGCAGGGGGUGGGGAGAUGAGACAUUCAAUUGAAAGCUGGCCUUAAAUAAUAAGUAUUAACAAGAAAGAAAGAAAGAAAGAAAGAAAGAAAGAAAGAAAGAAAGAAAGAAAGAAAGAAAGAAGAAACAGAGGCAGAACCUACUACUGACUCUUAAUCUCCGGGAACAUGGGUUCGAGUUACAUAUUGGGCAAGAAGAUUCCUGCAUUGCAGGGCGUCCAACUCUACAGUUCUGUGGUUCUGUAAAGCACUAUCAUGUCAAUAACAGGUGACAGACAAACCUGUAGUAAAGGGGGUGGGACCACAGUCUAGAGUGGCAAAAGAGAAGGAAAUCAAGAAAGGGCUUCAGGUUUUUUCAGCAUAGGAAGUCAGAUGAAAAAUGUCUAAAGUUCAACUCCAGGCACCUCCAAUUAAAAUAUUCAGGUAGUAUUUUAAUUGGGAGAUGGGGAGAAAAAUCUCUCUCUGCAAGAGAACCCUGGAGACAAUAAUUGCCGUGAUGGACCCGUAACCUGACUCAGUAUAUAGCAGCUUCCUUAUGGAAUUAGGGCAGCUCCAGGAGAGAUUCAAGUGCAUACAGUGGUACCUCUGGUUAAGUACUUAAUUCAUUCUGGAGGUCCGUUCUUAACCUGAAACUGUUCUUAACCUGAAGCACCACUUUAGCUAAUGGGGCCUCCCGCUGCUGCCGCACCGCCGCCGCGUGAUUUCUGUUCUCAUCCUGAAGCAAAGUUCUUAACCCAAGGUACUAUUUCUGGGUUAGCGGAGUCUGUAACCUGAAGCGUCUGUAACCUGAAGCGUAUGUAAUCCAAGGUACCAACUGUACUGGGGAACUUAGGUGGUGUGAUUUAAAGUGGAUUUAAGCACUUUGUCAGCCUUGUGCUGCAAAUCUGAUUUAGAAAAAGAAACAGAGGUUUUGCAGUUAGGAAAGUGAUGAGGAAAGUGAGGGUAGUGACCUGGAAAUGCAUUGAAAAGGGUCGUAUGAGCAAGUGAUUAAUGGGAAGACACCCUUUGACACCAGAUGGUGCUGUGGAGUCCCAUCUUUUGCCAACGGGAUUUCCCUAGAUGAAGUUUGCAAUGAAUUUAACUGAAUUGCUUCAGCCCCUGUCAGCAAAUCAGGACAACUGCUCAUUGCCAUUCAGGCUCCCCACAAACAAAUCAGAAUGAAUGCUCCAGCAAUAUCAGAGACGAUCUAAACUCUGCAUGAGCUUUGCACAAGAAAACCAGGAUGAAUGCUUGGUAAACAGGUCAUCUUGCCAGCGUUUGGAGAGGCACAUGAAGAAUGUGCUUCUCCAAGAAAGAAGGCUGAACGGGAGCUCUGAGAUGGGAGUGUGAAAUGCCUCCAAGGAAACUCUCUUGCAGGUGCUGGGAGAAUCCUGUUUUUCCAAUGAUAACCACCGGCUGCUGCAUUCCUUCGCCCUGGAGGACAUCAGGCAGCUGGAUCUCUCACCAAAGCCCAAGGCUAUUAUUCGGCAGGCUGUAGAUGGAGGGGGGUGGAGAACACUCAAAACCUUGAACAAAAAGAGUGUAAGCACACUUCUGAAAUCCAUCUCAUCUUAAUGAGGUUUUGGAAAUCCAGAUUACUUGGCCUUGUUUCCAAUGGGGAAACGAUGCCUUAGCAAUUUUCCAUUUGCUUGGUUGUUUAUGCAGUGGGGAGAGAGAAAUCUGAACUUUAAGCAAAGCACUGUGCGUAUUCAGUGUGUCAUAUAUUUGAGAAUUCCUUCAUCUAAUUCAUAGAUCUCCCCUCUUUUACAUAUAUGUGAGUGGGUGCAUACACAUCAAUAAGGCACUGCACUCAGAGUAGAUCUACUGAAAUUAGUGAUCAUGGCUAAGUUAGGUCCAUCAAUUUCAGUGGGACUACUCUCCGUAAUACUCUGUUGAAUACCACCCUAUGAGAUCUUCCAAAAAUCACCAAAGAAGACCAAAGUGCUUGAUAAAGUACUGAAUAUUCGGCUUCCCUGCAUGUCCACAACAUCUAGGGAGGAAAACUCUGUCCACUUUCUCUAUGCCAUGUAUGAUUUUAUAAACCUCUGUCAUGUUACCUCUCCCUUGCCUUUUCUCUAAACCAGUGUUUCCCAAACUUGGGACUCCAGCCGUUUUUGGACUACAACUCCCACCAUCUCUAGCUAGCAGGACCAGUGGUCAGGGAUGAUGGGAAUUGUAGUCCAAAAGCAGCUGGAGAUCCAAGUUUGGGAAACUUUGCCUAAACUAAAAAGUCCCAAAUGCUGCAACCUUUCCUAAUAGUACUUUAGUCUUCUUUGGUGAUCGCUUGUAGCCGAGUAAGAUUGUCUUCCAUAAGCACGGUUAUAACAGUGAGUUUGUAAGUGACUGUGGAGGUCAAUUCUGGAUGCACACAUCCUUCCACAUAGGUUUCUGGGUGAGAGUUGAUCAUGGUGAGGGCUUGCCAACUGUGCCUUCCUCUUAGCACAUUUCUCCCUUUCAUCCUGAGUUUGAGCGUCUUCAAAGCCCAUGACACUUUUGAUGAAGGCUGUUCUCCAAUUGGAGCACUCGCAGGCCAGUGUUUCCCAGUUGUUGGUGUUUAUACUACAUUUUUUAAGAUUUGCCUUGAGAGAGUCUUUAAACCUCUUUUGUUGAUCACCAGCAUUACGCUUCCCAUUUUUAAGUUCAGAAUAGAGUAGUUGCUUUGGAAGAUGAUUAUCAGGCAUCUGCACAACAUGACCAGUCCAACGAAGUUGAUGUUGAAGAAUCAUUGCUUUGACACUGGUGAUCUUUGUUUCUUCCAGUACACUGGCAUUAGUUCACCUGUCUUCCCAAGUGAUGUGUAAAAAAUUUCAGAGACACCGUUGAUGGAAUCUUUCGAGAUGUUGGAGAUGGCGUUUCACAAGCAUACAGUAAGGUUGAUAGUACAAUAGCUUUGGUUUCCCUGUGAAUGUCCCAAUGUGGGGUGGACUUUAUCAAGUACUUUAGUAAGGAGGCAAGUAUAGCAAUGGGAGGGGAAAUCAUGCCAGCUACAGAAAGUUACUCAAAGUCUUCUAAGCAGGGGAAAAUAGCUACAUGUUGGGGAUAAAUGGGGUCUUAUUAGCAAUUAAUUUCACAGAACAGUUAGCUGCAGCUAGACUGCUGUUUGCAAAUUGUGUAUGGUCCUAUCUGUUCUACAGACUUAGUCCAAUUUUACUCUAACUGGAGAAUUUUGGUGACUGUAGUUUGGCGAGGGUGCUAAGAAUUCUGCUUCCUAGCCCCCCUCCACGAACUACAAUUCCCAGAGUUCCCAGGGAUGAGGAAAUGGUUGCUAAAAGUGAUUUGUGUCUGCGGCCUUGCCAAACCCUAAGUAACAGUGGGGUGUGAUAAACAAGGUUUUGGGAAACUUAAUGCCCUUUCAGAAAACAUACUUUUAGAAACCCGCGCUUGCUCUCUUCCCUCCAGAAGGUAUCGUUUUGCUCUUGAAAUAGCUGGAGAUGAAAUGACCUUCCCCAGUUAUAUUUAUUGUACCUAGCGUUUGGCAGAGGUAAUUCCAGCAACAAAACACAUGCUGCUGUCAAGCUGUAUAAACUGAAACCAAGCUAAAAGCACUGAAUUGCCGCACACAGCCUAUAGUCCUGCGGUUCAAAGACUGCAAAUUAAUUGCAUUCAAGGUCCGCCGCAAUCUCUAGAUACAAAAGCAGGCAGUUCAUUCGCUCAAGCGAGCAAGCAAUGCCAGCGUUUGAUGGGGAAUCGAAGGGAACAUUUUAACGUCUGAGUUGCUCCCUGUGUCGUGGUCACAGCAGGAGCAGACAGCAUGGGGGGCACCACCACUGACCUGACCACCGGUUGGUUGGUCACACCAUCAAUUCAUAGAGUUGGGAGGGACCACAAGGAUCCUGUGGUCCAACCCCCUGCAAUGGAGGAAUCAUUUGCCCAAUGUGGGGCACAAACCCAGAACCCUGAGAUUAAGAGUCUGAGCUAUUCUCUCCUGCUACUUACCAGGAGUGAAAGGUGAUGGUGAGGUUGGCAUGGUUCAGAAACACAGGCAAGAGCCCUGGAUUGGCCCCACUGUUUCAUUUGCACCCAGCGGACCUAGUCCCUCCACCUCGACCUCCCCGGAAUCAACAACAACGCAACUGGCCAGAGGUCAGGUGAGUGGCAGAGUCCCACCAUGUUGUCCACCACUGAUUCACAGUGAACUAACUGGGCUCCAUGAGCACAUGAAACCGUCUCAUACUGAAUCAGACCACUGAGAGUCGUGUGGCAUAAUGGUUAGCGUGUCAAACUAAGGCCUGGGAGACCAGGGUUCAAAUCCCCAGUCAAGCAUGAAGCUGUAGCCUGAAUGUUUAAUCCAACUACAUCUUAAAUUCAGAUGCAAACAAAACAAAACAAAACUUCCAAAAAUUCUCUGCCCUAUUUUUCCAGGAGGAGAUGAGGCCAAGCUCUUAAACAAUAUUAAAAUUGUAUUAAACAAUAAUAAAACAGGAUCUGCAGCUGCAUUCACUUUUCACAUGUAAGGAAGGGGGUUUUUGGAGGGGGAAGUAUUUCAUCAAAUAUUCUUCAGGGGGUUUGAAAUUAUUCAACAGACUGAAGGGAGCUCGAAAAAGAUAUUAAAAGGGGGAGGUCAGAAAAGUUUUUUCUGAAAAAUUUCUCCCCAGCCCCUAGUUUUAAUUCCACGUUUGUCAUUAUUUGCUAUAUCAGAAAAGAUAUCCAGCCUUUUCUGCUCUCAUUUCCAUCGUGGAUCUACUACAACCUUUGCAUACCUGGCGCUGUCCAAAUCUUUCAGAUCAAGGGAGUUGUAAGUCCAAAACAAAUGGAAGGGUCCCAGGUCAGGGGAAGGCUGGUUUCCUGGGUCACUUCAGAUUUUAAACUCUGAUCAUAAUGGAUUCUUCUUCUUCUUUAAUCAUACAGCAUUUUUUGGAAGCCGAGAAACCAAACUGUGUGCAGAAUUACAACAUUCUACAUUCAUUCUUCAGUUUCUUGUUUUAUUAAAAGUCAAAGUUAUUUUAUAAUUCAGAUUUUCACACUGCUGUGAACAUUUUGAGAUUCAGCAGAGGGAGGGAGAGGCCGAAAGUGGCAAUGGUUUCAAACACUUGCAAUAUUUUCCUGUGUGUAAUGUUUCUCUAGCUCUUGCCUUGAAGCAGCCCAGAUAAGCUACUAGUCCACAGCCCAUCUCCUUUUCUGUUAUUUAUUAUUUGGAUCAUUUUCCCUCACAUUCAAUAAUCAUUAAGUGUCACUGCUGAGGAAAUCAGCUGCUCCUCGCUGAAAAGAAAAUAACUUUUAUGCCCCGUUUGAAUCACAAACAGUACUUUGUGUAUUAGGUUGAAGGUUGUUGGGUUGUUUUUUUCUUGCUGGGAUUCUGCCGGCCUUGCAUUUCUACCAAAGCGCUGUAUUUUGGUUGGUAAGGACAUUAGCGUGCCACAGAACAUUAUGAAGCAUAUUGCAAAAUGGAUGGAGAGCAGAGAAACAACUUCUGGAGUUGGAGAAAUUUAAUUGACUGUCAAAGGUUCAGUGUUGCGUUCUUGAAAUUCGUUUGUGGGAGGAGGGAAGAAAAACCCUGGUAGAAAUAAAGAAGAUCUGUUGAGCAGAAAACGAAGGCUGUUGUCCCUCUCACCUUUUUUUGAUUAUCUAUACAUCAUCCCCAACACUGAUAAGGACCCUCAUGUAUUGUAUACAAUGUAAGCCUAAACAAUGGGCUGCCAGAGAACUCCUUACGCACCAUGAGAAAAACAUUUAUUAAAUACGUUCUGAGAGUCCAGAGAACUCCAUCAGAAAGGAGGCUCCCUGUUGCAAUUCUGCAUGAUUCAUUGCUCUGAUCUUGCCUCUCAUUCUGCCCCAUCUCUGCAUAAGAUUUCAUGGUGGCAUUUGGUUAUUCCCAGUGUAAAGAGACAUGGCAAUACUCGGGUCAGGAAGAUAAGGGUAUUGCAAUGAGGGGGACAUGGGUUGGUCCCUUCAUCGUAGACAGGCCGUUAGGCUUAUUUCAACCCUGGGACUCUACAGGAGUGGCAGACCUGUUUGGAAGGUCUGAACCUGCAGGCUCCAAGAGGUUUCCUGAUGGCUCUGGGGAAUUUUUCCUGUCUAUAUGGCAGGCAGCCCCUGCCACUGAUGCCUUGUUCCGUAUUCGGUAUCUGAAAUCAAGAGGUGACUCAGGCAAUUGAGACAAUCACUCUUAUGGUGUCCUACAAAUCCUGGGCAAAACUCAUUUGUCUCCAUCUAAAGAACUGGGGCCUCUGAAAUAGCUGGCAGGUCAGCUAGAGUGAUGGUGGAGGAAGACUGGGGAUGAAUCCAACCAUGGAAUUCAUUUUAGAGAAUAUUCUGUGGCAGAGAUGGUGGCUACCCAGAUGUUUAGAAAAUUUGUACGAGUUUUAAUUUGUUUUCAUCUAUUCUGUUGUGCUUUAACCUUUUCAUAUGUUUUAAAUGACGGUUAUAUAUUUUAGUGAUAAUUAUAUUGUUUUAUCUUUUUUUGUAAACCACUCUGAGGUUUUUUCCUACAGUUACAGUGUCAUGCUCUAUCUUCCUAUAGACAUACAAACAUAAGGCUAUCAUCAUGCUUCAGUUCUGUGGCUGCUAAUAGGCAGCCAUGCCAACUCCAGCAUGAUGGCGGCAGGCAGGUGAGUGAGGAAGCAGCACCGGUGGCAGGCAACCCAGCGGAGUAGAUACUGUGAGGGUAAUAAUAAUAAUAAUAAUAAUAAUAUUACCUCGCCCAUCUGUCUGGGUUUCCCCAGCCACUCUGGUUGGCUUACAGCAUAUUUAUAAAAGCAUAAUAAAGCAUCAGACAUUAAAAACUUUCCGAUACAGGCUUGCCUUCAGAUGUCAACUAAAAGUUGUGUAACUCUUUAUCUCCUUGACAUCUGAAGGGAGGGUGCCACUACCGAGAAGGCCCUCUGCCUGGUUCCCUGUAAUUUCACAUCUCUCAGUGAGGGAACCAGCAGAAGACCCUCAGAGGAGGACCUCAGUGUCCAGCCUAAGAAUACUGUGUCCAAUUCUGGGCACCACAAUUUAAGAAGGAUGUUGACAACCUGGAACGUGCACAGAGGAGGGCAACCAAGAUGAUCAAGGGUCUGGAAACCAAGCCUUAUGCAGAGCUGGGUAUGUUUAGCCUGGAAAAUAGGAGACUGAGAGGAGAUAUGAUAGCCAUCUUCAAAUACCUUAAGGGCUGUGCAUUCUCCUGCUCUGGAGGGUAGGACUCAAACCAAUGGUUUCAAGUUACAGGAAAGGAGAUUCCGACUCAACAUUAGAAAAAAACUUUCUGACAGUAAGAGCUGUUUGGCACUGGAACAGACUCCCACCAGAGGUGGUGGGCUCUCCUUCCUUGGAGGUUUUUAGGCAGAGGUUGGAUGGCCAUCUGCCAUGGAUGCUUUAGCUGAGAUUCCUGCAUUGCAGGGGGUUGGACUAGAUGACCCUUGGGUCCCUUCCAUCUCUAAGAUUUUGUGAUUCUAUGAAACCUUAACUUCUGCAAUAACCGUUUCAUUUUCUUAAGUGAAUUUUUUUUAAAAAAAACAAACUGCAAUGCACAAGUUAAAUUUAGAUCGGUGGUGCUUGAAAAAAUAUUCUCUCUGGCUUUAUUUUAACUGCCUGCAUCUGUGGCCUUGAACACAGAAUAACUCAAGUGGAGUGGUUCUGUGCAGCAAGUGAUAAAAGAGACAGUGAAUUCUUUGUCCUGACUUUUUUUCCUGAGUAUCGGUGUUGAGACUGGGAGCAGCAUGUUUUGGAGACUAACCCAUGCUGCUGAAGGGCAUGUUGCAAAUUGUUUUGUGUUGUUGCAGAUUCUUCCAGAAGUGCCCAUGCAACAAUCUGCCUUUAUUUCUGUCUCUGCCCUGCGCCUCAUGCUCACAUUAACUAAUUGGCAAAAAUGCCCAUCAUUGUCACAGGCAGGAGAUUUGUGGAAGGAGAUCCUGUAUAUUUCGGCGACUAUUUCUACGCCUCUCUGACUGUCCCACCCACAGAGAUGCCUUGCACCACCUUUACUGCAGCCUCCACCCAUACUGGGAGGGGAAGGUAGAUCUUUGCACUCGCUGCAAGAAUCCUCGAGUGAAUCACUUUACUUUUUCUCUGUGGAAUGAAACAGAAAUGAUUCUCUUCUUGGAGAGAAAGCAAAGAGGGUGCAGUUUCUUUGAGGAUCUGCUGGGGAAAGCCCCACACCCAAAUUAUGCAUGGCGUGGGGGAACGAGGACUGAGAAAAAGAAUUUCCCUCUCUCAUGAUGCUAGAACAGGGGUUGACAAGGCUUACCUUGCCUGGGCUAGUUCACUCCAGCAGAGAUGAAUCCAUGGGCCAGAUUGCACCUGCGAUUUCCAGUGUCUGUGUCUGUGCAGACGUGAUUUCCAGCGCCACAGAAGCUAAACUGGCACAGCACACGGGGACUCGCCAAGUAGGUGGCUUGGUUUGGGGGCAGCUUGUGGGCCAGUUAAAUGACCCCCGUGGGGUGCUUGUGGCCCAUUGGGCCUUAGGUUUCCUACCCCUGUGCUAGAACUUCAUUACACAGCACACAAACUAUGGGACUCACUGUCACAAGAGUGAUGGGCCCCCAGCUUGGAUGGCUUUAAAUGAGGAUUGGACAAAUUCAUGAUUAAGGCUGAAGUGGGUGGGAAAGUGGGUUGAGUAGGUUGUAUUGCAAGGCCUGUGGUUGGAUGAGAGAUGGUGAUGUACUGGGGUAGCAGAAGGCAGUUGAGCAGAGGAUGAGAAGCUAAAAUGACAUAUUGUUGUUGUUUAGUCGUUUAGUCGUGUCCGACUCUUCGUGACCCCAUGGACCAGAGCACACCAGGCACUCCUGUCUUCCACUGCCUCCCGCAGUUUGGUCAAACUCAUGCUGGUAGCUUCGAUAAUACUGUCCAACCAUCUCGUCCUCUGUCGUCCCCUUCUCCUUGUGCCCUCCAUCUUUCCCAGCAUCAGGGUCUUUUCCAGGGAGUCUUCUCUUCUCAUGAGGUGGCCAAAGUAUUGGAGCCUUAGCUUCAGGAUCUGUCCUACCAGUGAGCACUCAGGGCUGAUUUCCUUCAGAAUGGAGAGGUUUGAUCUGUCAUAGCGAAGGGGCUUGAAUAACUCAGAGAAGCUAUGAGCUAUGCUGUGCAGGGCCACCCAAGAUGGACAGGUCAUAGUGGAGAGUUUUGACCAAACGUGAUCCACCUGGAGCAGGAACUGGCAAGCCACUCCAGUAUCCCUGCCAAGAAAACUCCAUGGACAAAGACAACAGGCAAAAUGACAUAUAUUUUCCUUAAAUAAUGUGUGUCCUAACUGAAAUGCUCUUGCAGAUUCUUUGAAUUCUGUCCUGUAAUGCAUUGCUGGAUCAAGUCUGACCGAGUAGGAAUUUGGUGUGAGCAUCUGUACUUGAUCACCCUCCAAGGGGAAUUUCCCCCAUAGUGUAUGUUGAAAAGCUAAAGGGAAAGGACGCCUGUAUGGUUAGGUCCAGUCAAAGGCAACUAUGGGGUUGCGGCGCUCAUCUCGCUUUCAGGCCAAGAGUGUCAGCGUUUGUCCACAGACAGCUUUCCAGGUCAUGUGGCCAGCAUGACUAAACUGCUUCUGGCGCAACGGAACACCGUGACGGAAACCAGAGCACACGGAAACGCUGUUUGCGUUCCCGCUGCAGCAGUUCCUAUUUAUCUAUAGUGGUACCUCGGGUUACAUGCGCUUCAGGUUACAGACUCCGCUAACCCAGAAAUAGUACCUCGGGUUAAGAACUUUGCUCCGGCGGCGCAGUGGCAGUGGGAGGCCCCAUUAGCUAAAAUGGUGCUUCAGGUUAAGAACAGUUUCAGGUUAAGAACGGACCUCUGGAACGAAUUAAGUACUUAACCCGAGGUACCACUGUGCUGGCAUGCUUUUGAACUGCUGGAGAAGCUGGGACAGAGCAAUGGGAGCUCACCCCGUUGUGGGGAUUCGAACUGCUUACCUUCCGAUUGGCACGCCCAAGAGGCUCAGUGAUUUAGACCACAGCGCCGUCUGCAUCCCUUGUAUGUUGAAAGUAGCCUGCUGUGUGAAGGUUAACAAAUAUAUUCAUUGCUCUGCUCACUGUUGCCUCUGGCCCUGCUCGCCACUGGCAUGUGGCCCUGAAAAGUUUGCCCUGAAUGGAGUGCGGCCCUCGGAAUGGAAAAAAAGCUUUGUUUGCUCCUGAUUUUAUAACACAGUCUGUAGUAUAAGCUGAUGUUUGAGGGAGAGUUGGAUGUGAUGAGCCAAUCCUUGUCUGGCAUCCUUGUUUCCAUGACUGUUUUGUCUCCGCUGCCAUUGUAAGAGACAGGGAAGCAUCUCCAAGAUGGUACGAGGCGCGCAACUAAUCACAUUGCAAACAGGCUUCUUUUAGGAAAUUAAACUCCUAAGCAAAUAUCUGCUCCUGACAAAACACACAUUGCUUCAGAGGCUUAGGAAAAGAUAACAUCACACUAUUACUUCCAAGAUGAAAGCAAAAAUGUUCUUCAGAACCCUUUCACAGUUAUCGCUUUGGAACGGAGACCGGUGACAUAGGAUUACAGUUACUGUAUCUUGCUGGAGUUUAAUUUUUAUAUUUUUUAAGAAGAAGGAAAAAAACCCUGCUUUAGUGUGGUGCUUUACAUAAGUUAUAAUGUUUAAAAGAGAUGAUAAAUAUCAGGAUAAAUAUCAUGACUUGGCGUUUUGGGCAAGCUAAAGGGAAUAAUUUGACAACGCGUGUUCUUUCUGAUUAACUGCAUGUAGCUUUCAAAUGGCUGAGAUAAAUGAGUUUGGAGGAGGGCUUUGCAACAGCCUAAACAAAAAUGUGGCAUUAUGAGCCAUGGAUCAGACGUUGCUUGCUAGUACAGCUAAUGGCCCCAUUUCCUGGAUUCUGCAAUUACGGAACAGAAUCUCAGUCUCAGGGGAGGUGCGUGCAAAACACCUGCAGGGUGGGUGUGUUUGUAUGUUGUGUUCGUGAGAGAAAAGACUGAGAGAGUGGAUCUGCUCAGGUGCCGCUGGGGAAGAAGCACAGGGAUUGGGGGCAAAUCAAAACACAGCUAUUCUUUGAAAUUCACACUUUUCUGGAUUUUGCAAUGCAAGUAAUGUGUACCAAAUGGCACACAGCAGGGGGAAGGGUGCAUAAGAAUGCAUCGAUUUGUGAAAAUACCAUGUGAAAAUGCUGUGUGUUAGGGAAAACUGCUUGCAAAAAAUGUGCAUAUUAGGGGGGAAUGUGCACUAAAAUGGAGAUGAAUAUUCUGUAGUCUUUCAUGAUCUAAACCAUGAAAAUUUCAAGGCUUGCUUGUAUUAAUUCCCCGGGGCAGAAAUGUGUACAAAUCGCCUAAUCCAGAAAUAUGCAUUAUCAACUAAAAAUCUGACAUGUGGCCCCUUUCAGAGAAGCAGCUACAGUGGUACCUCUGGUUACAUACUUAAUUCGUUCCGGAGGUCCGUACUUAACCUGAAACUGUUCUUAACCUGAAGCACCACUUUAGCUAAUGGAGCCUCCUGCUGCUGCUAUUCCGCCGGAGCACGAUUUCUGUUCUCAUCCUGAAGCAAAGUUCUUAACCUGAAGCACUAUUUCUGGGUUAGCGGAGUCUGUAACCUGAAGCAUAUGUUACCUGAAGCGUAUGUAACCUGAGGUACCACUGUAUUCAGAAUUCCAGCUCCUGGAGAGCUAUCUCAGAGGUGUGGUCUAGUUGGAAAAGAUACUGGUAGUCUCUGCAAGUUCCCAGGCCUCAACAGCAAUGAAGUUUUGUUCUACCCAUAACUCAGCUUGUAGCGAAUUUCUCUGUAAAGAGCAGAGGGAAACUCACCAAGUUAAGCCGCUGGGGAUCUGUCAGUUCUGUAAUAAUGUAAGCAAGUCUCAUAGACAGGGAUGCGCAGAACUGCGCCGAGAGAGACAUCAGAAAUGUGUGUGUUUGCCAGGACUGGGGUGAUGGUGUGUUUCAGUCUUCAAAUCCAUAUAUUGGAUUUUGGUCAGAGAAAAUGGUUCAAAACAAGAUUCCUAUUUUCAUGUAAUGGCCUAGAUUAGAGUUCCUGGAACAACAGGAGAGCCUACUUCACAAAGAGGAAGAAAAGCUGCAGAAUGCCGUGAUAAAUAUUUAUUACCAGUUGAUGGACCGGCAUGCAUUUUGAGCAAUGCACUUUUUAUUUUAUUUUUUAGAAAAGGAUAAUAAAUAAAAGAUAGAGCAUCUCUUUACAGCUGUUGCCGUAACUCCCCAAGAUGCUGAAAGUUACCUGUAACAAGCAGCCCUCUCUCUCUCUCUCUCUCUUUCACAGUAUAUCGGAGUUGCACAAGAAAAUGAAAGUAUUAACCAUAAUCUUAAUGUGUCAAGCAGAGAUUCAGCAGCAGGAAAUGCAGUUUGCCAGCCAGGAAGUGCAAAGUGUUAGUGGGGAAGGUGCAAUUUGCACUGGAGAAACAGGUGGAUGGAGGGAUUGCUUAACCCUUCUCUUGCUCAUAGCUUUUUCUUUCUACAGCCUUCUUCUCCAGCUGCUUUUCUCUUCUUGACUGGGGUUCCAGACCUGUUUGCCUUGUCAUGGAGGGAGUGGGGGCGGGGUUGAAGGAAGCAGUGCAAGAGGAAGCAGCAGGUAAAGGAGGGGCAGCAGGUUAAACACCACACACCCUUCUUGCAGACAUUAAUAUUGUCCAGCAUGAAGUGACUGGAUGCAUAAGACCUCUUUGAAUAAUAUUUUUAUGGGUCUGAGCAAUGUCGAUUUCUGAAAGGAGUCGGUUCUUACGCAUCUAGUCACUUCAUGCUGCUCCUUUCGGAAAUCGACAUUGCUCAGACCCAUAAAAAUAUUAUUCAAAGUUUACUUUUCAGAAACGUGACAAAACACAUCAAAUGAUACAUCCAUAACAUCUUAGAGACCAACACGGCUACCUACCUGUAACUAGAUCCAUAACAUCUAUGCAAUAUAUUGUGCUGUUUGUCCAGCACAGGUUCAGCAUCUUAAAAAUAAAAGAUAGCUCCAAAAAUCAAAAUGUUGUCUCUCUCCCCCUCCCAGAAUUAGGGAAUCUGUCAUAGGGGAUGCCAGGUUGUGCCCCCUCAUGCCCUUUUGAAAAUCUGUGCCAGGGCCAUGGCUACCCUGUCCUUUCUCACACUACGCCCCUGGGUAGUUGCGUGGAUUGGCAUUUUUAAAAAAUAUAUAUUUAACACAGAAAUAUAUGCACUGAUCUAAUAUACAUCCCCCCCCCAAUCUGACAUUUAUAGGAUAUAUGACACGCUAGCGCCAGCUGCAGCCAUCAGAGAUCAUUCUCCAGGCUACCAUGAGGCCAAUUCUAGAGAAUGUGGUUCAGAGAGUGCAGGCAUGAACUGUAAUGUGGCAAUGUUAUGCCAUUGCUCGCAUCACCAAGUCCAAGAUCCAGGUCUCCAGCCCACGCAGAUUUAAUUUGGUAAGGGCUGGAGAAGAAAGAGAAAAGGGUGAUUUUGGAACAACGUUGGAAGGACAAGUUGAUUCAAAAUUGUUAUUACGAAAGAAAUCUGUGCUCCGAGGAGAUAAAAAGUGGAGAUUCAUCUCUCAGGCAAGGCUGCUGAGGCAAAAAAAAAGACAAGAAAAAACCCUCCAGUAAUUCAAGAAACAAUUAGCUGUCACUUCUCAGGGGUAGCAGACUGUGAAAAGUAGUUAGAUGGUGAUAUAAUCUUUGUAUUAUGACUGGCUUUGGAAGAAAAUUCUCAUGGCGGGGGAGGUGAAUCUAGAGUCAAUCCUGCGUGAGGCCAUUUUUUAUCAUGCGGCCAUAUUUAGUUGGCAGAAUCAGCCUACUCAGGCUUCAGCUCAGGUGAUGGAUAGAGAUUGGGGGAGAAAUCCAGUCCUGUCGGCUUUCUCGUGUGAACACACCUGUCCUGGCCCUCACUAUGCCUGAAGUACUCAGCCUCAAAAUUUAAUGCGCAAAUCAGAUUGGUACCUAGGUAAGGCACAGCAGGUAUAUAAGAGGCUAAGUGCAAACUAAGGCAUUGAUCCCACAUACUAAGGCAUUGAUCCCACAAGUACCAUGGUUCCUGCCUUUUCCUUUUGAAGGACAGAGUGGACACAACAGUUAUUAUUAUUAAUUAUUAAUUAUUAUUAUUAAUUAUUAUUAUUAUUAUUAUUAAUUAUUAUUAUUAUUAUUAUUAUUAUUUAUUCCCCGCCCAUCUGGCUGGGUUUCCCCAGCCACUCUGGGUGGCUUCCAACAAAAUAUUAAAAUACAAUAGUCCUUCAGAUAUUAAAAGCUUCCCUAAACAGGGCUGCCUUCAGAUGUCGCCUAAAAGUCUGGUAGUUGUUUUUUCCUUUGACAUCUGGUGGGAGGGUGUUCCACAGGGUGGGUGCCACUACCAAGAAGGCCCUCUGCCUGGUUUCCUGUAAACUCACUUCUCGCAGUGAGGGAACUGCCAGAAGGCCCUCGGCGCUCGACCUCAGCAUCCGGGCAGAACGAUGGGGGUGGAGACACUCCUUCAGGUAUACUGGACUGAAGCUGUUUAGGGCUUUAAAGGUCAGCAUCAACACUUUGAAUUGUGCUCAGAAACGUACUGGGAGCCAACGUAGGUCUUUCAGGUCUUGGCAGUCACCCCCAGUCACCAGUCUAGCUGCCGCAUUCUGGUUUAGUUGUAGUUUCCGGGUCACCUUCAAAGGUAGCCCCAUGUAGAGCGCAUUGCAGUAAUCCAAGCGGGAGAUAACCAGAGCAUGCACCACUCUGGCGAGACAGUCUGUGGGCAGAUAGGGUCUCAGCCUGUGUACCAGAUGGAGCUGGUAGACAGCUGCCCUGGACACAGUUAGUGGCCAGAGUAUCAGGAUUGGGCAAGCAAAAGGACACUUCUUUGGGUAGGUUGGGCUUGUGAUGUCUGUUUGUGCCAGCGCUAACAUCUCCAUGUCCAUGCCCUUGCAUGUGGGGUUGGAGCAAGGUCAGUGUCCAAUUUACCCUCAGUUUGCCUCCUGAAGAGGCUGUUCAUUGGUAGGAGGAGAUGCUGCAAGAGGUGUCUGAUCAGGGUGCCCGGUGCCAUAGGGGCAUAACACUCCCCUGUCAACCUGCUUGGCCCCUCUCCUGGACCCAGAUCUCCAUUCUUUGGGCUUCUGACCUCCACCCCAGGCUCAGACACUUAUUGGGGUCCUGACUUCACUUCUCCUAUCCCACAAGAACACUCUCUGGUGUCAUCUACAUCCAGCUCCUUGAGCUCCACCAGGAUCUAACCAUCCCUUCCAUGGCAUCUCCAUGAAACCCAGGCCUCUUCCUGAAACAAUAUGGGAACUGAAACACAGCUGUCCUAAAAAGCUGCCUUCUGGCAAAUCACACCAUUGGCCCAUCUAGCUCAACAAGGUCUGCACUGAUUGACAGCAGCUCUCCAAGGUUUCAGGCAAGGGCCCUGUCUUCUGUGCUGGGGACAGGGUUGGGGGAAUCCAUCUAUUUCACUUUCUCAUUUUUCCAGUCUUCAGCUGUCCAUCAGUCCUUAUGCACUGGUUUGGAAAGCAGGGGAGGAGAAUUAAGUCCUCAUGAAAACCCAUCAGCAUCUUAAUGUGACUUUCUGGGCACCACAGUUCAAGAAGGACAUUGACAAACUGGAACGUGUCCAGAGGAGGGCAACCAAAAUGGUCAAAGGCCUGGAAACGAUGCCUUAUGAGGAACGGCUAAGAGAGCUGGGCAUGUUUAGCCUGGAGAAGAGGAGGUUAAGGGGUGAUAUGAUAGCCAUGUUCAAAUAUAUAAAAGGAUGUCACAUAGAGGAGGGAGAAAGGUUGUUUUCUGCUGCUCCAGAGAAGCAGACACGGAGCAAUGGAUCCAAACUACAAGAAAGAAGAUUCCACCUAAACAUUAGGAAGAACUUCCUGACAGUAAGAGCUGUUCGACAGUGGAAUUUGCUGCCAAGGAGUGUGGUGGAGUCUCCUUCUUUGGAGGUCUUUAAGCAGAGGCUUGACAACCAUAUGUCAGGAGUGCUCUGAUGGUGUUUCCUGCUUGGCAGGAGGUUGGACUCGAUGGCCCUUGUGGUCUCUUCCAACUCUAUGAUUCUAUGAUUCUCCUAAUAUACAGAUUUUUGUAUACAGUUUUGCCUUUUCUCAAAGCAGUCUUCCCUAAUAUAAUCCAUAUGGUAUUAUUUUCCCCAGUAUAUACCGUAUUUUUCGCUCUAUAACACGCACCCGACCAUAACACGCACAUAGUUUUUAGAGGAGGAAAACAAGAAAAAAAAUAUUCUAAACGAAACAGUGGAUGUAUGAUUUUUUUGGUUCAUGCUGUGGCCACAAACGUGAUCUGACGGUGAGUUUGGGGUAGCCCAAUGCAAAAAUCCUGAGGAUCCAUGUGGAUCCAUGCUUUGUAACCACGUUUUUGCACCACUGUGGCCCCAAGCAAUAGUGGGUGCAUGAUUUUUUUGGUGCAAGCUGUAGCCAUGGACAUGCUAUGUGAUCUGAUGGUGAAUUUGGGUGACCCAGUGCAAAAAUCCUGAGGAGCCAUGUAGAUCCAUGCUUUGUAACCACGUUUUAAGGGGGGAGGGAAGGAAAAGCACUCAAGGGACAAGGAGCACGCGUGGGGUGUGUGGAGAAGGAUGCUGCUAAUAAUGCAGAAGAGGGGUAUAAGAGGAGAAGGCUCCUCUCCUCUCCCGCUUUGCUCCUUUAAAGCAAGCAGGCUCUCUGUCCCUAUCUCCUCCCCACUCAGCGGCUCUUCUUCCGCUUUGCUGUUUCAAAGCGAGCCACGGAGGAGGGAAGGAAGGUUGAACCAUGGCUCCUCUGCUCACGACUGCAGCAGAUCCCCCCGCCAUCCGUAGGCAUUCGCUCCAUAACACGCACAGACAUUUCCCCUUACUUUCUAGGAGGAAAAAAGUGAGUGUUAUGGAGCAAAAAAUACGGUAGGCACAUCUAUGCACACUUUAAAUCAUAUGAAGUUUCGUACACAUUGGUCGACUGGAGAAGUGCUCUGCACAAUUAAAAAAAAAAAGUGUGAAUUUUGAUUGGUGGCUGUAUUUCAUUCCACAUACAGUCAUACCUCUUGUUACGUUUGCUUCAGGUUAAAUCUUUUCAGGUUGCAUCCCAUGGCAACACGGAAGGCAACUCAGAAAGGGUUACUUCCGGGUUUCGCCGCUCGCGCAUGUGCAGAUGCUCAAAAUGACGUCACGCGCAUGCGCAGAAGUGGCGAAUCACGACCCGCACGCGCGCAGACGUGGGUUGCCUUCUGCUCAGGUUGCGAACGGGGCUCCGGAAUGGAUCCCGUUCACAACCAGAGGUACCACUGUACUGUGUAUUAUUUUGGAGAGUGUGGAUUAGGUAAAGUCGCCUUCAAAUGCAAAUUGAAGAGAAUUUGUCUCCCAUUCCUGGCCUUCCCUUGUGCUCAUCCAGCAUUACCUCAGCUACAUCACUCUGGGAUCAUGUUUGGCCAACCAUGUAUUCUGUUAGGGGUGUGUGAGAGAAAAACAGAAUAAAAUAAGUGAAUCACAGACAGAACAUAUAUAUAUAUUUCAACUAGUCAACUAUUAGAAUAAAAGCUCAUGCUGAAGUAAUUUUGGGGGGAAAGGGGGGGAAUGAGAAAGUUGGCAUCAGAAUGUGUUCCUAUGAAGUUUAACAUUGUCUAGGCAUGGAAUUUUAAUUCUCUUUAUCCAAAAUGUGAACUGUACUAAUUACUUACCAAGCUAUGCUUAAUACAUAAAUAUGUUUUGUGUCCCCCCCCCCUUGUGUUUUCAGCGUAUUUUUCCUCACCAAAAUAAGAAUCAUACCGAAAGGAGCUUUCUUGGGACUCGAUGAAGUUGAAAAAAUGUAUGUACCUCCAUAUUCACUCAUUACAUUUGUAGAAUGAUUUAGAAGGCUAUUUUUGGUUUGGGGUUGUUUUUCCCCUCUCUUCCCUAGACCUGCACUGUGCUUUAAUUAAGCUAUCAGCUCACCGCUCCCAUAGGAGCCUCCUCUUCAUUCACUUAAAGACUGGGGGGGGGGGCGUUGUGAAGGAGAGUUCGCAAAGCCAAUCUUCCAAAGCGGCGUUGCCACAAUUACAUCUGUGCAUCCUUAUGAAAUAGGUUUUUCAAUAAGGAGUUGAUUGGUGGGCACUUAAGAAGCAAACGGAAUACGAGAUCACAAGAGAAGAGCAGAAUCUGUAAGGCAACUUAAGGGCUGCUUCUCUUCAUGUGGGUGGCACUGCGGUCUAAACCACUGAACCUCUUAGGCUUGCCGAUCAGAAGGUCAGCAGUUCAAAUCCCCAUGAGGGAGUGAGCUCCCGUUGCUCUGUCCCAGCUCCUGCCAACCUAGCAGUUCUGGGGCACCCAAAGUAGUUGCACUGGGAGGUUUUAAAUAGGGACUCACCGAUCCAACUGUCCGUUGUGAAGGGUCCAGGGCAGGCGGUGCAUACACUGACAGCUGUCUUAAGCAUGUGCUGACACUGAGCCUGCACUCCUUCAUUCACUCAGGGGUGAAUGAAUGUCCCAUUUUGUCCCCCUCAUUGCCUCCCCACUGCUGGCACCGUGCCUCUCUCACCUACCUUGCAUAGCGGUGACUUAGAACUAGUUACUGAGAACCUCAGGAGGUUGAGUGCUCUUGCACCCAGGUCCUGCUUGCAGGUUUCCUGUAGGCAUUUGGUGGCUCUUGUGAGAACAGGAUGCUAGACUAGAUGGGCCACUGCCCUGAUCUAGCAGGCCUCAUUCUGUGUCCUUGGCAAAGACUGGUACUAGUUCAGUUGUGGAGGUUGGGCCAUGAGGGUGAACUUGGCUCUGCCCCACCAGCCUGACUUCAUAUUUACAAUGAGUCUAGGGGGAGAGCACUGGCUGUCAGCUUCUUCCUAAGUCUCCGUGUUUGCCUUUGUAGGAACCCCUCACAGAGGAGGUUGGGGACAAAACUAGGAUCAGUUGACUUUACCUGCCACUGGCAAUUGGCUGUAAUAAUGAGGAUGAUGAUGAUGAUGAUGAUGAUGAUGAUGAUGAUGUAUUAUUUUUACCCCGCCACUCUGGGCAGCUCCCAACAGAAUAUUAAAAACACGAUAAAACAUCAAACAUUAAAAACUUCCCUAAACAGGGCUAUCUUCAGAUGUCUUCUAAAAGUCAGAUAGUUGUUUCUUUUCUUGAUAUCUGAUGGGAGGGUGUUCCACAGGGUGGACACCACAACCGAGAAGGCCCUCUGCCUGGUUCCCUGUAACCUCACUUCUCACAGAGAGGGAACCACCAGAAGGCCCUUGGAGCUGGACCUCAGUGUCCGGGCUGAGAGAUGGGGGUGGAGACACUCCUUCAGGUAUACUGGGCCGAGGCCAUUUAGGGCUUUAAAGGUCAGCACCAACACUUUGAAUUUUGCUUGGAAACAUACUGGGAGCCACUGUAGGUCUUUCAGGACCGGUGUUAUAUGGUCUCGGCGGCCGCUCCCAAGUCACAUUCAAAGGUAGCCGCACGUAGAGCGCAUUGCAGUAGUCCAAGUGGGAGAUAACCAGAGCAUGCACCACUCUGGUGAGACAGUCUGUGGGCAGGUAGGGUCUCAGCCAGCGUAUCACAUGAAGCUGGUAGACAGCUGCUGUGGACACAGAACUGACCUGCUCCUCCAUGGACAGCUCUGAGUCCAAAAUGUAGCUCAGUAAUAGAGUACCUGCAUUGCAUGCAGAACAUCUCCAGCAUCUCCAGGUAAGACUAAGAGAGGACAGAGUCUGAAAUCCUGGAGAGACACUGCCAGUUAGUGUAGAUAGCACUGAACUAGGUGGACCAAAGGCAGCUUAGUAAGUCCCUGCCAUUAGUCUCCACCCUUCCACCCUGCAAGUUAUCCUUGUGGGCCAAUACUGGCUUGUUCAUUUUUGCUGCACAUCCCUUGCCUCCCAGCAGGGCUCAUGGAAGCAUGAAGAUGACUGCUGAGCCCACCUGUAAACUAUUUCUAUUGUUGUUCGUUACCUGCAGAAACCAUAUGUCUGCCUUGUAUAAAGUGCGAAAGAGGGGAUGUUGACGAGGGAGGAAGCUUGUGACAAAACUGACAAACACUGUUAGCGAAAGAGCAGCCAGGAGGUGGCGGGGGGGGGGGGAGAAACACAAUGCUAAGCAGGGGAAGUGGCUUUCAUUUGAAAAUAUAGCGAUGUGCUGUGGAAACUCUGUGGGGAAACAGUUUAAAGUGCGGCAGCAAUGAAAAUAGGGGGUUGAUGAAUAUGCAAACGAGACCAAUCAGCAUCGGCGGCGUCUGCAGAUGAGAAGCAGCAAUGAAAUGUGAAAUGGCUCACAAAUCAAAAAUAUAACCCAUAAAACAUUCAUUGGAAAUAUUCAUGAUAAUGUAGGGGCACAAACUAUAUAAUCAGGUGAUAUAUUUGCAUAUAAAAAAGGAGACCCCCUUGUAUGAGAUUCUUCCACCUGCCUCCCCCCGCCCCGCAAUAUCAUACACACACAAAAAAACCAAGAUUAAAGUCAACGGUAGGCUAUUUAAAGGAAAUGGCUAUUAGAAAUGUGAUGCCUCCAUGUGGUAAAAUGUAUUUUUCCUAGAGUAUACAAAUUAGAUACUUCAAUACACAUGCGGCGCGCUGUGUUAGCACGAAGCUAGCGGGGAAAGAAAUUCCCACAAUGGAUAUAUACGCUGCAGAAGUUUAGUGAAUUAAAAAUUUCAUGUCUGUGAGAAGGGAAUGGAUGACUUCAAACAGGCUCUCGAGGACCCAUCUGCAGGGCCUAUCGACUGAAGAGAGAGCUUAAUGGAAAAAUGUCAUUGUGCUGAAUUUUGUAGGGGGAGAGAAAAACAACUUUUCCACAGAGGGGAAAGCUUUUGCAUUGGUAAAAGAUUCGAGCCUAUCAUCCCACAGGGUGUGGAUCUGCAUAAAUGUAACGAGAUCUGCACCGGGGUGUUCAGAUACGGUUAAAGCUUGUGAAUAACUAAGCCACUGCACAUUGGUAUGCGAGGUGCAGAUCGGAGACGCUUUCAGACUGUCGCUCUUUAGCAGGUGGAAUUCAGUCACAUACCAGAUAAUUCAGGUGGUGCAGUUAAAGUGGAUUUGGCACUCUCAUGCAGUCAAGAUGCUCCCCUUUCUCCCUCCCCUAGGGAAAAAAAGAACCGGGCUUUUUGCAGUAGGGAAAAUGAUGGAGAAAUGUGAGCUAUCUAUUCUAAAUUUAGGUGGAAGGAAAAUUGCCACGUCUCAGGGCUUGACCUGAAGUUCCAGGCAUUUAGACCCUUUCUCAGUGUCUCCAGGGAAGGGGGUGAAACAUGAAUGGGGAACCGGUUGGUUGCCUUCCAUUUGUUGCUGGAGUCCAAUUUCCAACAUUCCUGGACCUUCGCCAUGCUGCCUGAGACUGAUGGGAGUUGAGGGUCUAAGAACAGUUUCCCCAGACCAGGGUAAAGGGGCCAAAACCAAGGGGUUGGGCUCAUUUCUGCUCUUCUUGAUCAGAGAUUUUGCUGUAAGCUUUGCUUCCAUCAGGUACCGGAAGUGCUAGACACCGCCAGCUUUUCCUCUAGCUAGAUGCCCAGACCUUGAACCUAGGAUCUCCUUGAGGGACAGAACCCAUCCAGCAAACCUGAGGAAUCUGUCACUUUUUCAGAGCCUGAUAUUUGUGCUGCAAGAUUAGUCGCUUCCAUAAAAGUUGACUGGGCUCCUAGGUGCCAUUUCUAUUUGGCUAUCUUUCACCACUCCGAUACAGAAGGACGUUGCUUCUAAUUCCUAGUUGCUCAAUAGCCAGUCUCUUGGAGGCAGAAAGAUGAUCUCAUUGCAGGUGCACAGCUAUGCGCUUAGUUAAGGGCUGGGGAAUCCAUGGUUCUUCAGUUGUUCCUUGGGCUAUCUGCUCCCUUCAGGAUCAGGCACCAUGGCCAAUGGUUAGGGAUGAUAGGGUUUGUACUCCAACAUCUGGAGGGCCACUGGUUCCCCCUCUCUGUCAUUGUCUUGUAGGGCUAGCACUCCAAAUGUUCUGGGAUAGGCCAGUCAGGUCUGUGUCCUCCAAUCACAUUGUCACUGGCUGAAAGCAGGAAUGCUAGAGCAUUCCGUCGCAAAUGGAAACAGGAGCAGAAAUUGCUGCAAUUCUCAUGCACAUCCAAGGUCAGGAGUAGAAAGCACACAAAUGAAUAGGAGUGGUGUUCACUAUCAUAGGUAUUUUAGUCCGCACACAUUAUGUAAAUAGAUAUGUUGUUUCCCACAAUGUUUUUGGCAUUUCCCAUCCGUUGUGCUGAAAUUAAUUAUGUAGUGAAUUGCAUAAUAAAUUCAAUUUGCUUUGGCCAUAGCGGAUAGCAAAACGAAUGGCGUAGGUUGUAGCGAAAUAUGAGCCGAAGCAGUACUGAUUGUAACAAAUGUAGGGUAGAAUGGAAAUUGCUUUUGCCCCCCUAGACCCAUCCAGACUACAAUAGAGAUUUGACUCAACUGAUCAGAAAACUUUGCUACAUCAUCUGGACAUUGCAACAUGGAGCCUAAUCUGUCAUCUAGCUAGUUUCAUGGUGGUAGAUUCCUGCAAAUAUUGCUGACCCUGCCAAGGAAAACUUGGCCAUGGAAGAAAGGUGGCCUGUUGUCUUUUGUGGGAGAGCAGCUGGCACUGCUUUGCCGUAAUGAAGCCAAAUUUUGGCAAUCCAAGGCCUUGUGUGUGACUUCUGAAAUCCACAAUGGUCCAAUAGCAUCACUUAGGUGUCUUGUUUGUUUUCUUUCCCCCAUCCCUCUUCUGGCCUGCAAGUGGAACACCUGGCAGCUUGCUUUCUCUUGCCAAGGCCUAUCAGUAGGAGAGACCUUGACUAUUGUGAUACCCUUACAGCUCCUUCAAGAAGUAAUAAUUUUUUUAAAUGGAGCUGAUCAUUUGUUAUUCCUGCCAAUAACUCACAGCUGCUAUCAAAGAGAAAAGCUUUCGCUUGGCUUGUUUUAAAACUUUUUGAAUGAACAGACCAAGAGCGGUGCUCUGUAAAAAUGGAGCUUAUACAUUCUUGGAUCAUGGCCUCUGCUUCCUUGAGGUUGUGGGAAUGUUCAGGGAUGCAGGAGAGGAUAUGUUGUCUGAUUAUAUCCUUAUCCAACUUCUGUUAACAAGUUGCACAAUUUCAACAGAGUAACAUUCCCUUCUUUUAAAUUUGCAGCGGCUGCGUUUGCUCAGGCUCGCUAAAGCCUCUAUAAUAACUGUUCUGGUAUUUUCCCCUUUUUCCCUCAUAAAAUAUAAGAGACGACACAGUAUAAAAAGAGUUUACUCACAUUCUGUUCACAAUCAGAUCCCAGAAGGUAGACUUAGCUUAAUAAAGUAACAUACACUUGGAAUCUAUCUCAUAAGAAGACAGUCCCUUUGUCCUCUCUUUGCUGGAAGCCAAGAGGGCAUCUUUGGCUUAGUAGAUGUUGUUUCUUCGAUGCAUGUAGUGAAAGAGAGAGAGAUGGCUGCCCUGCCCUGUGCUUUUGUCGUUACCUGCACAGGUGAGGCCACACCCACCUCUAGUCACAUGCAGAGGAAGUCUGUCCCAGCCCAGAAGGAAACAGGAAGUUUACCUGCUGGCUGGACAAACAUUCCUCCCCAUGUGUAAACAUGUUCACUCUAGGAAUGUUGUACUUGACUGCUCUUGUGUUUCACAUCCCACAGAGGUAAGAUCAAGGAAGAGGGUUAGAGAAAUAUAAAAGUACAAUAUUUACAAUCCGAAGAAUAGGGUGGGUCCUAAAAUCACUCUCUCUCAGCAUCAAAGGCCAGGUAAAGAGGAGUGUUUUCAGCAUACAGUGGAGGCUACAUAAAGAUAAUGAAAUCACAUUGUUUUAAUUACCUUAAGUAUUGAACAUGACAGAAUGUGUUGCUUUUCAGCAAAAUGGUGGCAUGAGAUGAAGUCAGCGGUGAUGUAGUUUGCAAGGUAUCAAAGGAGAGAGAGCACCGUAAUCCUCUGAGUUUAUCAAAAUGAUACUUAAAUACAUCCUCUGUAGAGUGUCAUGUAUAUAAAGGUCAGUGUUGUUCAUUGCAAUUCUGUUUCUGGCAAGGGAUAACACACAGCAACAGGAAAUAAGGACACAUUUUGUCCAUAACAAGCUUUCUGAGAAUUGUUCAAAUUUUGAAGACUGUAUCUAGAAUCUAGUGUUGUGCCAAAGAUUAUGGGUUGUAUCCAAACUUAGUCAGAAUAAAGGUAAAGGUACCCCUGACCGUUAGGUCCAGUCAUGGAUGACUCUGGGGUUGUGCGCUCAUCUCGCUCUAUAGGCCGAGAGAGCCGGCGUUUGUCCGCAGACAGCUUCCGGCUCAUGUGGCCAGCAUAACUAAGCCGCUUCUGGUGAACCAGAGCGGUGCACAAAAAUGCCAUUUACCUUCCCGCCGGAGCAGUACCUAUCUAUCUACUUGCACUUGACAUGCUUUCGAACAGCUAGGUGGGCAGAAGCUGGGAUCGAACAACAGGAGCUCACCCCAUCGCGGGGAUUUGAACUGCUGACCUUCUGAUCGGCAAGUCCUAGGCUCAGUGGUUUAAACCACAGUGCCACCCGCAUCCCUCUCCUAGUCAGAAUAGACUGAUUGAAAUUAAUGUAGUUGCAUCCAUUGCUUUCAAUGGGUCGUUUCUUGAGUAUGGCUUAGUUGGAUACAACCUUUCUACUUUUUACAGAUCAUUCUCCAUCAAUUGAUGAGGAAAGCAGAUAGGAGAGCAACACUGAUGGGCUUGUUCACCCCUAGAACAAGACCCACCUCUUCUAGUUUCGAUGUUAUUAUGUAUGAUGAUUGCAUAGGAAUGUAAUGUGGUGGACAGUCAGACACCGUGGGAGCAAGGGCUGAACCCAGUACUGUAGUGGCAAAUUCAGAAGUUCAGGGGCCCUUUGUGAUAGCCACAUCCACAACCCCUCUUAGCUCAGCCCCUUCUAAGAAUUAUAAUUAGGGAUGUAUUACAACCAUCAAUGCAGAUCUCCACUUGAUGCCUUUCAGCAAGAUCUACAAUUUUCCAGUCAUGCACAUGGACAAAUAAUUUGGAGUGCACCACUAUCCUAUUUCGGAGUGACUUAAGUUGUGUUUUCCUUGGAGUUCCAUCCUUGGAGUUCCAUGAUCACAGAACAUGCCCGCUAUUCCCUUGAAACUGAAACACCUUGUAUCUUCAGUUUUCUUAAAUGCUUUGUUUCGGAGCAUGCAGUGGCUGAAAAGCUCCCCUUUCCUGCUGAUUUGGUGCUGGAGCCGGGGACCCUGCUGAAGAUAUAAUAGCAGGUAUUUGACUUCAUCCGACCCCAGACCACUACACCACUGGCUGAAUCAGUCCUCUGCUUUUAAGUCUGAGCCACAAGGGCAGGGUUUCCUCACUUCUCAGCUGUGUCUCUGCUUUGCAGUCUCCCAUGACCUGCCCCCACCAAAAAAAAAUCUAUGGGAGCCAACCAACACCAGCACUGGGGAGGAGUGGGAAACUGCAGCCCUCCAGAUGUUGGACUCUGGCUCUUGAUGUAGCACAACAGCAUUUGGAGGGCUACAGAUUCCCUGUCCUUCAUCUGCAAAAUGGACACCCCAAAAUAGCUGCAGCUGGCUUCUCUUCAAAUGGAGGUCGUUGAUUCCAGCUAUUGUAGCCUACCCUCGGAUGCAGAGAAACAGCAGGAAUAGAAGAAUUUGCUUCUUAGAAGGGUUCAGGGAACUCAUAAUGUAGACAACCAUCUACAUGCUGCUAGAUCACGCUUCCUCAAACUCAGCCAUCCAGAUAUUUUUGAGACUACAAUUCCCAUCAUCCCUGACCACUGGUCCUGCUAGCUAGGGAUCAUGGGAGUUGUAGGCCAAAAAAAACUUCUGGAGGGCCGAGUUUGAGGAAGCCUGUGCUAAAUGAUGGUUAUGGUGCUGAUUUUGUGCAAUUGUUUUUACAGUCGUGUUCCUGUCCGCAGGCAAAUUAUUACGUUGCCUUUAUUCCUGGCUAUUUCUGAUCUGCCAUGGCCUUUUAACAAAAUCCAUAGUAUUGGUUCUGAAGCUGACCUUGUCUAAUCAUAUUGAUUGUGACCAGCUCAAGGCUAAUUGGGAGACCAGUUGCUAUGGCAAUGCUUGGGUCACGCACUGAAAGAGACAAUGCGGGGUGUCUAUGGAGGGUGGAUGAAAAAAAUGUUGAGCUUUUGGAAACUAACAGAUAACGCAUUACGAUCAAGUCUGGAGGGAUGCAAUGGUCAAUGGGGCAUAUUUUUAUUUUCUCCCUUGCUGCCUCCACCACCCCAAUUAUUUUCCUUUCAUUUUUCAAGUUCUUUAAACGAUCUACAUCUUCUGAACCAGUGAAUGUAACAACAACCACAACAACACCUUAGCCACAAGAAGGUUUUUUUGGGGGGGGUGUUAAACAUGGAGUCACUGCACAUUCCGAUUCAGCUGGCAAAAGGCAGGACUGCCACAAAUUCUAAGUUUGGUGUGGGAGGUUGCUAUAAAUUAGUUUGUUAAGUGGCAAAUGAGAUUCUGCAACCCCUCCACCUCCCUUUUACCAGUCUGCGAGCCUGACAACUGCCCUUCCUCCCCACUGAAGUGCAAAGGGUUGCAAACAACUCAUAGCUUCCGAUUACUCCUGCAGUUUGGAUUUGUCGGGUGGCAUCUUCCAUCGAAGUGACUGGGCCUGAUUUUCUAAUGUGGAUUUCAGCAGCAGCCUCCCUAAUUUGGAUCAGGACCAUAGCAAAGGGUUAAAGCAAGAGUACAGAAUCUCAUUGGCUCCAGAAGCCAAGAUUCUUACCAGGAUCUAGAGGCGUGGGCCAAAUUUGAUGGGUAGUUGGGGCUGCACACGGACCUGUCGCCCCUCAGUGACAUCACGUGAUUGGGAGCUUUGAAGUUCUGAAGUUGCGGCUUCAAAUUUAAGCUUGUUGGUGUCUCUCUGGUCCCUUUCACCAUCGAUGUUGGCUGUAUGCUCUGUGUUAUUUUAUUAAUACUAUCACUAAGGGUUUGUCAUGGCCUUUGGCUAGAAGGAUAAACUUAUGAACUUAGAACUAUAUAUCGCUUAACUAUGAUAGUCUCCAAACCUUUAUCUAGAUGCUAAGGAUAGGAACGGCCACACCUCUUGUUUGGAGGCGGUGCGUACCUACUCAGUGCUGAUGUAUACAGGCCUCGGUUUUGUAUACCUGAAGGAGCGUCUCCACCCCCAUCAACCAGCCCCGACACUGAGGUCCAGUGCCGAGGGCCUUCUGGCGGUUCUCUCACUGUGAGAAGUGAGGUUACAGGGAACCAAGCAGAGGGCCUUCUCGGUAGUGGCGCCUGUCCUGUGGAACGCCCUCCCAGCAGAUGUCAAGGCAAUAAACAACUAUUUUACUUUUAAAAGACAACCUGUAAAACAAGAAAAUCUUUAAUAAUAAUAAAAAACUCUAAAAAAAAAAGACUACUGAAGGUGGCCCUGUUUAGGGAAGUUUUUAAUGUCUGACGCUGUAUUGUUUUUAAUAUUCAGUUGGAAGCUGCCCAGAGUGGCUGGGGAAACCCAGCCAGAUGAGCGAGGUAUAAAUAAUAAAUUAUAGAAUCAUAGAAUCAUAGAGUUGGAAGAGACCACAAGGGCCAUCGAGUCCAACCCCCUGCCAAGCAGGAAACACCAUCAGAGCACUCCUGACAUAUGCCUCUGCCUCUGCUUAAAGACCUCCAAAGAAGGAGACUCCACCACACUCCUUGGCAGCAAAUUCCACUGUCGAACAGCUCUUACUGUCAGGAAGUUCUUCCUAAUGUUUAGGUGGAAUCUUCUUUCUUGUAGUUUGGAUCCAUUGCUCUGUGUCCGCUUCUCUGGAGCAGCAGAAAACAACCUUUCUCCCUCCUCUAUGUGACAUCCUUUUAUAUAUUUGAACAUGGCUAUCAUAUCACCCCUUAACCUCCUCUUCUCCUGGCUAAACAUGCCCAGCUCCCUUAUUAUUAUUAUUAUUGGAGAGAAGGGAGAAGACUGGAGAAAUCAAGGAAAGGAAAGCUGUGCAGGACUAGGAAAGUUGGAGAGAAGGGUAUGCUGACACCGUGUGCCAAGAGAAGCAGCAGGGACCCCAAGAAAAGAGGGAUGGAAAGGGGAGCAGGCCAUGGAAACACAUUGUUUCUGAAUGCCUGUUGUUGGGAAUAGCAGGAUAGGAGAGCACUGUUGCGCUGAUGUCCUGCCUGUGGUCUUACCACUGGCAUCUGGCUGGCCACUGUGAGAAUUUGAUGCUGGACUAGAUGGGUCUCUUCUUGUGUGUUCAGACCCAGAAACCUCCCCCCUAAAUAAAUUCACACUUGACUCAAAUUUUGGUUUUGGUUUUUGGCUGAAUGUAGGCCACAACUUUAUCAAUCACAGAAAGUGACUGGUUGCAUAGGCUCUGGUUCGACUAGCUCCCUGCCAUGCAGGUAGCGUUGACCCAGGGCACCAGCAUAGGUCAGCCAAGGGUGAACGCCCGGAUAAGCGGAAAGCUGGGAACAGGCUAACUCCACCACCCAAAUGUCCCCCUGGACUCAGACAUGGGCACAACCCCCUCUCAGGGGUUGACCAAACCAUAGAGUCUUUGGAUUCCUUUAACGGAAUACCCUUCACAUACGGAUGGCGAGAGCGUUCUCCCAUCCCUAUCACCUGAACCAGAGCCUAUCCGGAACCUUACAAGUUGUGGCGAUUUGCUACGCAACAGGCAAAACCCAAAUGGCAACAGCCAAUCAGCCAAGUGGGGGAAAUUCCUGCCAUGCCCCUGUCCUAAUGACAGACGACACAUGACGGCAUAGCAAGGUCAAGCACAAAGCCCUAAAAGUAGGGAGAGGUGGGCAGGUGUUCUGAAUGCACGCGCCGAAAGAGGAAGCUCUGGGUCAUGUGCAUGGGCAUAAAUAGGUUCCUCGAACCAUUUGGACUGAGUCCCAUUGGCCAGAUUGUACCCAGUUACGAGGGACCUACCAAUCGGGUGUUGUGGCUGACCAAUAGUACCCACCCACAACACAGGGUGUCAGUUGUCCAGGUCUUUAAGGGGGAGGGCUUGAUUUAUCAUUUUAGAAGAUUAAGCCUUGGAGCGAUGAAGGGGCUCUACCACAAAACUGUGACAGUUGAAAGAGUGUUGCUUUUCUUGGAGAAGAAUUUGAGCUAGUGGGGUGGAGGAUUUUGAUCUGAGAGCAUGCAGAGUUCUACAGUGGUGCCUCGCAAGACGAAAUUAAUUCGUUCCGCAAGUUUUUUCCUCUUGCGAGUUUUUCGUCUUGCGAUGCACGGUUUCCCAUAGGAAUGCAUUGAAAAUCAAUUAAUGCGUUCCUAGGGAAACCGACUUCAGACCAGGUCCGGGACAGUCUGUCCCCCGACCUCUUCUGAAGGCUGGGGGGCACACGGGCUUUUCGUCCCACCCCCAGCAUUUUACAAAACCCCGGGCCAGCGGAGGGCUUCUCCGCUGUCCGGGGCGAUCUUAAAAUGCUGGCGGGCGGCAUUUUAAAAUUGCCCCGGGACAGCGGAGGACUUCUCCGCUGUCCGGGGCAAUUUAAAGCCCCUGGGAAGGCAGGCAGGGGGACAAAGACUUUUGCCCCCGCCAGCCUUCAGAAGAGGUCCUGGACCUCUUCUGAAGGCUGGCGGGGGCGAAAGUCUUUGUCCCCCCCCCACCUGCCUUCAAAAGCUGUCCAGCCAAGGCUUCGCGGACCUCUCCGCAAGCAGCGGCAGCACUGCCGCUGCUUGCGGAGAGUUGCCGGCAUGCCGAAGCCUGGGCGCGCUGAUCUCAGCGCGCCCAGGCUUCGCGGACCUCUCCGCGAGCAGCGGCAGCGCUGCCGCUGCUUGCGGAGAGCUGCCGGCAUGCCGAGGCCUGCGCGCGCUGAGAUCAGCGCGCCCAGGCUUCGCGGACCUCUCCGCGAGCAGCGGCAGCGCUGCCGCUGCUUGCGGAGAGUUGCCGGCAUGCCGGAGCCUGCGCGCGCUGAGAUCAGCGCGCCCAGGCUCGCGGACCUCUCCGCGAGCAGCGGCAGCGCUGCCGCUGCUUGCGGAGAGCUGCCGGCAUGCCGAGCCUGCGCGCGCUGAGAUCAGCGCGCCCAGGCUCGCGGACCUCUCCGCGAGCAGCGGCAGCGCUGCCGCUGCUUGCGGAGAGUUGCCGGCAUGCCGAAGCCUGCGCGCGCUGAGAUCAGCGCGCCCAGGCUUCGCGGACCUCUCCGCGAGCAGCGGCAGCGCUGCCGCUGCUUGCGGAGAGUUGCCGGCAUGCCGAAGCCUGCGCGCGCUGAGAUCAGCGCGCCCAGGCUUCGCGGACCUCUCCUGCCUUCAAAAGCCGUCCGGGAUAGCGGGAAGCGCUUCCCUGCUAUCCCGGACUGCUUUUAAAAUGCUGGCGGUGGGGAGCAAAGCCUUCGGCCCCCGCCAGCCUUCCUGGACCUCUUCUGAAGGCCGGAGGGGGGAAUGCUUUGCUCCCCACCGCUAGCAUUUAAAAGAGGUCCCCGGAGAUUUCCCUAUGGGCUUCGUCUUGCGAAGCAAGCCCAUAGGGAAAUUCGUUUUGCGAAGCGCCUCCAAAACGGAAAACCCUUUCGUCUAGCGGGUUUUCCGUCUUGCGAGGCGUUCGUCUUGCGGGGCACCACUGUACUCACAUUUAAACCAAACCCCAUGUUGCAAAGCCUUCUAGAAACCACAUCCCACCCUGCUCUCCCCGUGCAUCUCUCUUUUCCUUCCUCCCUCACUCCUGCUAGAUAAAGAUGAUAAUUACUUCAAACCUAGCAUAGCUUGAAAUAAUAAAUGAUCCCUUUAAGAGGGGUUUGUAUUCAAGGAAGCAAGAGCUGCUUCCACUUGCUUAGCUUGGGUGAAUUGCGGGAGACAGAUCAUAAACAUAAAAGACACAUUUUUAUUUUUAUUUUAUCGUAGCUAGACUGUGUGUGUGGUGUGCGUUUGUGUGUUUAAGUUUUGUUUAAUUUACCAUUCGAGGUUUACUUUAAAAAAACGAAACAAAAAAACCUUGAUAUAUACUGUGUCGCUGUAAAAGCACCUGCUGUUACCCGUUUCAUCAUAAUGUGUAAUGUAGUGGAAUUAGCAAUAGAACUUCCACUUAAUCGCAUUUCUUGACGUGAGUGGGGAAUUUAAACACGAGGUUGUUAAUGUUGGGUCGUGAGUUGUUUUGCAUUUUCCAUUCACCGUUGAUGUGGUUUAUAAGGUUAAUUGAGAUAUGUGUCUCUGCCUCACAGCACCUUGGGGUGGGGGUAAGACCCAACACAGUGACGGAGGGUGGCUUUCUUCUGCUUCUGAAGCCUAGCUUCAGAGCUCUUUGACAAGGAGGGAAGAGCCGUAGCUCAGUGGCUGAGCAUCUGUUUUGCCUGUUGAAGAUCAUAGGGCCAAUUCUCAUCUCCAAGUAGGGUUGGGAGAGAACCCUGCCUGAAACCAAUCAGCAUAGACCAUACUGAGCUAGGUGGUCCAUUGAUCUGAGUCAGUAUAAGGCAACCUCCUUUGACAGAAUGCCCCAUGGGAAGGAUGGGUUCUGCCAUUGGCUAUUUUGGCAGUAUUGUCAGUGCUCAGCAAAGAAGAAGAAGAGGAGGAGGAGGAGGAGGAGGAGGAGGACAUGUUAGAACUUCCACUCCCUGAAGAUUUUUUGCAAACUUUGGGAAAGGUUUUCCCCCAUCCCUUGAAUGUGCCAGAAACUUCAACCCAGCACUACUGUUCAGUUAAUAUGUUGUUAUAGGAUUUGGGGUAUUGGGGUUGGUUGGUUUGGAUACCAUCUUUGGGCCCCCUCUAGGGCUGUGGUUUUAUAGGAUGGGGUUCUUCAGUAGAAUUGAUGAAGUGGUUAAACCAGUCUCUUUGUUAAAUUAAUGGCCCUGGCCAAGCUGUUAAGCAUUCUUCUUACAUGACUAAAGAGUUGGCCGUGUUGUCAUAGAAACAACUAGCUAAUGCUAUUUCCAGAAGGAAGCAGCAGGCCCUCUCCUGGCUGACUCUCUCUUCUGGCAUGGUCCAAAUGGGAUAUUCCUUUUGAAUGCAUAACAAAUGCCCUGCAAAUAGUAAAUACUCACAACAAAGAGAUUCAUUUUCCUGAUGUGCUCAUUUUUCAAGUAUCUAUCAUCUGUCUGUCUGUCUCUCUGUCUGUCUAUCUAUUGCAUUUGUAUCCUGUUCCUCAGCCAAAAAGACUCCCAGAGUAACUUACAUGCAAUAAAUUAAAAUAAGGCAGUCCCUACCUGACACAAAAGAGAGAAAAGGAGGGGGUGAGGGGGGGAAAACAAACUUGCGCACCAGUUCAUAUAGUCAAAUAGCAGUUCUUAGAAUAUCCUCAGUUUUCAGUAGAGGGGGGCAGCAAAAAAUGUGAUCCUCUACCUUCACUUGACUGGUGCAUUCUAUCCUGCAAACUCCUGGAGAUGUUUGCUAUGCUAUCUGAGGUACUGGAGUACUUUCCCUCCCCCCCCCCACCUCCAUCCUCUAUUCCUGCAACAGGUUCUUACAAAUAUUCUUUUCUUUUAAGCCAGCUUUGUGUUUCAAUGGCUUGUAGUCCAGGAUUUAUGGAUCCUUCGAUGCCGGCAACGUUUUUAAGUUAUUCCCUUCAUUUUUCACGUACAUUUGUAAUGUUGACGCUUCUGAUAAAUAGCGAGGCCACCUUGGCUGAUGAUUCCUUUUUCUUGACAGAGAAAUCUCUCAGAACGAUGCCUUGGGAACUAUAGAAUCGAACGUGUUCGCCAACCUUCCAAAACUCUAUGAAAUGUAAGUCAAUAAAUGGAAUUGGAGGGCUGGGGUAUUACAAGAUACUGGUGGACCAACCAUAAAAUGCAACAUGGUGGUUCCAUGGGAACAAAAUAGAUCUAGGACUAGUUUUUUCUCUGUGUGUCUUUCUUUCCUUCUGCAUCGGCUCAUCAGGACUCAGUCUUGGCUAUUGCAGGGUUGCCAACCAUUUUAUGCUCAUGAGCACAUUUGAUUUUUUUCCUGUAGGUACCACCCCUUUUGGUCACUUCCCUCACCCUCUCCCCUGGAUCAGACCCACUUCCAAGAGACAGAAAGAAUGUGUCUGGUGACUGGGAGUGGCCGCUGAGACCAUAUAACACCAGUCCCAAAAGAUCUACAUUGGCUCCCAGUACAUUUCUGAGCACAAUUCAAAGUGUUUGCACUGACCUUUAAAGCCCCAAACGGCCACGACCCAGUAUACCUGAAGUAGCAUCUCCACCCCCAUCAUUCAGCCCGGACACUGAGGUCCAGUGCUGAGGGCCUUCUGAAGGUUCCCUCACUGUGAGAAGCAAAGUUACAGGGAACCUGGUAGAGGGCCUUUUUGGUAGCCACCCUUGCCCUGUAGAACACCUUCCCAUCAGAUAUGGGAACUAUAAGGAAAUAAGCAACUAUCUGACUUUUAGAAGACAUCUGAAGGCAGCCCUGUUUAGGGUAUUUUUUAAUGUUUGGUGUUUUGUUGUGUUUUUAAUAUUCUGUUGGGAGCCGUCCAGAGUGGGCAGGGGUAAUAUUAUUAUUAUUAUUAUUAUUGCAUACACACACACGUUGCUUUUCCACAAAAUCUCUGUAAAACUAAGAUCCUGUAAAGCACAUAGAGGUGAAAGAGGAAGUGGGGCAGAGUGUCACUCUUCCAACUUCCUUCUUCGGCUCUAUUUGCAUUUCAAAGGAGAAAGAGGUAACUGCCCUCUGUAACUCGUGACAAUGGGGGCUGUGAGAGGGGAUGCUUCUGCCAUCCCAUAAUGGAGACUGAGGACCGAAGGAAGAGAAGUGAACAGGUGCUGUCCUUCCAAGUGUCCCUAUUUUCCAGGGACGGUCCCAGAUGUACAGAAGUUGUCCUGGUUUCUGAUUUGAUCCCAGAAUGUCCUGCUUUUCCUUAGGACAUCCCUAUUCUCCUUGGAUAAAUGUUGGAGGGUGUGCUUCGUUACUUUGGCAAUUGUGGGUCUUGCAUGUGCUAAGCCCCCUGCUUGCAGGUGCCUGACCACACACCGGGCUUGAUUGCUUUUUAUUUACUUCAAACGUUCCUUGGCAGCCUUUUAGGGCAAAGCCCGUUCAAAGCAGCUUCCAUUUAAAAAAGAGAGGAUAAAACGUAAUUCCCAUAAAAUGCAAUUAAAGUUAAAGCAGCAGUUAAGACAUUUCGGAAGCCAGCGCCGCACUCAUCCAAAAUGUAUUUAAAUUGCUUUUUUUUAAAAAGCACUUUGAAAACGGACAGUUUAAAACCAGCAGCGAUAUAAAACAUUUAAAAGUUCUGCAUCUUAAUUAAAAGGAGCUCAGAACAAACGGGUUUGUUGCCAUACGUCCAGAUUUUCCCGGACAUUUUUUCCAAUUUCCUGCCAGACAUUGCUUCCGGCUGGUACGUCCAGGAAAUUCUGGGCGUAUGGCAACCCUAAGCAAAAGGCUUUAUCGUACACCAUUCAAGGUCACAGUCCAGUUAGAUAAAAGCAGUCAAGGAGAGCGUAGAGCCUGUCUGGUGAGGGGUGUGGCCUUUGGAGGGAAAAACUUCAUGUGUCGAGUUUGCAGGGGGCCACCACUAAAAAGGCCCUUUCUCUUUUCGUUGUCAGUAGUAGUAGUAGUAGUAGUAUUUAUUUAUUUAUUUAUUUCUAUACCGCCCUAUACCCAAAGGUCUCAGGGCGGUUCACAUAAAAUAUCAAAUACAUAAAAUCAAAACAAAACAAAACCAACAACCCAAUUUAAAAAAACAACAACCAAAGUUGACAACUGAGGGCAGUGGCAUCUGAAGCAGGGCCUCUGAUGGCAAUCUAAAAGAAUGGGCCUGCUCAUGUGAAAGAUGACCCCAAUUUAGUUAGGCACAUGUAUUGAAUGAAAUGAUUGGAGAGGGAUGAGAGUUUGCUAAGGAAAUUGAAAUAUACUCAGAGUCGAGAGUAGAUUUCAUGCUCUUUAUUCAGCUCAUAGUGGUGAGGAGGAAUGGAAGUCCCCUCAAAGUAUCUGCUUUAUAUACAUUAUUUACACAAUGGGCUGCACGUGAUUGGCUAAUUCUGGAAUUCUCCUGUAGGCCAAUCAGGUUGUGGAUUCACUUCCAUCUGGAGCCGGAUUGGGUGGCUCCUGCAGACCAAUCAUACUGCUGCAUUGUUCUAGGACCAAUCAGACUGCUGCAUUCUGAAUCCUAUUGUUCUAGGACCAAUCAGACUGCUGCCUUUUGGAUCCUAUUCAACUCAGUACAUAACAGAAAUGCUAAUGCCUGUAGCAAUUGGGACAUCUGGACCAGCCCAAAACCCAAAUUCACCAGAAUCAAAAGCAGUCAAGUGAUAAGCUGUUUCUGUUGAGAGCUAUGGUGUUAAUCAGCCUCUGCCAACGAAAGCUGAACAGUGACAAACUGCUUAUAUCACAUCACAAAUGCAUUUGUGUAACUGUAGUGGUGGCCCGGGGUGGGGAGAGAGACAUUUGUGGAGAGGGUAAAUAAAUUGUCUUGCACUGUCAGGUCAGUGGUUCUCUGGACUAGAAGGGGCAAGUCAUAUGUCCUUCUGCAAGCAUGGGAAUUGGUAUCAAGAAUCUAAAGAACAUAAGAGAAACUUUUAGCUGAAGAGGUAUAUUGGGUGAUAGCCACUCACAGCAGACCACUUGCGCAGCAGCCAUUCUUGUUCUUACCACAGCACAUCAGCCAGAACCAAUAGAUAAACUUCACUUGCAAAUGGAGUUGCUUAACUCCAGUUGCGCUGACCUUACAUUGGGUCUCACCCAUACUGUUUUGCAGAUCAUGUUGCUUUCCCCAGCCAAAGAAUCUCAUACUGUGGGGAAACGAGACAAUUCGAAUUAUAACUAACGUUUUUCUUGUUUUUCUUUCCCCCCACAGAAGAAUUGAGAAAGCAAACCAUCUGGUGUAUAUUGAUAGAUAUGCUUUCCAGAAUCUUCCCAGUCUCAGAUAUUUGUGAGUAUUCCUGACGUUGCGGCUGUAUUUCCUGGGAAAUUGUCCUUUUGCACAGACUUUUUCUUGCCUUAUUCCUGUUCGGAAGUGCUGAAUCAAGGUGCCACAUGUGAACUGGAUUGGCAGCUACAGUGGUACCUCGGGUUACGUACUUAAUUCGUUCCGGAGGUCCGUUCUUAACCUGAAACUGUUCUUAACCUGAAGCACCACUUUAGCUAAUAGGGCCUCCUGCUGCUGCCGCACCGCCGGAGCACGAUUUCUGUUCUCAUCCCGAAGCAAAGUUCUUAACCCGAGGUACUAUUUCUGGGUUAGCGGAGUCUGUAACCUGAAGUGUCUGUAACCUGAAGCGUAUUUAACCUGAGGUACCACUGUAUUGGGCAAAGGAUAAAAUGGCCCUAAUAAUCUAGAUUAGAGCUUUCCAAACUUUUCAUGUUGGUGACACACAUUUUUAGACAUGCAUCAUUUCACGACACAGCAAUUCAGUUUUACCAGCAAACCGGUUGGUUAAACUUUCCAUCCCUAGGAAGAGCAUGGGGAGUGUUCGCGCGACACACCUACACACUGCAGCCAACACACUAGCGUGUCAUGACACACAGUUUGGAAAAUUCUGAUCUAAAUUGUCCAAGCAAGUGAUGUUUUCCCCUCUUACUUGCUCAACUCUUUUUCUCUCCUGCCUGCACAAUGAGCAUUUAAACUUCACAUGGAAAGCCAUGAGCUGCGGCUCCCAUUUAUAUGCAGCGCUGGGUGAUGAGAUGCCUUUUAAUAAGAAAGCAUCUGAUUGUCAAGCUUAAUUCUACAUCUGUUUGAAUGGUAGCCUUCACAAUGGAUGCAGGUCUCCCAAUAUGCUUGCCACAUCCGCUCCCAUGGGGUUUCCAUCAUAAUUCGUGGAUAAUUAAUCCUACCCUCUGUACAAAGUACCCUCCAAAAAUAGUCAAGCUGCUGUUAGCAUCUGACCUGAAUCUGACUGAUAAUAUCUCUUCGGUCGUAAGUAAAGAGAGGAAAUGUAAUGAAAUCCAGCAGACUCUAUUAAAAUGGAAAGGGUGGCUUUGGGGCUUUGUAGACCACACUCCCCCCCCCUCGCCCCUCACACCAUCGCGGAUUUUAUUCUUAGCCCUGAUUCAGCACAGCUGGUAUGAUAUAAAUUUCCUACAUGGGAGACUCCUUGCUGCAGAGGAGAAAGUCUGGCUAUAUGAGAAAAGCCUAAUUAUGUGCCCCACAUUAUUAUUAUUAUUAUUAUUAUUAUUAUUAUUAUUAUUAAUUUAAACCCCACCCAUCUGGCUGAGUUUCCCCAGCCACUCUGGGUGACUCCCAAUUGAGUGUUAAAAACAAUACAGCAUUAAAUAUUAAAAACUUCCCUAAACAGGGCUGCCUUCAGAUGUCUAAUGGACAAUAAGCACAUGGACACAAGUAUUUUGGUUUUGGGGUUCGAAUAGGCCACAAAUUUAUUGGUUAGAGAUGUGAGCAGUUUGGCUUGACUCCCACCCAUCUGCAGGGAGUCCAACUAAGGGUAAACCACCAAUAGGGGGAGCCCUAUGACUUACAUCAAAUAGGGGCGCUCCGAAGGGUCCCUGUUGGGGUUGUGACAUGGCCCUAGCCCAUGUCGGGACAUUGGAAAGAGCCCACACCCCCGGAUCCCUUCAGCAGGAUACCCUUACUGAGGAGGGGCAGGACGAGGCUACAACCUCCCCUCCAUCCAAACAAAGGCUUACCCAAUGCCUAAGCACCAGCAAGAAAGGAGGGUCUGCCCUCCCACAGCCCCACCCCUGCCCGGCACUGAUUGGCCAGCAGUGCCACACUGGGUGUGGCCCCGCAGCUGGGACAACACGGAAGGGGGCGUCAACUCUCUGCCCCCUUGCUGGAUCGGUGCAGAGUCCCAGAAGCCUAGCCGCAGUGCCGCCAACUGGAAAACGAGAGCAGACUUCUCUCAUUUUUUAUUAUGUGCACUCCUGCAUAGGAGAUUCCCUUCCAGCUCUACAGUUCCAUGAUGAUAAAUGGGGAGUGUUCACUUAUACAUUUAGUACCAGUGUAAAGGUAAAGGGACCCCUGACCAUUAGGUCCAGUCAUGGCCAACUCUGAGGUUGCAGCGCUCAUCUCGCUUUAUUGGCCCAGGGAGCUGGCGUACAGCUUCCAGGUCAUGUGGCCAGCACGACUAAGCCGCUUCUGGCAAACCAGAGCAGCGCACGGAAACGCUGUUUACCUUCCCGCCAGAGUGGUACCUAUUUAUCUACUUGCACUUUGAUGUGCGUUCAAACUGCUAGGUUGGCAGGAGCAGGGACCGAGCAACGGGAGCUUACCCCGUCGCGGGGAUUCGAACCGCCGACCUUCUGAUCGGCAAGUCCUAGGCUCUGUGGUUUAACCCACAGCGCCACCUGCAUCCCAGUACCAGUAUAGAAUCGCAGAAUUGUAGCAUUUUGAAGGCAGACAACAUUACUAUGAUGGGGGAAACCAGACUUGCUGGUGAUCAGACCUUGACUUCUGUUUUUUCAAAAGGAGUCUCAUAAUUCCCCUUCCCUGAUUAGCAGCAUCUCUCCAGGAUUUCAGACCGGGAGUCUUUCUGAGCCUUACCUGGAGAUGCUGGGGAUUGAACCGGAGACCUCCUGCAUGCAAAGCAGAUGCUCUAAUCACUGAGCUAUGGGCAUGCCUAGGAAACAGAGUGGGCAUCCACUUGUAUAGAUGCCAUGUAGCUCCUGCUGCAGACCUGAACUUGCAGACAACGUGAUCCACAGAGCGUUUUGCAGGGAAGGCUGCUCAUUUCCUCUUGUUAGUAGCUUUUGUGUAAAAGAAAGGUUAACAAGCAUCAAACCCUCGUGCUCGGAGAGAGAACUUUGAGGAGAAGAUGGCAACUGUGUGCCCCCGUAGCCUUCAGCUUCCCCACCCUGGCUCUUGUUUAUUGCACGGAAACAAGACCAGCUUCGGGGAGGGAGGGAGCCGCUCAAUUUGGUUCUUAGGAGCCGUGACAAAUUCAAAGGCCAAGCAGCCAUUCAUCACUUCGAAGCUGAGGCCCCCUGCACCUGGCGCCAGCUCUGCCAUGUGACUUUGUAUUAUUUUUCAUUCCGGCAUGGUAAUGUGUUUACAAAUGUUGUGCCGGUCCAGCCCUGGCGCCCGUUUUCGCUUCACGCUGGUCGGCUGAUGGGAUGGAAUUAGAGAAAAGACAGGGAAACCUGCCCGCUUCAUCACAGCGUUGCACACUCUGCUGAGAAGCCUCAAGUGGCUUUUUAGAAAGUCAUGAAUAAAGACAAGGCACUUGAGCAGCAGAAACAAGUGCAGAUUGGGGAAUCUGUCCCCGCCCCCGUUUCUUUUCCAAAUAUCCCCCUGGUUCAUCGUGCACUUUGCCUAAACCUCUGACAUCUCACCUGGGUGGUGGGGAGAGGUUAAUCUACCAAAUUUUCCAAUAAAAGGAGCCCAAUAGCCCCUUCCCCCCUACAUACCAGUUGCACACAUUCUGAGUCAGGAUUUUAUCCAUUCCCCAUUUAUUCUUUAAUCUUUAAUUCAGUCGCACAGCAGCUCUUUUCAGCUGGCUUUCGCAACCCCAGCGCACCCCACCAGCUGCAAUAUCCCAAUUCUAAACUUACAGCUUGUGAUCUCCUUCAUUCAGCUGAUAUCAGUUAUUCUCCUUCACUUUCCAGAAGGCUCAUCCAUACUGCUGUUUGAUCUGGAUGGCAAGCCUGUUAACUCUCCGUUGUCCAAAGCCUCCAAAUCACUGCCCUCUUGCAUUUUCCCUUCCCUCAGUUUGGGUUUUCUAUACCCUCUCCUUCGCGAAGCAUCCCUGGUAUGAGAAAAUCCAAACCCCGGAUGGGGAGGGUGUGGAAAGGCAGCGAUGCAGAGGAGAAUGACCUAUGGACUGUGGGAAAUGAAUUGCGGCACAAGAAUAUAGCCCAGUUGGUAAAGCGUGAGACUCUUAAUCUCACACUCAUGGGUUUGAGCCCUGUGUUGGGCAAAAGAUUCCUGCAUUGCAGGGGACUGGACUAGAUGACCCACGUGCUCCCUUCCAACUCUACAAUCCUAUGAUUUUAUAAGCUUAUUCUCCACAUUAAACCAUGGUCAUAUUCUAGACUCAUAUUGUAACUCACUCUACGUGGGGCUGCCCUUCAGACUGACCCAGAAACUCCAGCGGGUGCAGAAUGCUGCAGUGAGACUCCUUACGGGGUCCUCGCCACAGGAUCACAUUCACCCGGUGCUUAUACCAGCUGCACUGGCUCCCGGUGGAGUACAGGAUCAGGUUUAAGGUGCUGGUUUAAACCUUUAAAGCCCUAUACGGCCUAGGACCCUCGUACCUACGGGACCGCCUCUCCUGGUAUGUCCCACGGAGGACCUUACGGUCUUCAAACAAAAACAAAACAUCUUGGAGGUCCUGGGCCACAGGGAGGUUAGGCUGGCCUCAACCAGAGCCAGGACUUUUUUGGCUGUGGCCCCGAUCUGGUGGAACGCUCUGUCACAAGAGACUAGGGCCCUGCGGGACUUGACAUCUUUCCGCAGGGUCUGCAAGACAGAGCUGUUCCACCAGGCCUUUGGCCAGGGCACAGCCUGACUCCCUCCUUUGGUUAUCCUCAUAGAACUCUAGCCCAAUGGUUGCCAUUAAUUUGAUUUUGAAUUGAUUUUAGAAUGCUGUGUUACUUUUAUUGUUGUUAGGCGCUCUGAGCCCGGCUUUGGCUGGGGAGGGCGGGAUAUAAAUAAAUAAAUAAUUAUUAUUAUUAUUAUUAUUAUUAUAGAAUUCAGAUAUGAAAAGGCCUACCAUCUGCCUCACUUUCUCACAGAACCUUUUCCUAUCCAUUCAUGGAGCUUUCCCUGUUUUCAGGGGUUUCAUCACGUCUAGUGAUGUGAAUCUUGUCCUCACUAGAGGGAUCUUCUGAGCGCAAGGGUUGUCCUCUUUUACUGAGCUACAUAAUAAAAAGAUGCGCAGGAUCUGGCUUUACGUCUUGUUUUUAAUCCUGUGAAUAUCUGUUUAAAUUGAGGUGGGGAAAUUGCAGCUACUCAAUUAUCUUCUCCCACAUGUUAAUUGGAGAAAAAACCACAACCCUUAACUUUAAAGGCCUAGUUAAUAAAGCAUCCAUGCUGGUGAUUGAGAAAGCUUUCAAACUGGCCAAUCCCUUAUUUAGGCGGCAUUCUUUCCUAAGUUGCAGAAGUUAAUAAACAUCAUUAGAGUCCAAUUAAGUUUGUUAGGGGCUCAUAUAUAUAUAUAUAUAAUGAAAGGCAGCCCUUGACUUGUUUCCAAAGAUUUUUCACACAGAGGAUGAAAUUGUUAAUUGCUCCUCCUGAGUGGAUGCAAAUCUGUUUCCAAAUGGUAACUUGCUGCCCUUUUCACAGAUACAAGCCUCAUUAGAGGAAAAGAGUAAAUGGAGGCAUUGUCUGCUGGGAUAAUAUAUCUUUGCCUUUUCAGAUCACACCACUGGACUCUUUUUGUUUCCAAAAUUACUUUGCAUUUGUAAUCGAGACGCCAGAAUGCCCUGAAACCACCAUUGUUAUCUCUUCCACUCUCAUCCUCAGAUAUACAAUUCAAAUUCAAAAAGAGAAAAUAGAUUGAAAAACAACAUCCCCUGGAACAGUGGCACUGGCUCUUAACAUAUUGGUUAUUCUUGUGAAUAUGUUUUAACCGGGGUGUUAGGGGAGGGGUAGUGCCUCUGGUGGGGGGUGACACGUUGUGCUCCUUCUGUGGGAGUUUGUCCACUCAGCUCUCGCCUGUGGCUCCUAGAAGCUGUCAGCAUGCGACAGCGGCUACACCCUGCGAAUGGCUUCAACUGGCCGGCUGAACCAGGUGAGGUAGCCAACGGGUCUCAAACCCUUGUUGAGUUAGGGACUGCCCCUACAUGUGAAGAGCGGCUUUGGCAGAUUGAACGGAUAAGGCCAGUACAGUGGUACCUCGGGUUACAGGCGCUUCAGGUUACAGAUGCUUCAGGUUACAGACUCUGGCUAACCCAGAAAUAGUACCUCGGGUUAAGAACUUUGCUUCAGGAUGCGAACAGAAAUCGUGCUCCGGUGGCACGGUGGCAGCAGGAGGCCCCAUUAGCUAAAGUGGUGCUUCAUUAUUUUUUUAAAAUGAUAUUUAUUAAAGUUUCACAUGAAAAGAGACACAUCAAUUUAAAAAAAGAAUUAAAAAAUAAAAAGAAAAAUACACAAUACAAAAUACAAAAAGAAAAAAGAAAAAACAGUUAAAAACAAUUCCAUCUUUUCAUCACUACUUUUAGAUUUACUUAUUUCCUGGACCUCCUCAUACCUCCCUCUUUUGUAUUCCAAUUCAGUUUGUUUGUCCAGCAAUUCCUUUCCCUCCUUUUUAAUCCCAAUCCUUAAUCUUAAUAUAAUAUAACAUUAAAUUUUUACCUAUUAAAAGCCAAUUUUCCAUUCUUUUAACCUUUUAAUCCUAAUCCUUAAUCUUGAUCUAUAUAUAACUUUAAAGCCUGUACAGCUAGAAGCCACUUAAUUUCAAUCCAUCAUCACUCUAACAUUCUUUAAUUUUGCAAUAUUUCUGUAAGUAAUCUUUAAAUUUCUUCCAAUCUUCUUCCACCGACUCUUCUCCCUGGUCACGGAUUCUGCUAAAGUGGUGCUUCAGGUUAAGAACAGUUUCAGGUUAAGAACGGACCUCCAGAAUGAAUUAAGUUCUUAACCCGAGGUACCACUGUAGUGGGUCCAACGGUCCAGACGACAGUUUCUGCAUAAGCUGUAGAGGGGAGUGAGGGGCAGAUGGGGCUUGUCAACCUGGGAAGGUAGCCCAUCUAGGAGAAGGAAAACUCUGACCCUAAAUCUCCUUGUGGGAUAUCUUCGGGAGAAUAAAAGGCUAAAGAGUAAACCCUUCCAGCAAUUCCUGCAGCCAAACUGCUGCCAGACAUAUUGCUCUGCCUUCCUUUGGACCACAUCAGUGAGGCUGGGGGAGGGGUCUUGUCAUCUGGGCAGCCCAAGACCUCCAUACACAUUGCAUAGGCUUGUGCCCCGGGGGGAUCACUUUGGUGCUGCUAACGCAGUGGUUCGACUUCGCCCCGGAGGCGUGCUCCAUUGUCUCUCGACAGAAGUCAACAAUGACUGUAUUAACAUCUCUUGCUAAGAAUCACUCUCUAAACACUUUUCUCUGUUCCUCUAGCCCAGGCAUGGCCAAACUUGGCCCUCCAGCUGUUUUGGGACUACAAUUCCCAUCAUCCCUGACCACUGGUCCUGUUAGCUAGGGAUGAUGGGAGUUGUAGUCCCAAAACAGCUGGAGGGCCAAGUUUGGCCAUGCCUGCUCCAGCCCACUUUACUGAAAAGGCUCUGGAACAGAGCCUCAUACCGAAAUCAGAUCCUUGGCCCAUCUGGUUCAGUGGCCUGAGACCUUCUGCAUGCAAGGCAGAAUCUCUACUGCUGAGCUAUGGCCCUUCUGCCUGACAUACGCUGUGUACGUUUCCUCUGCAGUGGCCUGCCCUGUGCUGCCCUUAGAAACAAGUGUGUUAGAAAACCUAUAUGUAAACACACCACACAUUUUUUUAAAAAAUUAAAAAACUGAGAAGCCUAGCCAUGUUACUUAAGUUGUUUAGAAGGCUUUCAUGAACAGAAAUCCAGUAGUGAUGUAUGGAAGUGAGAGCUGGACCAUCAAGAAGGCUGAUCGCUAAAGAAUUGAUGCUUUUGAAUUAUGGCGCUGGAGGAGACUCUUGAGAGUCCCAUGGACUGCAAGAAGAUCAAACCUAUCCAUUCCUAAGGAAAUCAGCCCUGAGUGCUCACUGGAAGGACAGAUCCUGAAGCUGAGGCUCCAAUACUUUGGCCACCUCAUGAGAAGAGAAGACUCCCUGGAAAACACCCUGAUGUUGGGAAAGAUGAAGGGCACAAGGAGAAGGGGACAGAGGACGAGAUGGUUGGACAGUGUUCUUGAAGCUACCAGCAUGAGUUUGACCAAACUGCGGGUGGUAGUGGAAGACAGAAGUGCCUGGCGUGCUCUGGUCCAUUGGGUCAUGAAGAGUCGGACACAACUAAAUGACUAAACAACAACAUGAACAGAAAUUAUUCACCUGGUGCAGAAAAGGCCACAAAAAUAGUACCAAGUGAGCAUCCCUGAGAAGACUAUUCCAUAACGGUGGUGCCACUACCAAAAAGACAUGCAUCAUUGUUUCUGUUCUGCUGCAGUUCAUCUUCCACCCAAAACUACAUUUUUCAUCUUACUGCAGCAAAAUUACAUAAUCGCGUAAUUACCGUACAUAACAUAGUGUGAGUAAAUUCUGUAAAUGGCAUUAUUCCAUUCAUAACAGGAUGAAGGAAACACAAUGAAAAUGGGGAAAGAAACAUAAUCACUUACAUACGAUUUGCAGACAGAAAGCAACGAUGCCGGCAAAUGCUGAUCUACUGAUCACAUUUGCUGAAUUGAUUUCUGUUCUGGACACAGGACAAAUAAGUGGACAUUGUCAAUAUCCACUCGUUUCUAUUUUGGCUGGAAUCUUUUGACAACCCUAUUUGCUACUAGCUAUGAUAACGGAGUUCUGCCUCCACUCUGAUUGCCAGCUGAUGGAAAUCACAUGUAGGUGAAGCUCUGUUGUUGCAGGUCCUGUCCAUGGAAUUCCCAUUGGCGACUAGUUGGCCAUUGUGAGAAGAGGAUGCUGGACUAGAUAGGUCUUUGGCCUGAUCCAGCAGGGCUUAUGAACUUCACUUGGCAGAGAGAACUGGAGCAAGUCUUCCAAAGAGGAUCUUAAUAUCCGGAUAGAAAAGAAGGCAAUCGGACAUGGAAAAUCGGAUAUGGAAAUAUGGAAACAUCGUGAGAGGCAGGACUGAGAUUUGGAGACGCUUUGACGUUCAGACUGUGGGAAGCCGUAAAAUCAGAAUUAUAAUUCGGAAGACAAUUGGAUCUUUUUUUAUUUUAGAUUUUUUAUUUUUAUUGGAUUAUGAUUUGAUAUGUUAAUUGGAUGUUUUUUAUUGGAAAAUUAAUAAACGCUCUAACAGAAAAGAAGGCAACCAGGCCCUGAGCUGUUUAGGUCUUUUUAAAGAUUAAAGCCAGCACUUUAAAUUGGCCUUCAAGUGGGAGCUGGUGAAGCUGACAGAGGCUUCAUAUGAUCAAACCACCCAGCCUUAGUGAAAAAUCUUGUAGCUCUUUUCCCCCCCAAAACCGUAGAAUGUUUAAAGACACGAUGAGUCAGGUUGCACUUAUUAUACCAAAGCUGACAUGCAGAGGAAGCCAUGUUAGUCUGUUACAAGGCGUCAUUCUGAGAGAUUGUCAAGAAAAGGGAAACAUACGCCUAACGCAAGUCAAAGGUUCAAUAAGAACGCAGUGCAAGUAGAAGACAAGAUGAAUACUGAAACCACAAGAUGAUAACAACCAUGUAGACUGGGCUCACCCUUUAAAAUAACUAAGUAGACCAGGCAUGCCCCUGAGUUUCAUCCCUGCCACUAUCUAGGUUUUUCUAUUUUUUUCUUUAAACUUUUUGAUUUUUAUUAUUUAGUCUAUUUCUAUAAGAUAAUAUUUCUAGCUGAUUACUUCUCGUUUCAGGGAUUUUCACAGUACAGUGGUACCUCAGGUUAAGUACUUAAUUCGUUCCGGAGGUCCGUACUUAACCUGAAACUGUUCUUAACCUGAAGCACCACUUUAGCUAAUGGGGCCUCCUGCUGCUGCAGCAUCGCCUCCACACGAUUUCUGUUCUCAUCCUGAAGCAAAGUUCUUAACCCAAGGUACUAUUUCUGGGUUAGCGGAGUCUGUAACCUGAAGUGUCUGUAACCUGAAGUGUAUGUAACCAGAGGUACCACUGUAUUUCAUUUGUUUUGUGCACUAUCUAGAGGUCCUGCUAAGGAGCCAGAAGAGCCAAUCGGCCAGAUAAUUUUAUAAAAGAAAGCUGGAAAGGUGCAGCAGCCACAAGGCAAAGUUCAAUCCCGCUCCAGCCAUUUGGCUCAGUCAGUAGAGCAUGAGACUCUUAAUCUCAGAGUCGUGGGUUUGAGCCCCAUGUUGAGUGAAAGAUUCCUGUGAUGCUUUUGCUCCCACGAAGCACAGUCAGGAAGACCAGCCAUACUGAAUGAGACAUCAGGCCCAUCGCUGUUCCUUCUGAUAUAUAACGAUUGCAGAGAUUCAUCAGCUUUCGCACGCUCGCAGCAACGGCAAUCUCAAUCCCUCCUUCGCAUGCUGCUUUCCUGUGAAGCAAAUGCAGAGGAUAGGAAAUGUGAAGGAUAAUGAACCCUUAUUAGACUGUGAAGGGCCCAGCUGAAACUCUACAGAACGUUUUGAUAACGUGCAUUACAGACACCUUAUUUGAGGGCUCACUUUGGAAUGGAAAUGGCGGCUCCAUUCAUCCCGAUGUCAGCUAGAAUGCCAUUAGGACUGGCUGACGCAUUGCAUCGAUGCUCACAUUUGUACAUGAAUACCUGAUGAUUCUUCCUUGUGCUGUCAGAAGCACUUUGGAAUCAUAGCCAUAGCACAGCCGUGAAGAUGAUGCAUCCUUUAUUCUAUCGCUGCCAUUCUUGACCCCUGCGUGGCGUAGCCUUGUUUUACCUCCACUGUCAGCCAAUUGCUAGGAAUCACAAGGGGGAAGAGCCCUGUUGCCCUCAGAAUCUUCUUACCUUCUUCCAAUAUUGAAUAGUCUUCUAGGUGCCUAAGGGCAUUGCAUGUUUCUUAAAUUGUUUUGAUGCUUUUCUUUUGGUAUAUAAAGCACAGCAAAAGUUCUGAAACGAUGGCUGCAGUUUCCUCUUCCAAGGCUUCAACUGGGUUUAUCAUAAUUUCAUCUGCCUGGGGAACCCUGGGAACUGUAGUUUUAAUAUGACGCCUCCAAACUGGCAUGGGUUUUAUUGGCUUUUUAAAGCAACAUAUCAAUAGUAGUACAUUAAAAAGGUAAAGGGACCCCUGACCAUUAGGUCCAGUUGUGGUCGACUCUGGGGUUGCGGCACUCAUCUCACUUUAUUGGCCGAGGGAGCUGGCAUACAGCUUCCGGGUCAUGUGGCCAGCAUGACUAAGCCACUUCUGGCGAACCAGAGCAGCUCACGGAAACUCUGUUUACCUUCCCGCCGGAGUGGUACCUAUUUAUCUACUUGCACUUUGAUGUACUUUCGAACUGCUAGGUUGGCAGGGGCUGGGACCGAGCAACGGGAGCUCACCCCGUCACGGGGAUUCAAACCACCGACCUUCUGAUCAGCAAGCCCUAGGCUCUGUGGUUUAACCCACAGCGCCACCCACGUCCCUUAGUAGUACCUUGGUGGUGGGUUUAUACUGGAUCAUCUGCACAUCAUUCUACUUUAUUAGUUCCUCUGUGAUGCUUCCCCGGCAUUACUGCAUUAUUGUUGUAUGGAGAGGUGCUCUUGUGUGUGGUACAACAACAUUGCAGGAUUUUAGCAGGAAGCUACAGGACAUGAACCAAUUGGAAAUAAAGCAAUAUGUCCGCAAUAUGUCCUGCACAUGAAAAACAUGUAAGCAGAGUUAUAGAAGACAUCAAACACAAUCCAGAAUUUGGAAUAUUGGGGGGGGGGACAACAACUAAAUACUGAAUAACAAAAUGAAGAUAACAAAAAUUUGCCUGCAACUUUUCUUCCUCAAUUUCAUUUCAGUCAUUUGUUAUUCUUUAGUUUUCCUCAAAGACGUGCUAACAACAUCUACUUAUUCCCUCUAGGUUGCUAUCAAACACUGCAAUCAUGUAUUUACCCGUCGUUAAUCAGAUACAUUCUUCCGUGAAGUUUGUGCUGUAAGUUUUUUACUGGAUUAUUCUAAUAUUUUGGGGCUUUGACCAUUUUUCUUGGGUUGCCCAUGAAGGAAAGAGGGAGGCGGAAUUAUUUAAAACUGAAUUCAUCCAUGCCAAGAGCUGAAUCAUUUUCCACACUGAACCAGAUUUCCACACUGAAUUUUGCAUUGAAACAUCUGCAAGUAAAAAAGAAACCAAUGAUCUUCAACGUUUUGAUGUCUUUGAAUGUUUACUACGUUACAUCCGGGUUUCCCCUGACGUUUUGCCAAUUUGGCAAAAUAUCCUUCCCCACCACCACCACACACACCAUUUUUACACCUGAAAACCAGGACAUGUCUGGAAUUUUCCUGAUGUAUGGCAAGCCUCCCCAACAGUACUGGGAAAGGGUGACGCUAGCCCAUCUGCUUCUCUAUGUGUGACUGAGAUUGAGUGGAGAGAAAACACCUGAAGAGAGGGCUGCAAAUCCAUACUGUAUAUCCAUAAGAAUGCAUGAUCCUUGAGGUCAGAUUUGUUGGCAUGCAUCCAAGGAAACGGGGGCAAUUGGCAGGCCCCAGCUGGCUCCAGCCCACCAGCCAGUGUUCCAGGUGAACCUUCGUUGUUAUUGUUGUUGUUUAGUCGUUUUGGUCGUGUCUGACUCUUUGUGACCCCAUGGACCAGAGCACGCCAGGCACUCCUGUCUUCCACUGCCUCCCACGGUUUGGUCAAACUCAUGCUGGUAGCUUCGAGAACACUGUCCAACCAUCUCGUCCUCUGUCGUCCCCUUCUCCUUGUGCCCUCCAUCUUUCCCAACAUCAGGGUCUUUUCCAGGGAGUCUUCUCUUCGCAUGAGGUGUCCAAAGUACUGGAGUCUCAGCUUCAGGAUUUGUCCUUCCAGUGAGCACUCAGGGCUGAUUUCCUUCAGAAUGGAGAGGUUUGAUCUUCUUGCAGUCCAUGGGACUCUCAAGAGUCUCCUCCAGCACCAUAAUUCAAAAGCAUCAAUUCUUCAACGAUCAGCCUUCUUUAUGGUCCAGCUCUCACUUCCAUACAUCACUACUGGGAAAACCAUAGCUUUAACUAUACGGACCUUUGUUGUCUCUGCUUUUUAGGAUGCUGUCUAGGUUUGUCAUUGCUUUUCUCCCAAGAACUCUGGUCCUUGGUGCAGCAUAAAUCUGCGGCUCCAGGCUUUAGAAGACUGAGCACGCUAUUCAGCAGAGCAAACGCUGCACAAACAGAAGUGGCACGAGAGGCUGUGUGAGCAUAUUUACAAGCAGGUUUAUUCAGCGUAGAUCAGGACAAAAGGAAACAUGUCUGCUCUCCUUCGUGUCCAAAGCAAACAGCUAAAGCAAAAGCUACACGCAAGUUCCCAGCAAGCUGUGCUGGAGUGUAAACAGACAUGUGACACACAACAAUCAUGCCUGUUCCUUAAGGUGGAACGAAACAUCCCAACAAGAUUCAGGGGUCCUUUGGGGUGGUGCCCCCACCCAUAUGGCAAUGGCUGGACCAUAGCAACACCGCUCCUGCUCCCCUUGCUGCAAUAGCAAUGGGAGGGCAGCAGUGAUUGAUUUGAGUUUACUUAUGUGCUCCUUUUCCACAAUGAGCUGUUCCCAAAGCAGCUCGCAGUAAACAUUCAACAUUGUCAAAACAUUGAAGAUAAUUUGUUUUUUUCUUACUUGCAGAUGUAUCAGUAUUUGACUUUAUUAGAUUUUAUGUUGCUCUUAGAACUGAAAGGCGGAUUAGAAAUCUUCCAAACCAAAGGAAAGUUUGAUGCCUUGUAUGCCAACAAGGCAUCAAAAGGGUGCGUUUUAAUUUCCUUUUUUGAAAUGUAUUUUUUCUUUAAAUCUCAGUGACGUCCAAGACAACAUAAACAUACACAAGAUUGAAAGAAAUUCUUUCCUGGGGCUCAGUUCUGAACGUGUUGAUAUGUAAGUACUCUCUGGUCAAUAGGAUUUAUUUUAUUUUUGCCCGUGUAUGUGCUUGUGUUAACCUAGCUCCAACUUUAAACAAGGGUUUUGAUGCUCAUGUAAACAAACUAAUAUUGGGUUGGAUCCUUCACUCCUGCUAGUGAGUGGUGUUGAGGGUUGGGGAGGUGACCUUUUAUGAUUUUCCCCUCCCUCUUUAGCCUCCAGCACUUAUUUUAUUGCAUUGCAUUGCAUUUAUUUCCCACCUUUUUUCUCCCCCCCCUUCAAUCCCCACAACAACCCUGGGAGGUUGGUUAAGCUGAGAGGCAGUGACUGGCCCAAGGUCACCCAGUGAGCUUCAUGGCUAAGUGGGGAUUUGAACCCUGGUCUCCCAAGCCCUAGUUUGACACUCUAACCCCUGUAGCACAGUGGCUGCUAACACUAUUCUAGACAGUCAUGGGAUCUUCCAGAGCAAUGUAGGAAUUGGUGCUGGGAGCCGUGAGGGUGGGAAAACCUGUCUCUGACCAAAGGAUCUGUCUACAGGAUCAAAAGCUUUCCAUUCCAUGGAAGGUGAAGUCUGAAUCCUACCCAAUACUGUGUAGUAAUUAAAAAAAACUGCUUUAGCAGACCCUGGCCCUGGGAAAUGAUUACAGUGGUACCUCGGGUUACAGACGCUUCAGGUUACAGACUCCACUAACCCAGAAAUAGUACCUCAGGUUAAAAGCCUGAAAUCGUGCUCCAGCAGCGCAGCAGCAGCAGGAGGCCCCAUUAGCUAAAAUGGUGCCUCAGGUUAAGAACAGUUUCAGGUUAAGAACGGGCCUCCAGAACGAAUUAAGUUCUUAACCUGAGGUACCACUGUACUCUCCUAGACAAAAAGGGACUCGUUGAUGCAUAUUCCAUAUAAAAAUCACUGCAGUCUUCAUCAACACACUUCCAGCUCUUUUCCUGCUGCAUUUUCAGUAUUUCUGUCAUGGAUGCUUUAGCUGAGGUUCCUACAUUGUGAGGGGUUGCAGCUCUACUAUUCUAUGAUUCUCUGUUUCCGCUGCGUUGCUCCUUCUCCCCAAGCCCAGGCAGUUUAUCCUGGGUUUUUGUUUUUGUUUUUUCGUUUUUGGAAAAUGGAAGAACUACCCUGGAGUUGUAUCCACAACAACUUUCCAGCCGAUUAGGUUUCACGGACAUGAAAACAGGCCUUCUCCACGCCAAACAAACUGGAUUUCUUCUUUUCUUUUCCACUCACCAACUUCUCCUUCUCUCUCUCGAAUCGCAACGUGCAGCAAAUUUAAAAAGUAAUGAUGCCCAGGGUAGUCUCUCUUUUUACACUUGCCAAGGCAGCCCCACAUCAUUCAAGCAUUGCUCUAGAGGACAGCAGGACAACUUCAUCUUUCCUGCUGGCUGCAGACAUUCCAUUACUCAGACAAGCAAUGGGCAGAGAGGCUGAUAAUUUGCUACGCUUGUGCAUAAUGUUAAUAUAUUGUCACUGGCGACUUCACAGUCCGGUGCCACGCUGAGGCCUUAAGAAGCCUUCUCGUCGCACAGGAACAGUGAUGUUUCCUAAUGAACCAUCCCAGAUUUCUCCUCCCCCUCCCUCUUUUUUUGCUUUGUUUUGGUAGGGUGAGCAUAUCUAAAUGUCCCUUGACAUUUUAGUGGAUGCCUGCAUUCCAUUGUUGCUAUCACCAAGUCAGUGGUCGCCAUUUGUUUGUGCCUUUGUAGAAGUUUCCAUGCGGGUAGUUCGUGGACGGCCAUUUUGUCUGGGGAUGUGCAGAGUUGCUGUGCAGUAUAGAUCCCUCCCCAACCCCCUCAGCCUGCCAGAUCAGAUCUGAGCCAUGUGUAACCUGAGUGGCUGACUGGCAGUUCUUCAAGGCGGUAUCCCAACCACAAUCCUGUAUGAAAAAGAUGAAGAGGCAAGCCAGGGUCAGGGAGAUAUUGUAGACACAUAUACAAUUUCGAAUGGAGUGGAGAAAAAGAAUAAAAAGAACCUAGAGCCUGUGGGGGCCUGGAAGGCCUAUGGCCUUCCAUGUCCUGCUGGACUCCAACUCCCAUCAUUCCCUGACCAUUGGUCCAUGCUGGCUGGUGCUGAUGGAGGGCCACAGGGCAACCCAACUUGAUCUAGUUAGACAAUGACCUGCAGUUUCAUGGAGCUUCCCCCUGUUCAGUGCAUAGUGUGAAGUACGGGGGGCGGGGGGGAGAGAUGCAAAGGUACAAUGUGCAGCCUGCUUACUAAGAAGUAUAAGGCCCCGAGACUGAAAGCGGAUUGGAUGUUAUAUAUUAAUUAUAUUGGGGGGGUCUUAUAACGAGGAAACAAUCAUAACGGGCUGAAAAAAUACUCAGCAUUAGAUGUUAUAACGGGAGAUUAUGUAAGGUAAUGAAAACAAAUUAGUAGAAUAAGAAAACGCAGUAGAAAGGAUAGUAGAUAGGAAACCAUGGAAAGAACGGAAGGGAAGUAUAAUUUUAGAUAUAGGGGAUUUAAAUAAUCUUGGAAGAAUUUAGAUACGUUAUUAUUACUAUCAUAUGUUUUUGUUUUAUACCUAUGCUAUCUUUUUUCUAUUAUUUUAUGUAUGGCUGUAACAUAGUAUGUGCUGACGAUGAGAUAAAACAGAAAAGCAAAUGAGAGAGAGAGAGAGAGAGAGAGAGAGAGCGCCCUGGUCAAUAAGGCUAUAUGUUUACUCUGAGAAGCUUAGGUGCUUAGGAUGUGUUAAAAAAAAACUUUAAGCAUCCAACAUGCUUCACAUGCAUGGCACUAUUGUCAUCCUUGCAACAAGGUAAAUCAGUAUUGUUAUAAUAAUAAUAAUAAUUUAUUAUUUAUACCCCGCCCAUCUGGCUGGGCUUCCCCAGCCCUCUGGGCGGCUUCCAAAAAAAAUAUUAAAAUACUAUAAUACAUCAAACAUUAAAAACUUCCCUUGUUAUCCCCCAUGUUGCAGAUGGGGAGAUUGAGGCUGUGAGAAAGUGUCCUGUCCAAGGCCACCUAGUGAGGACAUAGUAGGGUUGAGUUGCAAUUCCAUCCAAGGGCAUCCAGACUUGCAGCUCACUUUGGCCACUAGAUCAGCCCAGCAAUCUUAGAAGUAGCUGUGGUGAGUGCGAUGGACCAUUGGGUGGAAUUCAACAUUGUGGUAUUACAGACGUUCUGUCUGCGCAAACAUAUCGGCUUUUCCUCCUCCUGUUCUGGGGGCGUUUCUGGAACAAGCCAGUUUGAAGGGGAAGGAGUGAAAGCCCCAUUGCACAAGCAGAAACCCUUGAGCAAGGCUUCCAACGGCAGGCUUCAUUUGGGCAACUCUUGCCUGGUAUUAACAAUUUUAAAUAAAAUAAUGUUACGUAUUAAGAUUACUUGUCUGGGAAGAAUGGUCUAAACAAGUUUUGCAGGAGUUAUAAACAAAGCAAUGAAUGCACCUACCUAAAAUGACUAAUUAAUGGCUAAUAGAAACUACUGCAGUAUUAGUCUUCAUUAUUAUGGGACGCGGGUGGCGCUGUGGGUAAAACCUUAGUGCCUAGGGCUUGCCGAUCGCAUGGUCGGCGGUUCAAAUCCCCGCGGCGUGGUGAGCUCCUGUCUUUCGGUCCCAGCUCCUGCCCACCUAGCAGUUCGAAAGCACCCUUAAGUGCAAGUAGAUAAAUAGGUACCGCUUUAUAGCAGGAAGGUAAACGGCGUUUCCGUGUGCUGCGCUGGUGCUGGCUCGCCAGAGCAGCUUCAUCACGCUGGCCAUGUGACCCGGAAGUGUCUCUGGACAGCGCUGGCCCCCGGCCUCUUAAGUGAGAUGGGCGCACAACCCUAGAGUCGGACACGACUGGCCCGUACGGGCAGGGGUACCUUUACCUUUACAGUCCUCUGACCUUGUUUGGAAAGUCUUGUCAGGAGCUUCCUGGCUGACAAAUGACUCCCUGUCUGACUCUCCCCUCAACGGCUGCAGGCUAGGCCUCAGGGGGUCCACAUCUUGAUUUGUUCUCUCUCCUGCUCACCCUGUUGGUUUCACACAAGCACUCAUGUCAGGGAGCCUAGCUGUGAAGCCAUUUCUCUCAGGCUUGUCUUGUCACCUCCAGAGGCAUCACGGGAGGUUUCCUCGUAAGCCGUGAUCGCCUCUGACAUGCAUCAAAGACGUGACACUACCAGGCACGUGCCUUUCACAGUCAAAAGGGUAAUCUCUCCAACCAUGACUGUAAUUGAUUUCCAUGUCAACCUUCGCACACCCUCUUGGACCUUAGAUAAGCGUAUCGCUCGAAUGGGCAGCUUUCGCUCUGGAUUAGAGGCCAAGCAUGGAGGCUUUCUGACAGUUUAAUUAAAUGAUUCAUUGUCAGCCCAUCACUCAAGCCUGCCAGUUUGGGUUAAGAGUGGAUGAGUCUUGCCGAGUCACAAUAGGAGCAGGGGAGGAGGCAAAUUAUGGGGUGGAAGUGAUAAAUACAACUGACUGCAGAAGAUUGUUUGGGAUGAAGCGAGGAGCCAGAGAGAGGGAAAGGCAGGUUAGCUAUCGUCGUUUCCUGGGAGAAAAAUUCAUCCGCAAGCUUGUCGAGAUUCCCUAGUAUUACUGUUAUUUCGUCAUUUUGGAAAGCGCUUUGAGUUUCCAAAGAAACUCGCAAUUGCAUAUGGCACCGAAUGCUCCCCUGCCUCAUCCCUCAGUCUGGUUUGCACAACGUGGUAAGCCAAACUGUGACUUUGUAAGACUGCAGGAACAUGCCUACUACCAGAUUGAAGCUUGCAACUGCUUUGCUUCUCCCUGACUCUUUCCUGCCAUGUCCUGCUGUGUCAUCCAAACUGGGAAGCACCAGGGUCAAGCGUCCUCUGCAUUAACCGUGAGCUGUAGCCAAGGUUUGUUAUUGCUAUUUGGGCAAUGUAGGGAUGGAGAGUUUGAUUCAGUUCAGGUUUAAUUCACACUUUCCUAAACAAUCUGCAAACCAAAACAUAGCAAUCUUUCAAAAUUUGCAUUUUUCCUUAAUUCGGCAGUGCAGUUCUCUUGGCGAGUAAUGUGUGCAAAAGUGCAUGCACUAGGGCAAAAUAUGCAAUUUUUUUGUUUCAGAAAUUGUGUUUUUGCUAUAGCGAAAGCAUCCAGAAAAUGCACUGGAAAGCGUGGGAUACGUUUUGCUUGGCGCAAUAUUGUCUGAACUCCCUGCAAGCCAAUCAGGAUGAAUGUUCAAUUAGCAGGCCAUCUGGAAACAACCUUAAGUAGUAAUUCUAGUCUAUAAACGUAAAGGGAAUGAAGUUACUUGUCAGCUUGAUAAAUGCAUUAUUUUGAGGUGAAAAACCCAAUUAGAAAAUUAGAAUAUUUGCAAAUGAAGUGAUGCAUAGCAGGAUUGCCCCCUUUACAUGAGCAAAUCGAACUUUGAAGAACUGUUACAUUGCAAAAAGUGGGACGCUUCUUUUCAUGUCUUUCAGGCCACCCCAUGUCCAAAUCCCCAAUUAGCUAUGAAGUUCAUUUUGUAAUCUUGGAUAAGUCACUCUCUUUCGACCUAACCUACCACAGAGCACUGCCGUGAGGAUAAAAUGGGGAGAGGGAUAAACCUUGUAUGCCGCCUGGAAUUCCUGGGCGGAAAAGCGGUAUAUAAAUGAAACAAAUAACUUUCUUCCUUCCAUUAUCUUUUUGCUAACAUUUUGAUUGACACCCUCCUUUUCCUGCAGAAUAUAUGGCACAUGGUAGAGGCAACUCACUGAAUUCUUAUCACUGUGCCAGAGACAGUCUGUGGGAGUGUCACAGUUUGAAGGCUAUUGUUGUUUUAUGAAAAAAUGUUCUUUACCACAAAUUCCUUUUUAAAGGGGGGGAGUUUGUUUAAGGAGUAUUUCAGUAGAAUGCUGCCAUUUUUUAAAAAAAUAGAAUAGAGUCUAACAGCCAUUGUCUCUUUAUUGCAGAAGGCUAAAUAAAAAUGGACUCACCGAAAUUGAAGACCAUGCCUUCAAUGGGACCAUCUUGUCUGACCUGUGUGUAUUAUUUCUUUAUUCUACUGAUUUGGCUUUUUGGAGGGCAUUCCAUGGGAGAUAUAUAUUGCAGUAAAAUAACUUCUGUUACAGUUUUGUUUUCCAUAGAACAGAUUUAAGUAGAGGGUGGUGUCCAACUGAGCUGAACUCAGAUUAGAGACACAGCAGUUGCAACCCCUCCAGUGUGAUGUGGCCCAAAGCCAGGAAAUCCCAUGUGAGUCAUGUGACCCAUGUGAGAUCUCAGCCCAAAAUCACAUGAAAGCAAGGCGCCCAAAAUGGCUGCUGUGCUCCGACGGGGGGCGGGGAUGUCCUAGUUUUUAUGAGGCAGUUGAUGGAUAUGCAGUUCAUGCUAGGCCCAAUAAUUUCUACUCUGAGUAAACCUUGGUUGAAUGCCAUCCAUUGACAUGCAUCUCCCAUUGAUAGGAAUCAGUGCUUAAAAAUGCUUAACUGUAAUUGGAUCGUGCUCAGUUUAUUUCAAUGUGUUUCUUUAGGUAACAGGCUUCAUAUACAGCAGGGGUCAGCAAACUUUUUCAGCAGGUCCACUGUCCCUCAGAACUUGUGGGAGGCCGGACUAUAUUGGGGGGGGGCAGGGGAAUGAUGCAAGAGCACCAAGAGUCCCAGGGGCUGCUAACCUGUGUCUUGCAAGCGGCAGGGACUGGUGGCAGCGGAGGGAUGUUGAACGGCACACGAAAGGGCUCCAGAGAGACGCUGCUUAAAAUGGUGGCCACUUGAGCGUUGCUGCUGCUGGCACCAACAAAGCCCAUUCCCCUUGCUCCUCUAGUCAGGGCAGGGAGAAGCCAGGAGGAGGGAGGGAGAGGGAGGGAGAGGCAAAGGAUGCACAGGCGCUGGCGAUCCAUGCAGCGAUUCCCAGACUGUCCGCGGGCUGGAUCCAGAAGGCAAUUGGGCCUGAUCUGGCCCACGGGCCUUAGUUUGCCUACCCAUGAUAUACAGCUUAAUCUCUGUGUUUGUGCGUGUUUAAGUUCUUUCUUUGCAUAGGAUAUUGAGUCUUAAGCCAGGUAGCUUACACACAGCUAAGGAUCACUGUGUUGUUAGAGGUGGCAAAACAAGGGUGUAAAUCCUACAACCGUUGAGUGAAAUCAUAACAGAGAGAGCAACAGUGGACGUUGCUUUAUGCAGAGUCACACCAUGGCCCACCAAGCCAUAAUAACAGGGUUAUUUAUCGGAACUCCCAUCCAAAGCUGGAGCCAAAGUCCUUUGGAUCCUCUGAGGGGGCUGAUCCUUGGGCCCCUUACCUAUGUCUCCCUAUGCUUAAUGAAAUGGGGGGGGGAAUACCCUCCCCACCUGCAGGACUUGAGGUCCAGCUGCGGGACUCCAUUUCGGAUUGUUCUGCCCCAGAGCCAGCGGUGGAGCAAGCUGAUCAGGCGCCCUGGGGCGGCGUGCGUGCCCUGUGCCCAGGGCUGGGGCCAGCCACCCGCGGGGCAGGGCAAGCCAUAGUAGGACACUGCACAGGGCCUCCAAGGAGUCUGCCUGCCUCCUCCCACUCAGCCGCCCUACAACUGAGGGGGAGGCGGCGGGCGGACCGUUUGGGGCAGAGCCGAGCCUGAGGGCGCCCAAGCCACCGUGUCACUCCCAGGAGAGACGUGUGGCUCCGGCACGCUGCAGGCCCUGCGGUGAGAGCCGCCUAGCAUUUUGUCACCCCCCCCUCAGUGGUGACACCUGGGACAGCCCCACCGCACCUCCACCGCAUCCCCCUUCCUCCGCCCCUGUCCAGAGCAGACUUACAGUCUAAAAUACACAAGACAAAAGGGGGGAAAGGAGGGAAGAGGUGAAAAAAGCAAACUCAGGCGCUCAUGCUUAAAGUUAAAGGGCCCCCAAUGAUGGCCACAGGGCCUGGAUGGGUUCAUAGCCUUUCUUUCAAAACAACUGACUAGUAAAUUAAACAUUAGCCAUUUAAGCAACCCUAGCUAGUUGAUGAUGAAAAAAAUCAAACAGUAACCAUAACUUUUAUUUAUUUCUUCUUUCUAACAUAGAAAUCUGAGUGGUAAUGACAAGCUGGAAAAUUUACCUAAUGAAGUUUUCCUGGGAGCCAAUGGACCAGCCAUUUUGUAAGUAAUAAUUCUCACUAUUUUUUUGCUGCCGUUGUGUCAGUAUCUCAGAUGAGUGGUCACAACAGACAAGAAGGCACAUCUUCAGAAUUCAAAAACGCCGCACCCCAGCCCGCAAGACCUGCUCCCUGUGGUUAUUCUGUUUGUGUGUCCAGGCUAAUGGGUUUUUUAAUCGUACGAUCAUGUUCAGCAGUGCUUGCCUCUCUCGGGCAGAACCCUCCAUUUCUGGGCAGCGGAAAGGCCUUUGACUCCCACAGCAUCGCCAGCCUUAUGUAAAUCUCACCAUCUGUAUUUGUCCUCUGCUCCUGAUAAUGUUUAUUCCAACCCCCCUGUUUUGUUUUGCUUCCCCUGCACAGGAUUCCAGCUCUUCCUUAUCCAUGAUUUUAAUAUUUGGAUAAGGCUGUAACUGAAGCUUCUUUGUAGCAGCCAAGCAAUAAACAUUUCUUUGAGAUGGGGUUACGGCAGGGCGGAGAGGGGGGAGGAAAAUAACCACCGUUUCCCUGUAGCGAGAAGUUAACACGACGCCUUUGUAAGCAGGAGCCAAACACCAUCACAUUCUGAUGGGUUAUCAAAUUGAUUUCACUGCAGUUCAGAUUCAUCCGAUACUUCAAAUUCAAACACUGAGUUAUUUUUAUGAGAAUUAUUCUGUUCUAUUACAUCGUUCUGUGGAUGGUAAAUUGCCUUUUUUUCCUCUUUUUUUUCCUGGCCAAGAUCAUGAAAGAGAGUUUUUCUACUCAUCUGUCACCGGAGAAUACACCCAAACGUACUUUCACUUACAGGAAUGAUUGACCCAUAAUAACAUCUUUGCUUGGCGAAAACAGAAUUGACUAAAUCAAUUCUUUUUCUUGCUUUCUUUUUCCAACCCCCCUCUUCUUCUUCUUUUCUACCAGCACAACAAAUGGGGUUUUUUUUAUUAAAUUGCCCGACAGGCUGAUUUAAGGCUUGUUGUUCCCGAAUCAGUAUUCAGGUGACAAUUAACAAUGCCAAGUAGUUUAUAUUCAAAAAGAAGAAUCCAGAGCCAGCAUUUGCAUAGAACAUUGAGUUGCAAGGUGGUGCCACUCAAGCUAACAAUGGAAUUGGAACUCGGGACAAUGUGGGGUACUAGCCAGGUAUCCACCCUGUCUUCUCCUAUCCAUCUCUAACCAACAUAAGGUGCUUCAGAGAGAUUGGGCGGGCAAGCAAGAAGACCGGUUCACACCAAGGUGGAGAACCUGUGGCCCUCAAGAUGUUGUUGGACUACAACUCCCAUCAUCCCUGAUGAUCGGUCCUGCUGGCUGGGGCUGAUGGGGAGUCCAACUGUAUCUCAAGAGCUGCCGUCUCACCAGCCCCUGCUUUAUUGGCACCUCCAAAUCUACAUGCUGAUCAAGGUGGGCCACUUCUGCCUGCCAAAUGGUAGAACCAGCCCUUUCUAUACUUGGACCUGAGAUUGGUUCCCCUACCUGGCCCAAAUUUAGCUGUGCAGUCUGCCCAUGAAAAGGAACAAGUUCUAUCCCAGGGGCUUUCCUAAAAGCAUGCAAAUGCACAACAAUUCAAUGUCCAAGAUGAAAGCUUCAUCGCCAGCGUCCAGUUGGACCGGUUAAAGGCAACCUUUGCAAUGAAUGGUGGUCAUAUUCAGAUUCUCACCAACCCCACCCCACCCGCUUUCAUGCUGACCUAGUGGUCAAUUUUCUGCAAUGAGCAGAACCUCUCUAGUUUUUAUCCUCUCCAGGCUCCUUCACCUUCAGCCUCUGUCGGGGAAUCAUCCCUCCUUGCUCCACCCAUUUUGUACCAUCAUCCAACACUCAUUCAUUUUUGGGUGCCUUCUCUCCUUCAGACCAUUAAUGCACAGUGAAGACAGUCCUUGACCAAAUGGCAAUCCACUUGAAUUCUCUGCAUGGCACUUUUCCUCAUACACUGGUUUGUUUCCAUGUAUUGUGGCCUUGCAGCUGUGAAGCUUCAUCUGGACACACACACACCCCUCUAGUGUCAAUAUCUCAUUGUGCUAAUGCUGCAAGAACUGUAUUUUGCGGGCAGGGAAGCCAAAUAGAUUGCUUGUUGUCUCCUCCUUGUCAGCUCUCGUUGGUAUUUUCUUGCAGAAAGCAAUCAUAUCUGUUCAGCAUGGCUUCCCUCCUGGAAAACUGGGCUUGGUACUAGCAACCUUGACAUCCCUAUCCUUUUAUAUGAAUUUCCUCCCCACCCCACCCCCCAAAAAGAAAGAAAGCUAAAAGCCAGCUAUUACCUGCAGGCUGCCUGUCUAGAGGCUAACAUGGGGUGCUCAUGACUGCCCAGGACAAAUGCAGCAAAUGUGUCAGCUUUGGUAGAACUUUGGCAAACAAUGUGAUUUCUAAGAAGGAAGUGAAAGGCCCCUUUGGGUGAGGCAGAAAAUUCACACAGGAUCUAAAGACAAAACGGGUUGGGUGCUGACAGCAAAGAAGGAACCAAUGGGCAAAGGAGCUUUGGAGAUGGAUGCCCUGAGGACCAGUGAGAACAAAGUGAUGCUCAGUGGGGUACAGGUUGAAGUUCGGGCAGGCAACAGAGAAUGGGGCUAAAGGAGCAUCACUUUAACAUGUUAUCAGCAGAGUUACUCUGGCAUGGUCAUGGGUGAACCUGCUGAAAUUCCAUCUACCCACAAAAUUGUUGAAAGAUUAAGGAGCCCUAUCUGUCUUUGUGUCCAUUGAACCGACUGCCAGGCAUUGGCCCAGUUCCAAGACAGGUUGUAGCUGCGGCUCAGUCGCAAAAGACAAGAAUCAGACAUGAUCAGAAUCAGUUGGAAAUCAGGAACCACAACAGGCAGAGUCUGUAAGGACUCACUGCACCGAUUGAGAAAGUGGCUUGGAUAUAAGGCCUUUAUAGAGUCUGGUGUGUCCUGAUUGACUCCCUUCAGGCUAAAUAUGCAGCUUAAGGGCACCUUUUCCCUUAAGGCAAGGUGUUCCCCAGGCCCACUCUCAUUAGGCCACACCCCUUUCAUGCCCUUCUUCGAACCCUCCUUGAAUGCUUCUGCCUAGUUGGGAAGGUAUCCUUGAAAAGCCUCUUGCCUGGCUGGCUGGAGAGGUGUGUUCAAAAACCACUCCCAUCCUAAGGACUAGCCAGCCUGGUCUUCUGAUGACCCAGAGGGCUGGUGGUGAGCUAGCUGCUGAAGACCAUAGCUGAGAGCUUUUCUCAAUGUCUUCAAGUAUCUGUUUAAGUCUUUAGCUGCAGGUUUCUAGUAUUUUUACACAAGGAUCAGAGCGUAUAGAUGAGAAACUAUGUAUUGAGCCCAGGAGAGUUUACCUACAAAUAGGGGUGUUGGAGAACUUCAACAGAAAUGGGAACAGAAAUUGCCGGUGUUUCCUUAUUCCCAUGUCUGAAAUGGAAAUCAAUUCAGUGAAUAUGACCAGUAUUCCCUGUUGUUUUUGGCUUUCAGCCCACAAGCAAUACGUUAUUGAUUACAUUUCUUCUCCCGUUUGCAUUGUGUUCCCUUUACAUUGAUAUGAAUGGGGUAGAAUUGAUGUCCUAAGUUAGGUAAUGUCACCACAGAGGACAGCAAGACAAGUAACCUGGGUUUUGGCAGAAGAUGAACUGCAGCAGAAUGGAAACACUGCUACAUGUGACAGGGCAAAAUAAAAAAAUAAUGCCUUCUGAUGUCCCUACUUACAAGUAAGACCCACGUCUUCGGUAGGGCUUACUUUCAAGGAAGCUUGCACAAGAUCAUAUUAUCAGUUCUUAUUUUUUAGUGUUUCUUGCUAGUUUAUUUUACGUUGCUAAUGAAGGAGAUUCUCAAAAUGUCUCCAUGUACGUAGUGAAUUGGUUUGUUUGGAAUUAUGAAGCAAUCACAUUUCUUCUUAAAGGGAUAUUUCAGAGACCAAGAUCAGCCAACUGCCCAGCAUUGGACUGGAGAAAAUUAACAAGCUGAUAGCAAGAUCUGCGUACAACUUAAAGAAACUACCUCCUUUGGACAAGUUCCGCUCCUUGAUCGAGGCAAACCUCACCUAUCCAAGCCACUGCUGUGCAUUUGCAAACUGGACAAAACAAAAGUGAGUGGCCCCAAUUCUUUGCAUUUAAGAGUCUGAAUUUAUCUGUAAGUGUCUGAGUCUGUCUUGAGUUAGAUGGUGUUUGUCACGUGCCAUUUCUCUGUCCUGCUAUGCCAGAGAGACUGAUGCAGUACCUUUAAAGUUUCUCAAGCAGUUUCAAAAACACGCAGGCUCACAGAAUUCCCAGCUCUCAUGUUUUGAGCAGGAGAUACCAAUGGUCAAGUAUGGUCUAUUGGUAAAACCUAUUGGUUUCGCAACUUUCUGACUAGUUGCAGGACCUUAGCCAGACCUAGCAGAGUCAACGCAGAAUCCAUGAAAGACUUGGCGACUUGGCUGCAGACAGGAUAGAUGAAGCAGGAACCAGGAACUUGUAGUUAGGUGUUUAUUAUAUACAGUGGACUAUUUACAGGAACAGAACACAGAUCUUUUGCUAGCACUCUCUCUCACAACUCUCAACUCCUACACUGACAUAGAACUCUGAACCUCUGAACACUGAACUAACAGUUAGUAGGCCAUUGAUUAUCACUCCUUUGAGAGAGCUUGACCAAUCAGGGAGCGGUCUCCAUGUCUCUGUUAUCACCAGGCAGACUUACUACUUCAGAUUGCCUUCUGGCUGGCUGCCAAACCUUAAUUGACUCUGUGUGAGUAACUACAUGUACACAGUUUCCCAACAUGGUCACCUUUCCAGAUGUAAGGACUACCCAUUAGACCAGAAAUUGGGAAGCCUGUAACCCCUCCAUAUAUUUGUUGGACUCCAGCUCCUAUCAGCCCCAGCCAGCAUAGCCAGUGGUCAAGGAUGAUGGGAGCUGUAGCCCAGCAAGGUAUGUUGGGCCGCAGUUUCCCACUCCUGUUUUAAAGGAUUCACCAAUGAGAGUGGGAAUUCAACAGCAUGGAGGGUUGCUAGUUAGCCACCGGUGCAAGGCAACUCCUCUUCCUUCUUGCUAAGGCCUUUUUCUUAUAAGGCAGAGGAGGCUGGAGAGGACCCAAGAGCUUUCACACACCACUUAAAAAUCGCAGAAUCAUGGAAUCAUAAAGUUGGAAGGGAACUGCAAGGCAGGAAUCUCAGCUAAAGCAGCCAUGACAGAUGGCCAUCCAAUCUCUGCUUGACAACCUCCAAGGAAGGCAAGUCCAUCACCUCUCAUGGGAGUCUGUUUCAUUGUUGAAUAGCUCUUACUGUUAGAAAGUUCUUCCUGAUGUUGAGUCGGAAUCUCUUUUCUUGUAACUUGAAGCCAUUGGUUCAAGCCCUACCCUCCAGAGCUGGAGAAAACAAGCUUGUUAUCUCUUCCAUGGGAUAGCCAUUGAGAUAUUUGAAUGUGGCUAUCAUAAAUCAGAUAUCCUUCAAAAACCACACUCGUUUCUGCAGUGCAGCUCUCCAGGAAAGUACAAAAAGUACAUUUGCUAUGGACUUCCGGUUAGCGCCAGCAGCAAUGGCUGACCUCCUUUGAUUUUCGGAGGGGGUAGCUCAGCGGGAGAUCGGGUCCUGUGCGCUCCGGCGAAGCGGGGACCCUUAGAAAUCGCAGGCGCGGACGCCUGCGAACGUGGAGGCUCGGCGGGCACCUUGGAGCGCCCCCCCAACCCGAAAGGAAGCCUUUUUUUGAGGCUUCAGAAGGGAGCGGGGAGAAGCGCGGUGCUGCGAGCGGAUCGCUGCUUUCACUGAGCGAAGCCGUGUUGCCGUUGCUGGAGAGCGCUGACUUAUUCCUGGGACAUUUGGACUUAAAUUUUAACCGUGAGUAGAGGAAUUGGAUUAAAAAGAGCACUAAUUGGAUUAAUUGGACUAUUUGCGUAAAAGCGGAAAAGUUUUAAGCUGUAAAAAACGUCUGAAUUGGCUACCGCGGUGGAAGCGCAAACAGGAAGUCCGCUUCCCUGCACUGUAUGUGGAAUAAAGCAUAGAGAUUUGGAGCUAAACGUGGGAAAAUUGAACUGAAAUAAGAGUUUCUUUCUGACCUGAGAACUUUGGUGGGAUCUACCCUUUGGAGGGAUAAGGGAAAGGCUCUUGAUUCUACCGGACUGCUUAAAUUUAAGGAUUUAAAGAGCGAUUUGUCAGUGGGACGUCUCAGCUGUCAAAGCUGUCAGAGCUGCUUGCUGGUUGCAAAGAAGAUACAUUGUGGCCAAUUUCGUUGGGGAAAAGAUUGGAAAGAACUGGAAAGCUACUUUGUGUUCUUUAUUUUUGUCUUUUUACUUAGUUUCUCUCUCCUGCUAUUUUAAAAGGACAGUAACUGGCUAGGUGGUAACAGUGUCCACCUAGUGGGACUCCUUGCAACUACAGGAAAGGAAUUUUCCACUUGUAAACAGGAACACCAGACGUGGGAAAGGAAUUUGACCUUCACUUUGUUAUGGCUGAUGGUCAAAAAGACCAGUCAGUCUUGAGAUCAGGGAAACCCUGGGUACACAGAAGGCAAUCAUCUGCUGGUUUGCCUGCAUCGGCAAUACAAUCUAAGUCUGGUGGAAUGUCUGAGGAAAUUUUAGCCAGUGCUCUGGCUAAGAUUAAUGAAUCGAUACAACAAUUAAGUACAAGGGUGGGGAGACGAAUAGGAAAGUGGAAGAAACGAACCAGAAAGUGGACAUUGCAAAUAGGAAAAUUGACUUAAAUACAGAAACAUUAGACAAUUUGGAGAAAAAGUAAACAGUAAUACGGAAUCUAUUCAGAGAUUACUGCAAGACUCAAAGUCCAUACAGGAAAAGACUGCUGCUGUAGAAUUUAAAUUGGGGCAAUUGGAAACUGAAAAGGUACCAGACCUGCAGAAAGAGAUUGCAGAACAUAAGUUAACGUUGUCUAUGAUUGACCUUAAAGACAAACAAACGAAUCUUAGAAUUAGAGCUGUUCCUGAGUUGGAGAAAGGCACCCUGAUAGACUUUUUGACACAAGAAUUUCUGGAUUUUUGGAAAUCGGAAUUGAAACAAGAGGACUUUAGGAUUGUGAGGGCCUUUCGACUGGGGAAAGGAGGAAGAAAGAUUAAAAUAAGGGAUUGUCUGAUCACCCUCCGAUCCAAAGAAGAAAGGGACAAAAUUUUGGGCCUGCAUUACGAAAAACCCUUGACAAUCAUACAAUCAAAAGUGGAAAUCUUUAAAGAUAUACCAAAACAUCUUCUUGAUUUAAGAAAGGAUUUUGGAGAUUUGGUGGACUUGUUGAGAAAAAAUAAAAUCCUUUUCAGGUGGGAAUUUCCCCAAGGUCUAUCCUUUAGUUUUAAAGGAAGAAAGACCAAGAUUAGAUCUGUGGAGGAAAAGAACAAGUUUUUGAGUGCAUACGAAGAAGAUCUACAGAAAGGACUGGGAAAAGACACUGCGAUACCGGAUAAGAGUCUGCAAAAAAAAGUGAAAUCAACGCCACCAACAGAUAUUGACAAUCUUCUUGGGGCUGUUGGAGGAGAAGGAGAGUAACUACAAAAUGACACUACAAGUUUUAAGUUGGAAUAUUAACGGUCUAAAUUCGUCGGCAAAAAGGGGGAGAGUAUUUCACACAUUGAAAAAAGAACAUUUGGACUUGAUUUGCUUACAAGAAACUCAUGUGACAAGGCUACAUCGAAAAAUUUUGAUAAAGAAAAGACUGGGACAAGAAUUCAUUUCAUCGGACAAUGUUAAAAAAAGAGGGGUAGUACUUUAUGCGAAGGAAAGCCUGUCACCAAAAUUUAUAUUUAAAGAUGACCAAGGAAGAUACAUAGCAAUUGAAAUUCAGUUCCAAGGACAGAAAUUUUUGAUAAUAGGUGUAUAUGCACCAAAUGAGGGAAAAUCAGAAUUCUUUAAGAAAUUGCAUGAAACUCUCCUGGAUUAUUUGGAUUAUAACAUUAUUUUGAUGGGAGAUAUGAAUGGAGUAGUGUCUACAAAUAUGGAUAAAGCCCAAAGACAAACAGUGACAAAAGAUGGAAGAUUACCAAGGACAUUUUUUGAAAUGACUGACAAUAUGGAUCUUGUGGAUAUUUGGCGAAUAAAGAACCCCUUGGAAAGAGAGGGAACCUUCUUCUCUGAAGCAAAUAUGACAUGGACAAGAAUAGACCAAAUCUGGAUAACUAGAGGACUGGCCCCUAAGAUUAAAAAGCGGUGAUUUGCCCGAAAAUUUGCUCUGAUCACAACCCAGUAAAGAUUGAAAUGAUACCAACGCCAAUUGGAGCUUUUAGAUGGAGGAUGAAUGACACCUUAUUUAGGAAUGAGGAAAUUAUUAAAAAGGCUCAGAAGAAUUUGAGAGACUAUUUUGAGAUAAAUUUGAAUACCACGACAGAAAAAGAGUGAUUUGGGAUGCCAGCAAAGCGGUGAUGAGAGGAUUUUGAUACAACAAAACGCAAUUAGGAAAAGAUAUCAAAAUGAGAAGAGAGAAAAAUCUUGGAGAAAAUUAAGGAUGGAGAAAAAAGACUGAGGGCGAAACCGAACUCACAGGAGAUUCUAAAAGAGAUAAAGCUAUACCAAGUACAAUAUAUGAAACUGAUGAACCAGGAGAUAGAAUGGAAGAUCAAACAGAUGAAACAAAAGACUUUCGAAUCGGCAAAUAAAUGUGGGAAAUUACUGGCCUGGCAAAUGAAAAAAAGACAAAAGCUGAAUACGAUUACGAACUUGGUAGUAGAAGGGAAGAACAUACAGAAUCCUGGAGAGAUUCGGAAGUGCUUUCAGAACUAUUUUAAACAGUUAUAUACGCAGGAGACUCAGAAAGAAUUAGACAUUGACCGAUUUUUGAAAAAUAAUGGAUUACAAAAAGUAUCUCAAGAGAGUAAAUCAAUAUUAAACUCUACAAUAUCUGAUCAAGAGGUGGAAGGAGCCAUUCAGAAUAUGAAAUUGGGCAAAUCUCCAGGACCGGAUGGACUAACUGCAAAGUACUACAAAACUUUGAAAGAAUGGUUAUUGCAACCGUUGAAAGAACUUUGCAAUGAAAUACUACGGUGAGGAAAAGCACCCGAGUCGUGGAAAGAAGCAUACAUUACACUUAUACCAAAAACCGAAGUGGAGAAGACACAGUUGAAGAACUACCGUCCCAUAUCCCUACUUAAUGUGGAUUACAAAAUUUUUGCGGAAAUUAUGGCUAAAAGAUUAAAAAAUGUAUUGGUAAAAGAGAUUCAUAAAGACCAGGCGGGCUUUCUCCUGGGAGACAUUUGUCAGAUAAUACUAGGAAUAUUAUUAAUAUUUUGGAAAAAUUGCAAGUUAAUAUCAAUACUAAAGCUGUCUUAAUAUUUGUAGAUGCAGAGAAAGCGUUUGACAAUAUUUCUUGGAGUUUUAUGAAGAAAAAUUUGCAGGGGAUGGGGGUAGGCCAAAGUUUUGAAAAUGGUAUAGGUGCAAUUUAUUCGGAACAAAAAGCCAAGCUUAUUGUGAACAAUGUAGUUACAGAAGAAUUUAAGAUAGAGAAAGGAACAAGACAGGGUUGCCCAAUCUCCCCAUUGCUUUUUAUAUCGGUCCUGGAGGUUUUGCUCAAUAUGAUUAGAAAAGACCAAUUGGUUAAAGGUAUACAACUCGGAGCUAAACAGUACAAAUUGAAAGCUUUUGCUGAUGAUUUAGUUUUGACAUUACAGGAGCCAGAAGCUAGCACAAAAAGAGUAUUACAAUUAAUCCAAGAAUUUGGUCAAGUAGCAGGUUUCAAAUUAAACAAGACGAAAACUAAGGUAUUAGAGAAAACCUUACAGAGAUUGAGAAGGAGAGGUUUCAGAAAGAGACAGGAUUAACAAUAGUUAAUAAAGUGAAAUAUCUAGGGGUGAAUAUGACUGCCAAAAAUGUGAAUCUGUUUAAAGAUAAUUAUGAAAAAUGUUGGUCAGAAGUGAAGAAGGAUUUAGAAAUAUGGUCAAAAUUGAAGUUAUCAUUGUUGGGCCGAAUUGCAGCGAUAAAGAUGAAUGUAUUGCCUAGAAUGUUGUUUUUGUUUCAAACAUUACAAAUUGUGGACAAAAUGGACUGUUUCAAGAGGUGGCAAAGAGAUAUUUCCAAAUUUAUCUGGCAGGGCAAAAGCCUAGAAUAAAAUUUAAGAUAUUAACAGACGCGAAGGAAAGAGGGGAUUUGCCCUGCCAGAUCUUAAACUUUACUAUGAAUCAGCCGCUUUUUGUUGGCUGAAAGAUUGGCUACUUCUUGAAAAUGUGGACAUUUUAGAUCUAGAAGGUUUUGAUAAUGUGUUUGGAUGGCAUGCAUAUUUAUGGUAUGACAAAGUUAAAGCGCAUAAGGCCUUUAAGAAUCAUAUUGUCAGGAAAGCAUUGUUUAAUGUUUGGGUGAGAUAUAAGGAUUUGUUGGAAAGUAAAACACCAAGGUGGCUGUCACCAAUGGAGGCAAAGGCAUUGAAAAAAACAAAUAUGGAGACAAACUGGCCAAAAUAUUGUGAAAUUUUAGAACAAGUUGGAGAUAAAUUAAAAUUGCAGAGCUUUGAUAAAUUAAAAACUAAAGUUCGAGAUUGGCUUCACUACUAUCAAAUAAGGGAGGUUUUUAACCUAGAUAAAAGAUUGGUUUCCAGGAGGAAAAAUCUAAACUGGAAACGGACUUGUUAUAACCUAAAACUAAAAAUCUGUCAAGAAUGUAUAAUCUGCUGUUGAAAUGGAAUACACAGGAUGAAAUGGUUAAGUCUGCUAUGAUUAAAUGGGCACAAGAUGUUGGGCAUAAUAUUAUGUUUGCUGACUGGGAACGGUUAUGGACCACAGGUAUGAAGUUUACGGCUUGCAAUGUAUUAAGAGAAAAUAUAAUGAAAAUGAUCUAUAGGUGGUACUUAACCCCAGUCAAGCUAGCUAAAAUCUAUCACUUGCCCGAUAAUAAAUGUUGGAAAUGCAAAGAAAAUGAAGGAACCUUUUUUCACCUUUGGUGGACGUGCCCAAAGAUCAAGGCCUUCUGGGAAAUGAUAUAUAAUGAAUUAAAAAAGGUAUUGAAAUACACUUUUGUGAAGAAACCAGAGGCUUUCCUCUUGGGCAUGGUCGGCCAAUUGGUGCGAAGGGAAGACAGGAAUUUUUUAUGUAUGCGACAGCAGCGGCAAGAAUACUUAUUGGGAAAUACUGGAAGACACAAGAAUUGCCUACCCGAGAAGAAUGGCAGAGGAAAGUGAUGGACUAUAUGGAACUGGCUGAGAUGACCGGCAGAAUUCGAGAUCAGGAAGAAGGGUUGAUGGAAGAAGACUGGAAAAAAUUUAAAAUAUAUCUUCAGAAACACUGUAAUAUAAAAGAAUGUUAGAAAAGGUUGGAGAAGAAUAUUAGACCGUAUUGGCAGACAGGGUAUAAUGGAAUAAGUAAAUAUGAAGUGUAAAAUGAGGAUAGAGGAGAAUUAAAUACUUUCGAAUGUUAAAAUAAGUAAAAGAAAAGAAGGUUAGAAGGAUUUGCUGGAGAUACGAUUUAAACUAGAAUACAAAGCAGGGAGGUGAGAGGAAGUCAUGGAAACAAGUAAAUGGGAAGACGGUUGUAAUGGUCUAAUUUGAUUUUUGUUAUUUUCUAUUGUGAUUUUUUGUCUUUUUUAUUUCUUUUUUUACUGUCUGUUUUUUGUAAGAUGUAUGUGGUUUGUUUUUUUUUCUACUUUUUUUGUAAUUUUAAAAUUGGAAUAAAUAUUCUUUAAAAAAAAAAGUACAUUUGCUAUGUAAAGCUUGCAUAAAUCUGCAUAGAUUGGUGGAAAUAAUGUAUACAGGGCCGUAGCUAGGGGGUGGUGAAGUGGGCCCCCGCCAGGGGCGCAAGCGAAAAGGGGGUGCAAAAUCAGAUAAAAACAUGUACAUAAAUAUGUCUGUAAAUAAAAAUAUCAAUUAUUGCCUCAUAAGAAAAGGUUUUUAAUAGAGGGUGAAUUGAAUGGGUGGAGGGGGGAGGUUGGAGGAGAGGCGGAAAGGAGAGCUAAUUUGUCUGCGGCUAGGGGGCUUAAUCUGGACGGUUCUGCCAGGGGCGCAAGAUCACCUAGCUACGGCUCUGAAUGUAUAGAGUUGCAUUAUAGCAGCAUACAAAAAUGUGUAUAUUAGGAGAAAUUUGUGCCAAAACGCUGACAAAUUGUCAUGGGACAUUAAAAAACAAAACCUGUACAAACUGGUGUGGGAAUGUAGAGUACUGAGCCUAAGACUAGGAAAAUGAGAAUCUGAGAUAAACCAAAAUUGACAUAUUCAUCCAUCCCUGCUCGCUACCAGACAGACUCUUGCCUGCUCAGGCGAGAGCCCAAGGAAGUUGUUAGGCCAUUUUGAAUCCAACCAACAGAAGCGAGAGAAAUCUUUCCUUUUUUGCAGCUUGCCAAAAAGAAGCAGGCUUUGGGUGGUGCAUUCAGGUACACGUUGUUUGCCUCUGAGGGAGGACUGAUGUUAUUCAGACUAUCUGAAUGCCUGCUUGGUCUUCCGAUGUAGAAUAGGUAUGUAAAUGACAGACACUGGCAAAGUAGAAACCAUCCUCAAGUUUGCAAGACUUGCCUUCACAAAAGAACUGACUGCAUAAAAGGCUGCUUCCGGAGGCUCUCUAUCACUUUGGCAGAUGGGAAGAGGACCAUAGACAUUUGGGCAGCCAUAGGACAGGAUAGGAGUGGGCACGAUGAAAUUGAUACACCCACAGCGUGCAUUUGCGUUCCUGAUUUUCGAAAAGAUUCAUUAGCAAGACCCCCGUGGAGCUUUACCAAUGCUAAUCACAGGGCCUCCUCAGCCUCUUAAAUCAACCUUCCCUACAAAUGAUUUGCCACCAGUGGGGUAUCGCCGGGCCUUCAAGCAUCAAGGGUCCUCCUCAUUUAUCUCCAUCUUUCUCAAGUAUUCUUUGAGAUUUGCACGUUGAUUGAUUUAAUUAACCCACAAACUCUGUUGGUUUGUGUUGCCGAUCAUGCAUUUAACUGCUUCUCGGUUCAGUGUUUCACGGCAUAGGUGGGCUGGCUUCAGCUUUGCAAAAUCCAUUAUUAUUAUUAUUUAUGAGGACCCUCCUGGUCCACCACUCAUGUUCGAAAUAUGCAGACCAAGAGUGCAUAUGCUCAGGAUGUCCUGGCGCUUAAGGCGCAACCAAUCUGCUUUAAGUGAUCCUGAGUAUGUACUCCUCACUUAAGAAGUACUUGACAGCACAAUGCUGUGCAUUCAGAAGUAAGCCCAACUGAGUCCAAUGCGACUUGCUCCCAGGUAAGUGUGUAAGAUUGCAGCUUUGGAAAUGUCUUUGCAGUUGAUAAGUAAUCCACAAGCAAAUGGACAGUGGUUCUUUCACUUGAUAAGUGUCUAGAAUAGACAGACAGAUAGGUAGACAGGCAGAAGUGUGUGUACAGUGCUUUCCCCCAAGAAAAAUAGGUGCUGGGACUCACCGUGAAGUUGUUACCAUACGUCACCAGACACCUUGGGGCAGCCCUGAACAGAUGCUGGUUUGACAACAGACAUGUUCGCUACCUGCAGAGGUUCUAAGAACUACAGCAAGCUGUCUCCCUAGCUGAUUUGGGGGUCUCCCCUGUUUCUGGUGCAGGUCAAAUAAAUGCACCUCCGCCUCCCUUGUUCCCUUAGAUUCAGGUGGAUGGUUAGGGCAGCUCAGAAGGGCUCUUCCACAAACACAUACAUGUGCCAUGGUAGAGGCCUGGCUGGAAAGCUUAAAGCCCUCUGCCGUAACAUGGGAGGCAGAUAGAAGACAAGGAAAUAUGAAUUGGCCCCGUAGCUUGAUCAAGCACGGCUAAGAGCAGCUAGGAGCUUUUUGCUCCCUGCUACUGAGAUGUCACCCCAGGUGACUAUUUAAGAAAAUAAGGAUAGAGUUCUGGGCACCACAAUUUAAGAAGCUGGAGCACGUGUAAAGGAGGGCAACCAAGGUGAUCAAGGGUCUGGAAACCAAGCCUUAUGAGGAACAGUUAAGAGAGCUGAGUAAGCCUGGAUAAAAGGACACUGAGAGAGUAGAUAAAAUAGUAAUCUUCGAAUAUCUCAAGGGCUGUCACAAGGACGUGAACCAGUGGCUUCAAGCUACAAGAAAGGAGAUUCCAUCUUAAUAUCAGUCUGUUCCUGCUUGCAUCAGAUGUCCCACCCUUCCUCCCUUUUAGGUCAGCUUCCUUUGCGUAUUGACCUUGCUAUGGACUUCGGUUGGUUGCUUUGGUUGCCCAAGGGGCCUGGUAGGACUUUUUUAUCCAUUUGGCAAAUUGGCACCAGUCUCUUGGUUUCUCCGCCUACCUCGUAGCAACUCGUCACAACUUUCUGGUAUUGGCAAUUAGGCAUUGGAAUAGGUGUGCUGUGUUGGAGGAUUGGGUAUGGGCCAUCAUUGGCCCCUCCUCUUUUGGGUAUUCCGUUAAAGGUAUCCGGUGGUCAUGGAUCCUGUCCGAUGCCCUGCUGGUGGCUAGAGCCAUAGCACGACCCCCGGUGACAUCAGGGGGGAGCUUCCAGUUGUAUUUGCAUCAACAAGCUCCUUCCACUGGUUGUUAACCCUGAAAUGACUCCCUGCUGAGCAGGGUGGAGUCAUGUGUUGCUGUUUUUAUCCAAUGUCUAAGCCAAUACUACCCACAUGCUGUAACCAAGAAAGUUGUGGCCUUAUUUUGCCCAUUAGCCUAAAAUAAUGUGUCUUUGUGUCUUAUUAUAAUCCUAUGCGGGUGGCGGGUCCUCGAUUCACAAGAGCUGUUCAACAGUGAAAUGGACUCCCUUGGAAGGUGUUGAUCUGCCCUUCGUUAGAGGUUUUUAAGCAGAGGUUGGCUGCCCAUCUGUCAUGAAUGCUUUAGUUGAGAUUCCUGCAUUGCAGGUGUUAGGUUGUGGGUGAACAUAUCAGACAACACAGCGAUUCUUCAAACAGCUCUUGUUUAUUCACAAGCCAGGACAGAACUGAACUGAAGGGUUCAGUCAGCCUGCUUAUAUAGAGCUCCAGUACAACGUUACUGUAACCACUUUUUAAACUAUCCAAUCACGGAACGUCACUUUCGAUCCCUUAUUUGCAUAACUAUCUACAGCAUCCCCCUACUGGCCCAGGGUGAGAACUUCAGUACAUAACAGCAAGGGGUUGAAUUAGGUGGCCCCUGGGGCCCCUUCCCACUCUACAAUUCUUUGAUUCUACCCUCUUCUCAUGGCAGCCAUGGGUGACCCACAAGCGGGAUCUGAAUGCAACAGCGCUCUGCCCUCCUGUGGCUUCCAGCAACUGGUAUUCAGAACCACUGCUGGCUCUGACUGUGGAGGUCGAACGUAUAACACAGAUCCAUGCCCCAGUCUCCCAAGUUGGCCAAAGGCGAUAAAUAAUGCACAUCAUAUUGCUAGAAAUAUCCUGAGUAUUUGCUCUGCGUUUAUUUCAAGACCGAGACGAUUCUCCUGGGAAUUUCUGUGGAGGUAUGCGAGGGAGAUAUAACAAGAGUGAACAGGAGAGAGAAAGGCUGGUGGAAUCAGAAUGCACUGAAACCUCAUUAAGGUGCUGCCCUCUCAGGACUCUGCGUUUGCCAGUGUAAAAGAUUUCCACCUCAAGCAAGGCUUUCUUCCUCAACGUUCACAAAGAGAAAGACUUUCUUCUCGCCAACAACCUCUCUCCCACACAGAGGGGAGUGUGGGCUGGGUGGCUGUUUUAUCUCUCCACACACACACACACACACACACACACACACACACACACAAAGACCACUCCACUUGGCAUAGAAAUGCAAUGUCGGUUUCCAAACCUCCUCUGCAGUCAGUCAUCCAGAGAGUUGCUGUUGUUUCCUCCUAAGCUUUGAUCAAAGAAAUCAAAGAAAGGUGAUGAUUCUUUCAUGGGAUUGCGUUCGACGGCAGAGACUACAAGUCAGCUUUUGUGUUCAAGAUAGGCUUCCCUCCCACACACACGAGGAAGACGAGAGGUGAAGCUGGGGCUGUUUAGGGAUUGGGGAGGUGGGAGAGAGAGAAUUCGGUUCUUUUCGCAUUUGAAGGGGAGCCUACUUAAUUCAUACUUCCUGAAAUAAUAUGCGAACCGAAACAUAGCUGAAAUUGAGACUUCUCUGAAUUUUGCAGAGCAGUUCUGCCGCUAGGCAUUGUGGGUGUUGAGGAAGGCCGCUCCCCCCUGCAAGCCAGUUCCUAGGGGGUGGGGCCCACACUCACCACCACUGCUUUAAGAGGCUCCAGCGAGGCCUCAGGACACUGCUGCUGCUGCUGCUGCUACUGCUGCAGCAAAUGUCGAAAAUGGUUUUACAUAUUUUUAAACGUUUUUAAAGCAUUUUUACUUUGUUGCACUGUGAACGAUGGUUUCUAUUUAUAUAUUUUUAUUUUUAUUUUUAUUUUUUUAUUUUGUUUGGGGUGGGACAAAUGUUGAGUUGUGGUGCGGAUUAGUUUUAUUUUAGUAUAAUUGUUUUUGGCUUUGUUUUUCCUUUUACUGUUUUGUUAGGCUGUUGUAUGGUUUAUAUUUUGCUUUUUAAUGUUUGGUGCUGUAUUGUCUUUAAUAUUCGGUUGGAAGCCUUCCAGAGUGGCUGGGGAAACCCAGAUGGGCGGGGUAUAAAUAAUAAAUUAUUAUUAUUAUAUUAUUAUUAGGCAAUGCAUGCAUAAAUGCCUAUAUUGGGGGUGGGGCUGUUAAACUGUCCAUAUAAGUGCAUAUGUUAAUUUUUUUUAAAGCACAAAAGAUAUAUAAAAUAACUUACAUUAUAUUGGGGGAAAUUGCUUUGCAAAAAUGUAUGCAUUGUGCAAAAUUACACAUGACCAUGUGUAUAAUUAGUGGGAAUGGACAAAGUCUUGUGGGAGGAGCUUCCCAUAUGUAGGGGUGCCAUUGGUGAGAAAGCCCUCUGCCUUGUAGGUUAUCUCUGUGCUGCCAAUGGACAAUGAACAUGGAUAGGGCAGAUGAUCUUAAAGAAGUUGAGAUGGGAGUAGGUGCCCCUUCAUAUAUUUGAACCCCAAGCCAUUUAGGAUUCUAAAGGUAAGUAUCUGCACCUUGAACUGGACCCAGAAGUAAUUUGUCAGUAAAAAGAGAACUGCAAAGGGUUGCGCCACAGUUAACAAGGAAAAAUGCAAUAGUUUGUGUGUGUACCUGCGCAUGUGCAAUUCUUUCUUUCUUGCUGCAUUUUUGAGGUUUGUGACCAUAUUCUUUUUCUUCCCUUCCAGUUCUUUUUUCCACCCCAUAUGCAAUAAGUUAUCUCUUCUGCUAGAUAUCGACGGGACAGAUUUUGACCUGGACGACGAGCACGAUUACUACCAAAGCCUGUGCAUGGAAGAGGUUGAAGUCAUUUGCUUCCCUGAGCCGGAUGCCUUCAACCCCUGUGAAGACAUCAUGGGCUACAACGUCCUCCGGGUUCUCAUAUGGUUCAUCAGCAUCCUCGCCAUCAUGGGGAACCUGGUUGUGUUCCUGAUCAUAGUCAACAGCCAUUCCAAGCUCACUGUCCCUCGGUUCCUCAUGUGCAACCUUGCGUUUGCAGACCUCUGCACCGGCAUCUAUCUGUUGCUGAUCGCCAUCAAAGACAUACAGACCAAAAGCCAGUAUUACAACUAUGCCAUCGACUGGCAAACGGGUGCGGGUUGCAAGGCAGCCGGCUUCUUCACUGUUUUUGCCAGCGAACUUUCCGUCUACACCCUGACCUUCAUUACGUUGGAGCGGUGGCACACCAUAACCUAUGCCAUGGAGCUAGAACGCAAGGUCCGCUUCCGACACGCUGUGGCCUUCAUGCUUGUCGGAUGGGCUUUUGCCUUCACUGUGGCCAUCCUCCCCAUUUUCCAAGUCAGCAGCUACAUGAAAGUUAGCAUCUGCCUACCCAUGGAUAUAGAAACUCGCCUUGCCCAGGCAUAUAUCAUGUUUCUGCUGGUACUGAACAUCCUGGCCUUUCUCAUCAUCUGCACUUGCUACGUCAGCAUCUACAUCACUGUGAGGAACCCCAACAUCAUCUCAUCGAACAGCGACACCAAAAUUGCCAAGCGCAUGGCGGUCCUGAUCUUCACGGACUUCCUCUGCAUGGCACCCAUCUCCUUUUUCGCCAUAUCAGCAUCGCUCAAGUACCCUCUCAUCACCGUGUCCAACUCAAAGAUCCUCCUGGUUUUGUUCUACCCCAUCAACUCGUGCGCCAACCCAUUCCUGUACGCCAUCUUCACCAAGAAUUUCCGCAAGGAUUUUUUCAUUUUGCUGAGCAAAUUUGGCCUUUGCGAAAAGCAAGCUCAGAUUUACCGAACAGAAACCUCCUCCACCGUUCCUACCUCUCAUAUGAAAAACGGGCACUGUACACCUGCUCCCAAAGCCAGCGAGGGACCGGCUUACGCAUUAGUCCCCCUGAAUCAUGUGAAUUCAGAACACACGGGGGUAGGACCCGAAUCAACGGCUCCAAGUUCCAAGAAGGGAGAUUCUGACUAAGCAUAUGAAAAAACUUUAUAGGUUGUGGAGUCUCCUUUCUUGGAAGUUUUUAAUCAGAGGUUGGAUGACCAUCUGUCAUGGAUGCUUUAGCUGUGAUUCCUGGCAUUGCAGGAGGUUGGACUAGAUGACCCUUGGGGUCCCUUCUAACUCUGCGGUUCUAUGAUUCUAUGAUCUGUGGAGUUAUGCCAAGAAUUAUCAAAGAGGGACCCAUGCUUUCCUGGAGAGACAGAGAAUUACAAAAGAAGCCAAAGCUUCUGUUCUUACCAUUUACAUUCCAAAAUGUACCAAACCUCAGUGUUCUUAGGAUUAAGUAUGCCUACCUAUGAGUUGUGUUGCGACUUGAUUUUGCCAGGUACUCAAACAGAUUCUGCAAAACAGAAACUUGAUUUUCAAACUUCUGGGGAGGUUUUAUUUCCCCCCUUUGCUGUGUGAACCCACAAACCAAAAGCUUACUUAGCGCUCAUCUAGACUUCCUUUUGCAUUGCAUUUCUAGGCCCAGGUCUGGGCCUUAAAGCUCCAUGUCCGAGCAGGUUUUGUCGCUGUCUGUUUGUCCUGGGACUUUACCCAGGAAAGCCCACAUUUUACCACUGAAUCGGAGAAAAUGGCAAUUGGGUUUUCCGCGAAUUGUCGUUUGCUCUGAUUCAGUAGUAAAAGGGGGGUUUCCGAUCAGAGGCAGAUUUAGGGCAGCACAACCGGUUCUCACACACCGGGUGCUGAACCGAGGGUGGGGCCAUAAGGCGUUGCAGCUAUGACAUAAUGAAUUUAGCAGCAUGGAAGGCAAGAGCCGGGGAUUGCCGAAUUUUGGCCUUGAACAGGACGCCACCUGACCUGUGCCUGGAAAGUGUAGUGCAAAAGGAAGUCUGGGUGAGCCCCAAAUGAAUGUUUUGAGAUGCUUUGUAUCAAAUCUGACCCUCCAGAUGUUGUGGGAGUCCAUCUCACAUCAGCCCGAGCCCAUGUGGUUAAUGGUCAAGGAUCAUGAGAGCUGCCAUCGAACAACAUCUCGCCAUAGCUUGCCCACCCCUUAUCUACUGAAUUGGUAGAAGCUUUCCAAACUCUCAUGCAACGGUCUUUCCAAGUGGUUCUGCUACCUAUGAACCAAAUAUGUUGAAAGUUGAACCUGAGACCUUCUGCAUGCAAAAUGUGUGCUCCAUCGCUGAUUUGCCCCUUUCUACAUGUUUGCCUCGGUAAUAAAAGGGAAGCACCGUGGGUCUCAUGAGAAGCUCUCUAGGUGAUACACUGGCUCCCUACACUAUGGGGACCGCAGGCCCUUGCUUCCCCCUCUUUUUUCAUAUCCUGGUUCCCAGAACCUAAACCAAAGGUAAGAGUGAGCAUUAACUCUCCAAAUCAGUGUAAUUUCUUGGUAAUAUUCAAGGAGGCUCAGAGUCACACUUCAAUAGAUACAGCCUGGAAGAUCAGCACCUCCAUUUUUAAAAGUUAAAAGCUGCCAGCAGGGCAAAGAAUGGAUUAAUCUAUAUUGCAUGGGGAGGGGGGGUAACCCUUUCUUCUUAUGCCGUUUCCCUGAUUUAAACGUCCCCUCAUGCUUCCGCUUGCCCGCAAAGAAAAAAAAUCAGGUGAGCUAUAGUACAUGUAUUUUCUCUUGACCAGAACAAACAGCAGCAUGUAGCAAGAAAGGGGGAAGCUUAGAGUAUUAUUUUUUUUAUAAAAAAAAGUGGUGUCGGGUAAAGGGUUAACUCCCCACAUAAUACUAUGAAGUUGAUGUGACUCACAGCUUCUUUUAAGUUAAAAAAAACCCUAAUGGAAUAGUUCACAGAUCUCUCAUGUCUUAUGUACCGGUGCUUUCAGUUGUUCUCAUUCCAGUCUGGCUUCAGGCCUAGUCAUGGCACUGAAACUACCUUGGUCCCCCUUUUUGAUGGCAUUUAUCGGGAGAGAGAUGGGGGAAUUGUGACCCUGAUUGUUCUUGAUCUUCUGGUGGCUCUCGUUACCAUUAACCACAGUAUCCUUCUGAGGUAUUCUCAGGAAGGUGGGGGGCACCGUACUUCAGCGGUUCCUCUCCUAUGUCCGUCACCAUUUCCAAAAGUAGUCAUGGGAGGAUACUGUUCAGCACCAUGAGAGUUGUCCUGGCUCCAUCUUGUCAACCCAUGUUAUUUAAAAUCUGUCUGAGGCCUUUGGCCGCUGUCAUCAGGAGAUUUGGUGUGAAGUGUCAUCCAUAGCUCUAGCUCUGUUUCAUCUGAAUUAGGAGAGGCAGUGAUGGAUUGGAUGUGGGUAGAGAAACUGAAGCUGAAUCCUGAAAAGACAGAGAUGUUGUGUGUCCUGGGUUCUCACAUCCAUGAGGUGGAGAAGCGGCCUGCCCUGGACAGGGUUGCACUCCCCUAGAAGGAGCACGUUUGUAGCUUGGGGGUGCUCCUGGGAGGGAUCUGCACACAGGGGGGCAGGAAAUGCUAUAAGUCAGAAAUUAAAUUGUUAUAACAAAAAGAGGAAAAACCGCUAUGUAAAAAUCGCAUUAAAUUAUUUUUGCUCUCUGGCGCCAUCUGGUGUUGCAUGUUUAUAAUGAAUUCAAAGCAUUUUUUGUCUAAUGUAGCUGAGUCCCUGGACUCAGCACUGUCACUGGCGGCUUAGGUGGCCUCAGUAGCAACAAGUGCCUUUUUACAGCUCCAGCUGGUUUGCCACCUAUGGUCCCUUUUGGACAGAGAUGACUUAGCCACUGUGCUCCAUGCUCUAGUACAGGCAUCCUGAACCUGCAGCCCUCCAGUUGUUUUGGCCUACAACUCCCAUGAUCCCUAGCUAACAGGACCAGUGGUCAGGGAUGAUGGGAAUUGUAGUCCAAAACAUCUGGAGGGCUGAAGGUUGGGGAUUCCUGCUCUAGUAACUUCCAGGUUGGAUUGUUGCAAGGCAAGGGGCUGCCCUUGAAGACUACUCAGAAACAUCAACUGGUACAAAAUGCAGCAGCCAGAUUAUUGGCUGGGGUUCCAUUGAGAUCUCCCAUAACUCCUGUUUUAAAACAGUUGCUCUGAUUGCCCAUUCAUUUUUGGGCCCAAUUCAAGGUGCUCACAUUAGUGUUUAAAGCCCUAAACAACUCAGGCUAAAAGACCGCCUCUUUUCCUGCAAACCCUCUCAGGUGUUGAGAUCGGCAGAGGAGGCCCCCUUGUUAGUUCCUCUGCCCUCAGAGGUUCAAGGGGUGGCUGUCUGGGACAGGGCCUUCUCUGUGGUGUCCCCUAGGCUGUGAAACUUCCUCCCCACAAAGGUGAAUCUGGCAUCUUCAUUGUACAGCUUCCAGCAAACACUGAAGACCUCUCAACCUCGGCUUUUGACAUUUGAGGUGUAUCUUUUUUAGGACCCACCUUAUAUUUGUGAUUAUAAGCUUCUUUUAAACUGUUUUAAAUACUAUGUUUUAAUGUUUCAACCCACCCUGGGGACCUUAGGGUGAAGGAUCAGGUAACUAACAAACACAACUUGGAGGGUUCACUGAGACAAACUUUGAAAACUGUUAACUUGAUGGUGGAGCAACGACUGUGAAUUAAGAAACCGGUUUGAAGGAUGGGGGAGAAUUUUAGGGGGAGGGAAGAAAUUCAGUUCCAAUUGCAUUCAGGUGAAUGCGCCUAAGCUGCACAUUCUGAAACAACGCACGGACCGAAAUUUGCAUUUCUACACAUUUUGCAGCCAAGUAAUGGGUACUAAAACACACAUGCUGGAGUAAAGGGAAUGAAAAAGCAUAUAUUAGUGAAAAUAACAUACUGCUUUAUAUUGGGGGAAAUUACGUGUUAGGCAAAAGUACAGACACGUGUGUAUAUUAGAAGAAAUCCACAUGAAAAUGCUGGUGAAUUUUCACGAGGACUUUAAAAAAACACACGAAACUGAUGUGGAAAUGUGGAGAACUGAAUUUAAGACUGGAAAAAUAAGAAACUGAAAUUGAAUGUGUAUUUGUGGGUCGCAGCAGACCCCAUUUUCUACUGUAUUUCAUAUUAUCAUAAAUGGCCAGCAUGGGUGCCAUAUAAAAUAAAAUCCUUAUUUGUGCUGUG